AUGUUUAACUUUGCCAGCAAGAUGAUAAACAGCCUGAUGGCCGCGGGUGACGAAAUGGUCACCGGGGCCGAUCCGCAGACCAUGCAGCCGUCACAAAACAACCCAGUCCGCGGACAACUGCCGCCGUCGCGCCAACAACAACAGCAGCAGCAAUACGGCAAUCAGCAACAGAACUUCGGUGCCGGAAAACCCGCGGGCAUCACGUCCGCGACCGUCACCAGACAGUACGGCAUAAAUCAUCCGCAGCAGCAACAGCAGCAACUGCAGCAGCAACGGACCGCAACAUCCGGCGUCGGUGGGUAUCCUCAACAAUCGACUGGGCAACUCCAGCAACCGUCUUUUUAUCGACAACAGCCGUCGUCGACGUCCUCGUACAACACCGGCAGGCCGAUGUCGUCCCAACCAUUGUUGUCGCACUCGCAACAGUCGCAACAGUCACAGCAGCAGCAGCAGCUUUAUGGUAAAUCAGCCAUGACACCGGCAUCGGCACUGUCAGCAGGUAAAUCAUAAUUGUUAAUUUUAUAGGCGAUCAAGUUAAAAAAGAAAAAAAAAAAAUCGUAUACCGGUGCGACACGAGACAUCCCGAAAUUCAAAUUUCAUUAAACUCUUAGGUACCGUUAAGGAGUGAAUACCUUUUAACACUCGUAUCCGCUCGACUUCGCCACUCAUGCUCUCCGAGUUUUCAAAUGUAACAUAGGUAUCGUUGUAGUUUUUGUUCUGGGAAACGAGUAAUGUCAUAAUUAAUUAUUCAUAUUCGCUUCGAAAAUCUAGUUUUGUUAAACUAUCCUUCGUGACAUCGUGAAUCGUGUACGCGAAAAUACGGUUUCGUUAUACUGUAAGCUUUCAGUUGGUCUAUUGACGAGAAUUAAUAAAUACUACGCAACAUUUAGUUACAAUAAUAGCGUAUAAUACAAUAAUUUUCAAAUAAUAGCGUCACGUGUUUUUUGUAACAUAUAGUAUUUAGUAAUAAUUAUUUUUAAUUGUUAUACAAUCGAGAUAUAUAUACAAUAUCCAAAAAAAAUGAAUACUUAUACAUUUUUUUUGUAUACAGGUAAUAAUAUUUAAAACGAAUAUCUGCUUCACUGUAAUAAAUUAACAAAAAACAAAAACACGAUGGUAAAGACGUUACGGUGUGAAUUGAAGUCACCGUGGGCCUCUGCAGCACGAGGUCAAAUUGUAUCAAAAAGUCCAAAUAUUUCGAUUCAGCGGUGCGAGAGAACGGAGAAUUAAUUGUUGACAAUUUGGCUAGUACAAUUAGGCGUGGCUGGGUGAAGUGGAGUGGAGCAACACAGGAGUGUUAUGAGAUGAAAAAAGGGCAGCCAUUAAAAAUAAAAUGUAUAUUGUUAUAAAACUAUUGUGAGCCGUACAGCGAUCGUUCAUGUAUGAGUGUUGGCCGUUAAAACAUAGAGAUGGAUGUAAAUAUAUUGGAAGCCGGGAAGGAGGUGGGCCACAGAAAAAGUGACUAGACGUUUUCAGGAGAGAUAAUAUAAUGAGGGUAUGUGGAGUGGAUGAAAAAAUGAUAAUGGCCAAAGGAGAUGUGGAGAGGGGUAAGCGAGAAUAAUAAAAUACAUAGCUGACUCCAUUUGCAUGAGACGAAGGAGGAGGGGGAAAGAGAGCUGUGAAUAUUGUCGUUAAUCGGUCUCCUUUUAUUGGUAUAAAAUAAAAAAAAAAAUAUUUUACGCGGCGCUAUGUAACAGGGAAAUAACAUUGAAAAAUUAAUGAUGUGUUGAUGUUUUCAAAUUCAAAUAUAAAUUAACGUCUACAUUGUUAAAAGUUAUGUAAAUAAUGUAUAUAUUAUGCGCGUCUUCCUUUUAUCGUUUUUUUUUUUUUUUUUUUUUUUUUACCACAUGUCAGUUUCAAUUUAAAUUCGUUACCCUUUUAUUGUCUUACACAUUGAUUGAUCGAUUUUUCUUCGCUUCUGCGACAGUUGAAAAAGUAUUUCACAUCAUUAAUAAUUAUUGAUUUAUUUUAUUUUUUUUUCGAAAUAUUCGCAGUAAUAUUGAGCUGUUUCAAUCCGAUUACCCCGAUCGGAUUAAAUCGGCUUGGUCAACUUGGUCCCGGUAUAAAUGGUAAAAAUACACAUACUGAUACCGCGAAGUGAUUACAAUAUUGUAUAAUUAUUUUUCAUACAAAAUGUUCAAAAAAAACAAAACCAAUAUUGUUAUCCGGGCAAUGUUCGUUGAAAAUGUGUAUUCCAUUUAUAACGUUUUAGCGCGACGCCCGGAACGUAUUAUUAUUUAUCUUUAACAUACGCCCGUAAUAUUUUGUCAACUGCGGUUCCAUUUAGAUCCCGUUCAUAUUUAUCCGUUCGCCAAUGUUGAUUCGAAAUUUCAAAAGGGACGGCUUUGCGGCUUCGUUAUAAGUACAUAUAAAAUAAAUAUAAACGCUCUAUAAACUUUGAAUUCGGUGUGCAUGAAUUAUUCAGCGGUACGUUCGCAGAAAAUAGGGUCUCACAUAAAUCACGAUUAAAAAUAGUCUUUCGCAGGAUCUGUCAUCCAUAAAUUGUCGGGUAAAACAACUUUACUCUCGAACCGUGAUUUUCGGUAUGCGUUUAGCCGCUCGCUUGCGCUCUCCGACCAGAAGUGACAAUAGUAAUUAACCUCGUCAUUUUCCUUUUGCCCUCUUUAAUUUCGCGUAAACGAAUAAACCGAAAGCGUUUUCAUUCGGGGGAAAGGUGGGGGGGAUGUAGAAACAUUUUUCCGACGUCGGUAAUAUAGUAUACUGUAAUAACAACGACAUUAUGCGGUUUUAUUUUAAUAAAACAUCGGGUAAUUUUCCGUCAGGAAUUUAUCGAGUGUUAAUUUAACACUGUUCGAAAAAUGUCGAAAAUUAUCCUAUAGAUUUCGCGGUUCCCUAGCUGUUUUCGGUUUCCGAUUUCGCGGCUAUCCGUUAGCUUUAGAUGCCGAGCCACGUCUAUAUCAGCAUAGAUAUUACAAGUAUCUAUAUUGUAAUGAAACCCUUUUCGGAAUUUUUCGCCCAGCUGUUAUCCCGAAAUACCGAAACGAAAUUAGCUGACCGUUCGCGAGGGGUUGUGGAGGGAAACCCCCGUUAAACAUUUUCGAUUUAAAUUUCGAAAACGGCCCGUCGUCUCCCGUCGUCGAGUAAGGCGAUUUUUUUUUUAUUUUCCAACGAUUUUCCGAUUCUUUAUUACGGGCAUUUUUAACGGUCGUUUCUGUUUUCUUAUCCGUUAUUUUAUUAUAGUAAUAAAAAAAAAAUAAAUAAAUAAAUAUAUAAAACGCGAUAUUCCGAUAUACGUAUAUAAACAUGUGACGUACACGAUUGUCGUUUUGUCGUUACCUAUUACUCACCGAACGUGGCGAUAUUUUAUCGUUUGUUACGCUCACAAAAAAAAAAAACGCCUUUCGUUAAGCCUUUUUUUUUUAUUUCCAUUCAGUAUAUAUUAUAUCGAUUUAAACCGUCCCCUCGGAAUUCGGCCUCCGAUCGCGAAGAAAUACACGGCUAGUUUUUUUUUUUUUUUUUUACGAAUAUAGCAAAUUGGCGUGUUGUAGAGUUCCGCCCGAUAUACGUAAAAAUGGGUAGUUUAACAUUUUUAAAUUAUCAUAAUAGUAUACUUACCUGAGUUUUAUUUUUCGUUUUUUUUUUUUUUUUUUUUUUUUUUUAUUAUAACUCAAGUCGAAUACUAUUUGAGUGUUUUUAUUGCUUUUUCGUUUUCCCGGAUUUUACUGCCGCCACUUUGAAUGACGCGAACACCACCAAAGCCGAAGUAAAACGUGUAGACAAGCUCGCUUUCGGUGUGGCGCAGUGUAGCGUAUAUUAAUAGACUGACCAUUAUAUUAUUAUACGGGUACACAGUAUACAUAACUAUCCUAACCUAAUAACAUUAUGCCGAACCGUCAGUAUAGAAUUAAAUAAUUACUCGCUUGCAGUUUUCAUCUACGAUAUUAUAGUAUUAUUAGUAAUAUUCAGCGUUGCGAAAUGUUUUUUUUUAAACAAUUUUAGAUAUCGAGUGGCGCGAAGAAGCUCAUGGAUUUACAAAGGUGUUUUUAUUUAUUUUUUCUGCGGACAACUUUUCUGCCGGCAAUUUUGCUCUGAUUCACAAUGACAGCACUUUUCCAAAAUCUAACCGGGAAGGUACUUUACCGAGGUCAUUUUUUUCAGGAGUUUUCCCAAUAAACGGGAAAAACACGGGAAAACCGGGAAAAAAUUAGGAAAAUAUAUAAUGCGUAUGUAAUUAUUUUACAAUAAUAUGACAUAUAUAUAUUGUUGACAAAGCAACACUGUCAACUGAACUCCGCUCAGAAUCGUUUUUUAUACGUUGUUAACAAUGGCUUAUCGUUGUUUACAGAUAUAAAUUCAAUUUCCCCUCUACUAUUUUCCUCACCUACAAAAGUGGCCCACCCAAGCGCAAAGUUGCCCGGCUUUUUUUUUUUAAAUGUUAACACUCGUUUAAAACGUUUUAAAAAAUAGCACCUAUGUUCCAAACGUUUUAUCCGUGAGUGUUUUAAAACGUUUAAAAAUUAAAUUAAAAUAACUAGUGUUACACUAUUCUGUGUUCCACGAAGAGCGAACAUACUGUUUCAUAACACAGUUUCUAUUCGUUCUCGAAAUAUAAAUUAAAAUAAACAGUUCCAACAUAAUAAUAAUAUUAUACUUAUAGUUAUACAAAGUUAUAUACUUAAUAUACAUACAUAUAUAUAUUUUUUUUUUUUGAUAAACAAGUCGGUAUAUAUGUUACAUUUUUUUUUCAUAUAAUUGCGAUGCAAGUUAUAAUAAUAAUAUUAAUUAUUAUUGUAUACUAUGAUAUUUACAAAUAAAUAAUGUUUAAAACAAAAGAAAAAACACACGUUUUAAAGAAAAUUGACGCGUUAAAAAACGGUUUUUUAUAGUUUUUUUGCAACCCUGAUUAUAAUAUUAUAAUUAUUGCGUCUACUUUCCGUCUUGUGGUAUUAUUAUUAUUCCGAACGGCAUAUUAUAAUUUAAUGUAAUAUUUGUGUUGUUUGCUUGUUUUUUUUUUUCUUCAAAUUUUCAAUUAUUAUCUAUAAUCGAUCAAAUCAAUAUAACGUCGUGCGACGAAUAUACAAACUGCGGUUGAUAAUUUUGCAGGGUUUUUAAACCCACUAUUGCAGGUAUAUUAUAUUAGACGGUUUUACACCGUUUUCGAGCUUAUAAUGCUUGUAAAAACGCAUUUCGGAAUGUAAUAAUUAUUCAAAACGCGACCUGCGGGGUACACGCGAAUUCCUCGGUUGUUUACCGUGUCGACGAAAUAAACCGAAAACCUUUCCAUGGACAAUUUAAUCGAAAAAUGCUUUAUAGACGACCGCUUUUCUUAUCCGCGGCGCGGCUUCCACUUUAAUAAUAUACUCUUUAUUUAAUUUCGAAAUGUAUUUCGUCGACUUCGGUAAUGCACUUUGUUAUAUGGGCUCGGGCGAGAAAAAACAUAUCUAUACGAGUAUAUUAUUAAUAUAUAUAUAUAUAUACCAUAUUGUACAGGUACAAAAAGUAUAAUAAUUGUAUUAGUUUUGAAGUUGGAUUCGAACACGAGUUUAGUAGUUUGCGCGCCGAACAUUCACGGCGACGGAUAUAACAAUAAGAAGUUUACUACGUACCUAUAUACCGUAUUAUAAACUUUAUUUCGACGCUCUUUUCACGUGCGGCCGACAAUCGUCGUUUUCGCAGAUAAUAUCACAUUCAACUAUUCGAAUAAAAAUCAUUUUACGAAAAACUUUACAAUGAUUUCAACACAUGCGCGCGAAAUAAAAUAAUAACAACAAUAUUAAAACAAAAAAACGCGAGCCUACUUCGAAAGUAGAACACUACAGUAUUAUUAUAAUAUAAUAUUUAUUAUUCCGUAUUUUCAUAAUUUUUUGGAUUUAUGUUAAUGUCCUUUGCAAAUAAUUAUUCUAAUUUCAAGUAGGUAGGUAUAGCCUAUAUAUAUAUAAGCACCUAGGGACCCUGCAGUAUCAAAGUCGCGCACAGGUAUACGCGGGUACUUUGCAUAUUAUUGUUUUGCAUAAUAUUUAACCAUAUAAUUAUAUAGGUACCUAUUUGUAUACGUAUAGUAUUAUGUAUGUGUAUAAUGUUAAAUACACAUAUAAGGGAAAAUUAACAAUACAUGUUUUUCAUAGUGUAUUUGUGUAUAAUUAAACCUAUAGUUUGUUUUCAACGUUUAUUCAACUAAAAAAACGAAUAUAAUCGAUCUGUCAUUGCUGCGAUAAGCGUACACUGCGAAAUAUAUGUACAAUUAUGUUUAUAUACAUCAUCAAUUACCGUUGAUUAAAUUUCAGGUAAAUUACAGCAUAGGCGCCAAGUUUUUAAAAUAUCGUGGGGGUUCACUAUUUCAGGUGUGCAUAAAAGGGGGUCGGGGAGCAUGUGAGCGAUUUUUCACGUUUAAAUUAAAAUAAAUAUUUUUCGGACGUACGUGAUAGAUACGAAUGCUUUUUAAAUAAAAACUAUAGGGGCCCCAUCGUAUAAACCUCAUAAGCCCUUCAGCCCCCGGUACAAUGCGUCCACGCAUACUAGACACGACAGUGUUUUAUAUCAACACGAAUUAGUCAUUUUCAAUUGAAGACAAUAUAAUAUAUUAAUUAAAAAACUACCAGAAACAUAAAAUAUGUGUAUCGAUUUAUAAUAACUAUGAUUGAUUUCAGAUUCUGAGUGGAGCGAGGCAUUUGUUGGUUUUAUUAUAAUAUGAUUAUAAUGUUGAAAUUCCAUCAUUUUUACGAUUUUUGUUAAAAUAUGAACUUAAAGUGCUUAUAAAAAAACUACAAUACUACGCCUAACUUUUUUUGUUACCGUUAAGUAAAACUUAUAAUAAACUUUGUGUUAUAUUAUAAAGUUUGAAGUAUUUCUGUUUCACCAAAAAAACAAUUCUGUUCACAUAAAACCAAAGAAAAAUUAAAAAAACUGAAAAUACCUAGAAAUAACUCAAAAACCGUUAGAAUUUCGAAAAUGUAACUUCAUCUAAAAAGGCUAAUAUACAGAGUUUGUAUUUUAUACGAUUUUUGGGUCUCUAAAAUUAUUUUUCACUGGAUUACACAGAAAAUACAAAACCGAAUUUAUUUAAACUUUUAUUACCGUAAAUUUGUCCGUUCCCUAUACGGUUUUUUCAUAAUGAUUAUGAAAACUAUAAAGAAAAUUAAGCAAUUACUUCCUAAAAUGUAUUAAUUAGACCCGAAACGAUACAAAAAAACUCUUUUGUUGUUCACAAACACAAAGGAAAAAAAAAAGGAAAAAAGCCUACAUCGCUGCACUCAGAAUUUAAACAAAUAUAAUAGAUUUUUUUAGGUAUAUUAUAUUUUUGUUAUUGCUUUUUGAUGAAAUCGUUCAUGACGUAUACAUUUUUUUCCUUCCAAUAAACAUCAUCUGGCUACCGGGUUAAACUACUAGGCGUCCAUCAGCCUGGUGGUGACAGGCGGUGCAGAAUCAUAAUAUCAAAAUAUACCUAUAGGUUUAUCUAAAAAUCAUAUACUCACGGUUUUGUAUGACUACUUCGAAUCGUAUACCAGCAGUAUUCUUUAUUUUCGUAUGUUUAUUUCAUAUUGUUUGUCGAUAUGUUGGUUAUAAUAUUUACUUCCUGUAAAUAUUACUCCUACUCGUAGAAUUUUGUAAGUAAAGUACCUAUUUAGUAUUUAUGUCGUAUUCCAUUCUUAGAUAAAAUAAACUAAACAAUGGGAACUAAUACAUAAAAUAACAAUUAAACUAAUGAACUAUUAACUAAGUACCUAUAAUUAUGCUGUUAAUAAUUAAGUAAAGGUUAAUUGAUAAACAAUAAUCUAUGAAAAACUAAACUAUUGUAUAAGUAUUUCUAAUACACAUACCUAGGCUUGGCAACCAAACGCCCCUUUUUUAAUAAAGGAGUGGCACAAUAGAUGAAAAUCACAAAAGUUGUGAAAAUCAAUACGAAUAUUUUUCAACAAAUUAUAGUCCUCCUAUCAAAAACCGGUGCCAUCAAUCGUCAGUAUUUUAAAAAAUAACAACUCGCAGCGACGCUGGUAGGUUCAUUAUAAAUUAUAAUUAUACGCUAUAUCCACAAAAGCGAUUUUCAGUGACAUUUCAGUUUCGCCAUUGCAUGUACACAUUUACCGGUUUAAUAAAAUCAAUAAUAUAGUCUGAUAAUUUAUUAUUUUACUAUAGACUGCUAUAGCUAGUUAUAAAUUUUCCUCGUAAUAUUAAAUAAUUGGGUAGGUGCUUUGGUAAUUAAGUCAAUUUUUCAUGUUAGUAUUUUGAUAUUGUUUAAUAAUAUCCAGCAUAGUAAAUACAUAAUAUAUAAUUACUGUAUAAAUAAAUCUAGUAAAUUAAUAAUUCAUAUUACUUAAUAUAUAACGGGCGUUUAUACGUUGUUGAAAACGCCCAAAUUUUAUACUUUGUCCGGAAUUGGUUUUUUUUUUUUUACAAUUGUAUUAAAUUCAUAUUAAAAUUUCAACAUUUUACCUCCACCAAUUUUUUUUCGAAAUAAUAAUUUGAUCUGAUAUUUUGGUUGUUGGUUAAUAUUGUCUGUCAAUUUUUUGUGUCAUUUAUUUUUCAGUGUCGGUCAGUGGUCUAUGUCAGUAGUUUUUAGGUUUAUUUAUAAAAAUAUGAUCCUGUUAUUUAAUGAUGCAUUUUAGUCUAUAUCUUAUACAUAUUCUUUUUUUUGUUCCCGUACACAACCGAAAUGGGAAAAUUCACCCAAACCUUGUUUAGGACUUCUCAAACUAUUUGACAAAAUGUUUACACCGGCUGUCAACUUAACGAAACUUUAUGCAUCGCCUCAUAUGAAAGGCAAAGGUACCGUGGGAGUAUUUAAUCUCCUCCCACAGGAAUAUGUUGUUCAAUUUUCUCACAAUUUAAUAAUAAUAAUUUUAGUGAAUGUAUAGUACUAUUAUGUGGCUAAGGAAUAAGUAUUUUUAACUUAUAGUUAGUACUAAGUAGUAGUUCAUGAAAACCAUAUGAUUUCUAUUCAGGAUAUUUUAUUAGUUUAAUUCCAGUUAGUAAAAGUAAUUUGCGUGUGUGAUGUGGGUUUUCGUUCAAUAUUAGAGGAUGUUAUGGCUUAUGUGUGAGCAUAACAUAAUACCCACCGCAGUUUUUUUUUUUUUUUGUUCUCACAACCCAGACCGUACUGCUGCUAAUUUGGUGAUUGUGCGGCGUAUUAAACUAGCUGUGGUUUGAUUGUAUUUUGUGAUAUUAAGUUUCAAUUGAAACGUGAAAUUAUCGGAUUUAGAAAUAUUUGUUAACUUUAAAUUGAAUUUAUAUUGAUUUAAUAUAAAUUAUAAUGAUUAUUUUUGUUUUGAACAUACGGUUAUAUGAUAAAUUGUAUUAGUAUUUUAACAUAAAAUUUAAAAUAUUAAACUUGUUUAUGUAUCCAAAAACGACUUAAAAUUAAUUCUGUCCCAGAUUUGACGGGCGUGUUCUAAAAAUAUGAUGUUAAUACGAUAUGAUGAAUUUAUUGUAUUUCAUACGUAUAAUAAAAUUAUUAUUGUAAUUUUUCAAAAGUCAUGCUAUAUAAUCAGGUAUCGAAAUUGUACCGAACUUUUUACAAAAAUGAUUUAAUUAUUUUGUUGGUUUUUAAAUGUUUAAACAAUAUUAUUCAAAGUUUAGAACAACCUAUGGUUCGUGUAAAAUACAUACAAAAAUGGCACGUUGUUAAGUUGUUUAACUAAAAUCUAUUGUCAGUGGAAAUAAUAAUAAAUUUAAAUCCGAACUGUCAACGUUUGAAAUCUUUAUGGUUAAAAUUUAACGUUAGAGAUCGGACCAUUGAAUCAUAUUUAGCGGAAGAACACGAAAUGAGAUUUCCACCGUCAUUAUUAUAUAACAACCAAAUAAUGUGGGGUCCGAGAAACACUAUAAUUAAAUGAGCUUAGUAAUAUUAAGUUACUGAGUACCUUUAUUAUUAAACGCAGGAAAAUCUUUUGAAUAUUAAAUUAAACGAUUGUAUUAAUCCUACUUGCGUUUUCUUAAUUCAACUGCUACAAACCGUUUAGAAGGAUCCGCAGGAGCAUUUCUAUUGAACAUAACCAAUUUAAAAUAAUAAAAUAAAUAUAUAUUUUUUUUUUCAUGAAUAAAUUGUAAGUAAUCAUACUUUCUGAUAAACCACAAAUAAUAUCUCUCUUUUUUUUUGCCAUCGCCUUUUACGCGUUUUAAAAAAAAAAAAAAAAAGUAUAGCGAGAUAUUUUCCUCCAAAAUUGAUUACCUACUAAAAAAACCGAAAAUAACCUUUUCAACGUAUAGGUAAAUAAGUUUGUAGGUAGUGCAUGUAUACUGUUUGCGAUCGAUCAUAUUUUGUAGUAUUACUUUUGGUUCAUUAUUUUUAUACGAAAAAAUGUAUGUGUAUCAUGAUACCUAAAAAAGUAUAUUAUGAAACCAAUACAUCAUUCGCUUCUCUUAAAAUAUAGAAGUCUAUGAAUAGCGUUUUUCAUGCUUCGUUGCCUCUUUUCCCAAUUAUUUAAGGUCAAAUCGGCGACUCAGAUCUAUAAAUCUCUAUCCAUCGUGGUCUUCCACAUCCUUUUUCCUACCCCAUCAGUAGACUUCAAAUUAACUCUCGAUCGUAUCUAACCACGUAAUAUCCUUUUUGGUCCUCUUUUUACAUUUUGAUGUAGUGUUUUAAAUAUUUAAAUUAUAAUAUUAUAUUCUCAAGUUGUAAGUUUUUGAUGUUAUAUUUAUUUAUUUCGUGGUUACAGGGACAUACACGCGACUUAAACAUUACGGAAUGUAAUUAUCUAGUCUCAAGAAUAGAUCUUAUGAUGCGUAUAAUGGCUUUUAUUAUUAGAUUUGUUUUUAAUUUGGUUUUUUAAACGUCUAUCGGAGGAAGUUGCAUACUACGCUUGUAUUUUUCUAUCCGAUGAGGUUUACUCUACUCGUCGUUCGUCCCUGUUUUUUUUUUUUUUUACACAUAAUCGGGGCCUAUGCAUUUUUGCUCGUCGUCAUUUUCAAUAACACGGACUUUGUAACAUAAAAAGUAAGAAUGUGAAAAAACGAAAUGUUUAAUUUUAGUUAUAUUUUUAAAUGGUACACUUAUUUCGCAUACACCAUAAGUGGCAAAACACACAUCAUGUGUUGACAGUAUGUGAUACACGGAAUUAGGGUACAAUUUAAAAAAUAUCGGCAUCAUAAAUAUGACCAUUGAACGAUUAAUAUAUAAUGAUAACAUACAUAAUAUGACAAUAUAUAAUUAUAUAAUGACUGAAUGAAAAAUUUCACGAAAUUUUAUUUUUAGUACAAUUUACAUGGAACUUUCGUAGAUACCACGAUAGGUGGUAGAUACCUAUUAUAAUCGCUAGUUUAUAAAUUUGUAAUCUUUAUUGAUAAUAGUAAUAGUUAGUACUAUAUAGUAUUAAUAUGAUAGUUGUUAUUAUUUAUUAUUAUUAUUAUUAUAAACGAAGCAUAACAAUUGCUUUCGAUAUUCACAUAAUACCCAGUGUUUGAAAAUAAUUCAUUCAUAUAGGAACUUAUUCAUUGGAUUUCAUUGGUUUAAGGAACUGCAUUCAUUUUAUUUUUAAGAAAUGAAUUCAAUGUAUGUCAGAAUACCAAAAUUUGCAAUACAUUUUAAUGAAUACCAUCCCCCGCCCCCAAAAAAGCUCUUUAAUAAUUUACAAAGUAAAUUUAUAGAAUUCGUAGUCUUUAUACGAAUUAUACCUACAUAUAGCUAUAAUCAUUCUGUAUAAUAAAAGUAGGCAUAUAAUCAGUUAUAAUAGCCAAUAAGGAAGGUUAGCAAAAGGGGAAAUAUGAAAUAAUUUCAAAUUUGAUUUAAAAUGUUGACGAAUGUGAAUGGUGUACCGUAAAAUAAAUGUUCUCUAUUCGAAUUUGUGUUCAAAAAGUGGUUUUCCUAUUCAAAAAACUAAAAUCGUGCACUUUUUUAAGGUGCAUGGAGUGUAGGUAAAAAUAAAAAGGGGGUUCCGCUUUGAUGCCGGUUUUGAAAAAUCUGAAAUUUCGGUAUCGGUUUCUUUUCGGUUUUUAAAAAAUUAGAAUUUCGGUUUUGGUUUCAAAAAAACCAAAAUUUCGGUGCCAGUUUUUAAAAUAAUAAAAAUUUAGGUUUCAGUUUCUUUUCGGUUCUUAAAAAAUGAAAACUGUUUUCUAUUUUGGUUUUAUACUUGUGUAAGAUAUUUUGGUUACAUUUCGUUGGCGUCAAUUCGGGUGGGUCAAUAACAAUUUUCUACUGCGUGCAGUACGUUAGAUAACGUCAGAUAACGAUAAUAUUAUAAUGUACACAAUCAUAACAUGCCUAGUUAUAUAUUUAAAAUAACCAUAUUUUCAGAAUUUUAUUGCUUGUUAUUGUGGCAACUAGAAAAUCUAUGGCCCGUUAUACACGAGCGAUAUUUCAUCGUACGAAAAUAUUAUCAUACGAUGUUUAUAAAUAGAGCUGUUCACACGAUCACGAUAAAAUUUCGUACGAUUAUCUUUCGUACGACACCUCGAAAACUGUCGGAUGCACUUUAAUAUUCCAGACGAUAAGAAUAUCGUACGACUAAAAUAUUUCAAUGAAAAUGUACAAAAAUAAAUUUGAUUAGAAUACCAACAAACGAUAAUUAUCGUUCAAUAAACCAAAAAAACAAAUUCAGUACCAUGCUAUCUUCCAACGAGUGCAACCGCUCUGACGGAGCGAAUUCGCCAUCGCUGAAAAUUUGUGAAUUUUUUUAAAAUGAUAAAAUUUGUUACUAAAAAUAUUAUAUUUACCUCAAAGUGAUUACCAAUUUUUCCGCGGGAGUGACAGAUUUUCGCUUAUUUGUGUCAUUUUUUAUCCAAAGAAUGUUGUAAUUAGUUCAUCAAAUGCAGAUACUGUCAUUCGGAAAUAAUUAAAAAAUUUCCUCUGAUCUCUCCUGAGACCGUGAAAAUUUAUUGUAAAUGCGCCUUCUGAUAAGCGAGUACUUAAUAAGGAAUGAACCAAACAUUUUUGAUUUUUCUGUUUAUUUUAUUUUUUUUAUUAGUAAAUUAUAAUCCAUAUAUAGAGUGACAAUGUUAUCCAUUGUAGUGUAUAUUUAGAUGUAUAUUGAAUUAUUAAAAAAAUAAAAAAUCCUGUACCACAAUCACUGUAUUUGCAGACGUGUGUCUUGUAUAAAUGUAGAAUUUGACAAAUGUCAAAAUCACAUAGUAUCGUAUGAUGAAAUAUCGCUCGUGUGUAACGGGCCUAUAGGUACAUAAAAUGCAGAAAAUAAUGAUUUUUAUUUUUGUUGGGAUUUUCUAAUCAAAAAUAAAAAGGCAUGGAUUGCGGUUAAGUUCUGGUUUUUAAAUGAAUUUAAUACCGAUUAAAGUGCAUCUGCAUUAUGGUUCCGGUUCCAAAACCGGUUGUUUUCGGUACGGUUCCAGUCCCAGAACCGAAUUCACUUAAAAUCCUCCGGGAUUGUUGCCGGUGCAUGAUAACAUAAAAAAUCACUCUGCGUGUGAUUUAGGUAUACAGAUAAUGUUACGCACGAACGUCGCACGUUCGUUUCAUGAAUAAAAUACUAUCCAACGCGCGGGCACCGCGGACACGUUUGUUCGAUACGUACGUAACACACGUAUACGUAUCGGUAUGCAUUAUACCGAUUAUGUACAAAUAUUAUUAAUAAUAUGACAUUUUACGCCUACGCGCGUACAACGAGAGCAGCGAAAAAUGUAUUGUUGGUUUUUUUUCGCAGUAAACCCCCGUGGUAUUAUGUACACACACACGGUACGUUAUCGUCUGAGCGCGUUCCGUUGUCGUUUCGAAAAGCGACCGGCAAAAAUCCGAGUGCGCAUUUGUGCUUUUAUUUAAUAUAUUUUCAUUUUUUUUUUUUCCAUUAUGUGCGCGCCCGCUGCAGCCGCGGGCGGACGGACGUAAUGCGGCGGCGCGUGAGCCGCAGUCUAAAAUAAUAAUAACCGACUUUAAUGCAUUUCGCUACGGGGCGAAGUAUUAUUAUUAUUAUUAUUUUUACGCGCACGGCCGAGUGUACGGUAUUACAGGUACAGAAUAAUAAUAAUUAUAUUUCACGGCGAAAAAAGGCAAGUAAAAAAAAAAAAGAGACGGACGUAUUCGCACGUGAGCGGGCCACUGUUUCGGGCGAGGAGGAGUUGGGGAGAGUUGGGGGAAAACUCAAUGAACAUCUGUGCGCUGCGAUUAUUGACCAUUGCCAACGAAAAACGGUUCUGAGCGAAGUUCGGUUCAUAGUGUUGCUUUGUCGACGAUAUACAAUAUUAUGUUGCAUUACGGUAAAAUAAUUGCAUACUAUGCGUUCUAUAUUCUCUUUAACAAUAAUAUUUUCCCGUUUUUUUUCCCAUUUAUCAGGAAAAUUCCCGGGGAAAUUAUAAAACGGCCCCUCUAAAGUACCUCCCUAGUCAGAUUUACUUUUAGAAAAAGCGCUAUCGUUGUAAAUCCGAGCAAAAUUACUGGUAUAGAAAAGUUGUCCGCAGAAAAAAAAGAAAUAAACAUCACUGUAAAAUCACUACAUUUCUAAUUUAUAAUAUUAUUACCAUAGGUAUAUAUAUAUACAAGUAUACACAGGUACAGGUAUAUAUACCUAUUGUAUAUAUAUAUAUAAUAUUUUUACACGGGGAAAUAUACCGAAUGCGGUAGUACACGCGGAUUACGCCGCCGUUACGGUAAUGAAAUCCGUUAUAAUAUUAUUGAAAAAUGUAUGGGCGGCAAGCGCGCGUGGGACUAACCGAGCGUAUUAAAGGUAUUUUUUUUUACUAUUAUUAUUAUUAAAGGCGCAUUUCAUUUUUUUUUUUUUUUUUUACGAGAUUUACACACGUAAUAUUACCGAGAACACGGUCAACUUGCUUACAGAUAUACCUACGCAUUGUCGUAGAGGUUACACGCCGCCCAAACACGGUGCAGUUCUACAUACGUACACACGUAAAGAUAAAUAUACGAAAAAAGUUAUCAACGUGCAAACAUGAUAAUAUCACCUACAUAUUAAGCGCAGACCGUAUACUAAUUAACGAGCUUUGUGUAUAUAUUGCGUGCAAUACGAGCAGCGGUCGGACACAGGACAGUGAUGCAGUAAAGCUCGACGUUAGGUACGCCACUCCGUACGAUUGUUAUUAGGUACUGUACGAUAUAAUCGCGUUGCACGUGAUCAAGAAUUUGUUGACAACUGUAAUACGGUUUUUAUGUUUUUAAGGUUGUUACGAUUUUUCUAAAAUGUUGAAUGCAUCUGCAUUUUUGAUAUUAUCUAUAUUAACAUUCUUGUAUGAUUUCAAACAUGUUGAUCAGUUCCGAAAUACUGAAACAAACCCCACAAUUUGUGUUUCAUUUUUAUUGUUAAAAAUUUUUUUAGAUAUUGUUAAUGAUUACUAAAACCAACAUUCAUUUAUAAAAUAUAUGAUAAUUUAUUACACACUGGAUAAAAUAAUGUGAUAGGAUAUGUAAUUUUACGAUCGUUCAGCCACUAAAAAGCGUCAUCUGUAUUUGACUCUUCUAUUAAUAUGAAGCCUAUGAUAAUAAGAUAAAUAAAUUACUAGAAUAGUAUUUUAAUCGGUGCCUUUUUAUCUAAUAUAAAUAAAACAAAAGAAAAAAUUGUGUUCGUUAUACCUAUCAUAAAACUAAGCGUUAAUAGUAGAAAAAGUCAUUGCGAAAAUUGUAUGCGAUUUAUGUAGAGGCGGACUGACUAGGACACAGGCCAGUCCGCAGUUUAUAAUUUUAAGCCGAGAGUCAACUUUUACCAAAACUAUUAAUGAAAAUAGCAAAAUAAAUUUUUCAUAAAAAAAAUAUUAGUAUUAUCUAUAUAUGAUAAAACAAAUAACAUUUAGAUAAGUAAAUAACUACAGCAAAUCAUAGCCGCUAAAGCCCCGUUAUAAUAUUAAAUAAAUGUGAUUGACAGGUCUCUGCCGCUGCAUUGAAAAAGCUUCAGAUAAUCAAAGAGGUAACACAAAAUUGAAGUAUAAGUGCCAAAAGUUCAAAUUAUUUAAACAAAUUGUUUACAUUUUAAUGACAAUUAUAACUCACUGAAAUUGCAUGGUCACGUAGUAGUUUCGAAAAAUCCAUAACACAGGGACUCAUAAAGAAAGGAUCUCCCGUACCAUGCACCCUUUUACGUUUGUUUUGCUGACAGAUGACAGACCAGUCUGCUCCUGCAUUCAUGUAUAACCGAACAGCAUUUAAUAUUUAUUAAAGCAUAUUAAUAAAUAUAUAUUAUGAUAUUAUUACAUAAAUUAGGAUUAUCUUAACGAUUCAAUUAUUUGAAUCGGAUAAUGUAAUGCUCAUUUAUCUAGAGAGAAUGAAAGAUAAAAAACAUAUACUUAGUUCAUUCAGUUAAAACACAACACUGGUUGUGUAUAUGGAGUUAUGUGUGCAGCUGAAAAUGUGUUAAUAAAAGAGCAACAAGCCUAAGAGACAAUAUUAUUGUGUUACAUUAUGCAGUUCACACCGUGCGUGGCCUUUAAAGGUUUGCCCGUGAGGGAGGGGGGAAUCAUAGAAAUAUAACAUAAACGUCAAAGACAUAAUGUAAAAUAUGUACGAUUUAUUUUAUAAUUUAUAAACGCUAUACUAGAUAUAGAGUGAAACAAGACAUAAGAGCGUUUGGCGGAUCAUUAUAAGAUUAGAGGUUUCAUUUGAAGACAGUCACGACGGAGAAGUUUAGAGAAGGCUUUUGAAGCAAACAAAUUGUACUCUCCUAAUCAUUACCUUUCUACAAUAAACUUUUACGUGAGGAAAACUCGAAAAAAAAAAAAAUUUCAAUCGAAAUUUUAAUAUUCUAUUAGACAAUGAGAUAAAACCCGACGUACACGAAAGCAUAUAAAUAUAUAAUAUUUUCAGCGAGAAAAUUCGCAUUACUGCAAUAUUCAUCUUUACGUUUAUAAUACGUAAAUCCAACACAUAAAGCACUACAGAUACGGUAUAACACAGAAUAAUACCAUUAUUAUUCCGUAUAAUGUUUAUUUAGACCGCUGUUUAUUAUUAUUGUUCAUUUACAUCGGAGAUUUGAACUAAAAGAGACGGUUUCGUACGAAUGCAUAGGACGGGGAUUCAGAGAAUUGUUUCCCGAGUUUUCGUUCCUCGUGCGCAUAAAAUAACACGGCAUUAUUAUUACGGUCAACGUAUUAACGAAAAAGUGAAAAUCUCAAAGAGCGUGUUAUUAAUGCAAGGUCGGUAGAUUGGUUACGUGUAUUUUUUCGGUAAUUUUCGAACUUCUGACAUAAACACGAAUAUUCCUGUUUAAAAAUUGAAUAUUUAUAGACUCUAUGACGAAAAUGUCGACAGUAUUUUAGUAUGGAAAAUAAAUAAAAACUAAUCAAAAAGAAUGAAUUGUAUUCACAAAUAAAUGUUACAUAUUACAACACAAUAUAAUAAAAUAUUUCUUUAUACCAAAGUUAAUAGUUUUAUUUAAAAUUUAGCGAGUUUAUUAAAGCUGAAAUAACUUUAUAAUACACGAGUAUGACAGUAUGUAUAGGUAAUAAAACGAUCCUAUUUAUGGUUAAUAAAAUAAUAUUUUUAUCCUUAUCGCAUAAAAUAGGCGCAUUAAGGUAUUGCGGGGCAUAGUUAGUUAGCUAUAUAUAAGUAAGUUGACCUAGUCGAAUUUAAUACUUGAGUUUUUAUGUUGGAGACACGUGUUGUACUAUACUGAUAUUUUAGUGUGUGUAUCAUUUUUUAUCGUCAUAAUGUAUUAUAGCGUGAUAAUAAAGACGGUUUUUUGUUAUCAACGUGAAAAAUAUUAUUUUCAAUUCGUAACCGCAUUUUGCGACGCCUUUUUGAGUACAAAAAAGGAAUAACUAUAAGACAAUUCUGAAAAGUUUCUACUCGAGAUAAUUUUAUGUAUGUAGUAUUUUUUAGCGGCGCAGUGUAAAAAUGAUCAAAUUGUCGUUUGGGGAUUGUUGGCCUGCAUAUUCUAUUUGUUUAGAUUUGUAUUAAUUUACAUGAUUUGACCAGGAAGACUAAAAGAGGAGAGACUACAAAUUUAUAUAAUAUUUGCGUAAUUUCAAAUUUAUAUUACAAUAACGUGAAAUAGCAUAAAUACAAAUAUUUUACUUUACACUUUUGCACUUCAUUAAUGAUAAUAUUAUAUUGUUUUAUUUAUUAGAAAAUAAUAAUGAAACAUGAUUCAAUUUAGUUCUAAAAGUGCAGCAAAUUACGUUAUAUAUGUUUAUUAUGUAAAUUUUUAAUUUUUAAUAACGAAUGUAAACGAAUAUAAACAAGUGCAGUUAAAUGUUUCUGCGUGGGAAACUCUGCUCCUUUAAAGAGGCGCAGGUUGGCGUAAUUAUUAUUUACUUUGUACAUUCGGCUUGGCCAAUUUUCGAAUAAAUAUUAAUAAUAUGGUAAUUAAAACUAAAUGGAUGUACGUGUGUACCCUGUACGUGUUUACGAAUACAAUAUCGAUUCAGUUUCAGUUUAAAGCAACGAAAUUCAACGGAUUAAAAAUUAAAAUACUAGUCUCACUGUCCGCUUGAAAUAUUUAAUAUUUCAGGUAUUUGCCUAUUAAAUCAAUAACGGUUAAUUUAAAUUUUUAAAAAAAAAACCACUGUCGUUUUUAAAACGUUAAGGAUUAGUUAAAAAAAAAAAAAGAAAAAAACGAAAAGAAAAGAAAAGAAAACCCCUUGGCUAUCGAUUAUGAGAUACCAUUUCUGUAUUAUAUAAUAUAAUAAUUAUAGAUUAUUUUUCCGUCGGUUUAUGACGAAUUUUAAUUAGCAAUUCUAUCGAAAACGGUAAUGGAAUUUCGCCAGUUUUAUUCAAUUCUCCGUGCUUUUGUAUAAUUACACAGUAUAGUAAUUAAAAUAAAACUUAAUUGUCAAUUUAAAUUAUUUGUUUAAAAACGGUUACAAAAAAAUAGCGAACGGAAAAGUGCAAAAGUUCACAAACAUUAUACAGAAUUUCAUUUUAUAAUAUAUGUAUAGUUUCUUCUCGUUUUUUUUUUUUUUUUUUUCGGAAAAUAAUGAAAAUACCGCCGCGCUUCCGUUAUGCGUAUUUUCGAAUUUAAUCAAAAUAUAAAUAUAUCAUCAAAUGAAAACCGGGGCGGAACUGCUACGGUUUUACAACUCUGAAAUGCAGUAUACUUUCGAACUCGCAUUUAUAAAGAUUUCACAGGAUAUUGUAUGAUAUUAUAAACAUUUCCUUUUCCGAGAUAUUAAAUAUUUCCCUUUGCCGGGUUAUUAAAUACCGUAUACCAGCCAGUCAUUUCCUUGUUCAGUGAAAUAAUAUAUUAUAUUAAGAAAGUAUACGCGUAUUUCCUCUUUUUUUUUUCCACCCCGGCUGUAAGAAAAUAAUAUAAUAUAAUAUUUAUUUUAUUGUAUCGCUAUAUUUCCGACGAGACAUUUAUGCGAGACCUGCAAUAAUAAUCAUAUUAUAUUAUCAGUGGCGCGACCGAGAUUAAUUUCCGGGUUAUGAAUUCCAAAUGUAUUUCCGAACCGGUUGUCGGGAACAAAACACAUUAUUAAACACCGCAUUGUAGUGCGCGGAUGCGUACGCGUAUUAAGCAGAAUUCGGAAACCAAGGGUUAAAUAGGAUUAUUUCGGAUGGGAAGAAUGGUAAAUGAAAUUGUUUAAAAAUGUGUAUAGAAACCCGAAAGUACGCCCGUGUCUGAGGUUUCGCUCACUCGUCUUUAUGGAAAAAAAAAAAAAAUAAUAACUGAAGUCAAUAAUACUUAAUUGAAUACUUAAAAAUAAUAUUAAUCUACUGUAAUCUUGCAUAAUAAAUAUAAAGAGAAAUUAAAAUUCUGACUCAUUGUGUUUCUUAAGUGUGCCUUUAUCCAUUUUAAAGUGGGAAAUUAUCUUUCCGACGUAUUAGUCGAUAAUGUAACGCUAAGAGUAUUACAACGAUCACAAUAUAAUACGGUCCAUAGUAAUGAGGCGACUAUAGCGACGGAAUUUUCGGGAAGGUACCGCAAAUCAAACUCGACCGCUGCAGCAUUAAUACAAUGUUACAUUGAAUAAUUUUUAUGCAACUCUAAAAGUUUUAAGUAUCUCCUGAUAUUCCGCGAUUAGAAUAAGUUUUAAUUUCAAGCCGUUUAAACGCCAUACUCGAUUAGAAAUAUUUGCAGUUGAUACAGGAGACGUUUGAAACUUUUAAUGACAUCUUUGUUAUACUACGAUGACAUACCAUUGUCAUAUUGGUUAAGGUAACCCAUUACGGCUGGUACGCUCCGGUUUCCAUAUAAACCUUAUUUAUAUGCAUCCAUUAAAUCCAAUCAACUUUAUUCGUAUAUUGAAUCAAUUCGAAUUGGUACGCAAGCAUACAUGCACGUCUAAAACAAGUAUAAUACACUUCCACCAAACCAAUUUGAGUUGCAACGUUUACGUGCACGGUUUAAAUCGAUUCACCUUCAUUCGAAUUUAUAAUGUCGCAAAAUAAUAAAAACAAUAUAAUAUUAUUACGAUUUCAAUUCUUCAAUAACUGAUAACGUUUAUUGUUACACCUUAUCGCGAGUACCCGCCGCAAUCCCGAUUCGGUUGUCGUAGUGUGUAUCCGUUUACACGCAUUUUGUACUCUCGUAGUCAUUUCCAACGCGCAUUUAAAAUGCGAAUAACUAAACCGUUUCGGUCAAACCGAAUUGAAAUGAAACCGUUUUAACAGCCGUUUACGUGCAUCUAACCCCAGGAGUGUUAACUAAUGCGAAUUGAGUCGAAACGGUUUUAGCCGUGCACGCAACCGCGGUAAUAGUUGAUAGUUUUUUCGAUAUGAAAAUGUAAAUACAGGACUUGAUAAAAUGACAAAAAUGUCGCCGGGAGUCAACUGUUCAGGAAUACUCGAGCCCGUUAGGUCCAUCACCUCGGAUGUAUCCUUGGUCGGUAAUAGAAUCCCAUUUUCGGAGCGGGUAGGUUAUGCGCGUGUGAUUGCCCCGUCGGUUAUUAUUACUAUUGUUACCGUUAUUACCCUGUGACGUAACAUUAUUAUUUAUUACAAUAAUAGUUAUGAUAUUUUGUAAAAAUAAGCGCGCUGAAGAAUAGUGCGCACGGCGACAUAAUAGGUAUACAUCCUACGCAAUACGGGCGUUAUCCGUUUUUUCCAGACGGAUUAUACGCGUUUAAACGAGCGUUCUCGCGGUGGUUUUAGCGAUCUCGUAUAUUACACGAUAUACGUUUUAUAAGUACGCGUUAUACAAAGUGUGGGUGUACAUUAUAGUUUGAAACGAGAGAGAGAGAGAGACAGAAAAAAAAAAAAUCACCUCGCAUCAGACGCCUCGUCCGCUACCGAAGCAAUAUAUUAUGUAUAAUAUUAUUUAUCUACGAGAGAAUCUAUCCUAUUGUUUGCUUCCCGCUAUAAACUGUAUGUAUAUAACAGCAUAUGCAUAUUGCAUGCAAUAAUGUACACAGUACGUUAUUAUUAUUAUUAUUAUUAUUGUUAAUAUAAAGGCGUAUAAUAUAACAAUAUGCUGUGCCGCGUGUAUUGUACGCGUAUCUAUACACGUAUAGGUAUAUUCAUUACGCCUUAUAUAUAUAUAUAUAAGGCGGAUCUAUAAGGGGUUCAUAUAAACGGGGGUACGGCGCGAUUCGUGUCCACGAAACUGGGUUAAAAAAUAUCGAUUUUCAUUUGCUUAGUCGAGCCGUGUGCUCUCUCGGGAGUAUUUGAUACGUGUAUUAUACGCGCGCACACACACACACACGCACACACACGCAAACACACGCACACACACGCGCGCGCGCGCACACUUCGGACUCUCUCGCGGUUCGGGCGACAAAAGUAAGAUGAUAUUUACCGCGUUAUAAUGUGCGGCAAGACCGGAGCGCUGGCAGCGAAACGCGCGUUUGCGAAUAUUGCGAAUGUCUAGAGAACUCAAUAUACAUUCGGUUUCUCACUUUAUGACGUGCGGUUUUUUUAUUUUGCUUCCAUUUCCCCCCCCCCCCCCCCCCCCUUCCGGUCUGUUGAUAACGUUUCUAACGGGUAAUCUCGUUCCGAUCGUCUCUUCGUGGCACGAAUAUUUUUUCCAAACCGUUAUAAUUGGCGCAGUGCUCUUAUUUCGAAUAUUUUUUUAGUUUUUUAAAUAAUCGAGAAAACCGGAAAAUUUACGUAAUAGCCGGUUUCCGUUAUUUUCGGUUUUGUUUUUUGUCGAAUUUUCCUCGAAAAUACAGACUAUUGUACUGUACCGUGUCUGAUUUCUAUAUGUUAUACACGUAUACAAAUGUGUACGUAUUUAUUUUUCCUGUUACUUUUAGACACUUUUAGCGGCUGGCCGAAUUUCGUCCAGAGUCGUAAUUCAUUAAUGAUCAAUAAUCAUCGUUUGCAAACAAAUAUAAAUUAAAUUACUUUGGAUAUCCUUUCUACCGAAACUUUUGAAAAUUCGGAGAUCUUUGAAAACUUGCCACGAUCUUCUGUUAGGGUUCUCUUUUUACGUGUUCCCCAGUCACAAAAUCCGUCUGGAAAAAUAAAAAUAAAUUCAAAAUUAACAGAGAGAUAUAAAAGUCCGUUGAACACGGCGAGACACACUGUUUAUUAUCAUGUAGGUACAUUUUUACAUAGAAGUAGGUACUCGUAUAUAUUAUAUACACGCAUGCGCAUAAUAAUUAUAAUUUUCUCCGAGCGUACGAUAGCAGGGAUAUUUUUUUUGUUAGGCGUAACUAUUUCAAACAACUUACGGGCAACUCAGUUUUGUUGUUGUUAUCAGUAUAAUAUUAUAAUAACUAUGUAUAAAAGGCGGCCGACUUCUAUUAUUGAAUUACUUUAUAAUGAGGUGUGCUGUAUAUGCAUACAGGUAUGAACUUUGAACUUUGUAGAACUUUGAGAAUGAAAUCUGUAAAACUAAAUUCUAUCAAAUUAUACACUUGCGUAUACCUGCUCGUUAUAGUGCCGUGAGAUACGAUGUAACUAUUAUAAAUGAACUAAAUUACAAUUCAUCGUUAUAAAAUAGAUUUUACCGUUGUAGCAUUUUUAAUAUAGCGUUAUAGAACAUGUAUUCAACAUUGUUAUUCAUUUAAAAAUAAUAGUAUUGUACAUUUUUAAAAGUGAACUGACAAAAUUACGAUUAUUAAUUAGGCGUAUAAAUAAUUGAAAAAAAAAAAAAAAAACAUCAUAGAAAAAACCAAUACAUUUCUCGUCGCACUGAAGAAAAAAAUAAUUCACGGUUAAAUCUUUGGUCCCAGGAAACUACAGGGCUUAUGACAAUAUUCUGUAUAGUUUUCUAUUCAAACACAUUCAAUUUUGAAAAUAUAUAUAUAAGUGUAUAUAAACUUAUACGCCAAUACACAACAUAAUAUAAUGAUUAUGAAAAUACAUACACUUAUGUAAUAAUUUAGGCCGACAAAUAAAGGAAAACAAAUUGCAUUAGACAAAAUUUAAAAAAAAAAACAUGACAAAAAUAACUUUUUAUUUAUUCACUUUAGAAAAUUUUCAAAAUAACCAUUUUGUAAAAAAUAUUAUUAUAAAAAUUUGAAUGCAUCAUACAUUCAUAUCUGAUUAAUAUUUUCUCAACUAUGGCCGUUUUAAUUUGUAGAAAAUAAGCGUGAAAACAAUUAAAACGGUUAUAACUAAGAAAAUAUUUAUCAAAUAUGAAUAUGUGAUACGUUAAAAUUGUUUGAAUAAUAUUUUUUACAAAAUGUUUAUUUUGAAAAUUUUUUCAAGUGAAUAGAUAAAAUUAUUAUUAUUUUUGUCUUUAGGAGAUGCAAAUAAAAAUUGUGUGUGUUGAAUAUACUGAUAUAAAUUUUACACCAAUAGCGAAUUUACGUCAUCUCCGCUAUAGGCCAACGUAUAGAAUGACAAUUUUAGGAGAGGGGUCCUCGUUUAUUUUCUAAUUUUGCAAUGUCCAAUUAGAUAUUUAGUUUGUAUAUGCCAUUAUGGACAUUGCGGUACAGUUUGAUUAACGUGUUCAUCAUAUUAUACGUUAUAUUUUUCUUUUUCGUUUAAGUCCUUAAACUUUGACACAACUCAAACGAUUAUGGAAAUAAUUGUAAAAAUCAAUAUUAUUCAAUAUAUAAUGUACAGUAUUAUUCGGUAGCUGUGAAAGCAGGAAAAUAAAAAAAAAAUAAUUGCUAUGAUGUUAUAAAUUGGUGUUUGUUUAGAGUGUGAAGUAUUUACAUUUGAAACGAGUCGAGGGUUCGAGCCUUUAAAUAUAAGUUGACAGGUGAAACGAUAUACGAAGUGCUGAAAUAAUAAAUACCUAUAUUUUUUUUUUUUAUUUAUUGUUAUUUCAAACUAACUACCGACCGUAUUAUAGUUUUGGGCUUGAAAAUAAAAGCUCUUAUUUCCGCACUUUAAAUGCUAUAGUUUUGUACACGCCAAUAAUUAGAAAACAUAAUUGAUGUCAGCUCUUAAUUAAGUCGUGUUCGUACUUUAUUUUUUCCCCGUCGAAGUUAAAAUAAACAUAAAUGUCAUUUAAAACUUUAAAUUAAGUUUGUGUUUAUAACUCUCGCUAACUCGAUUGUGCAGUUUCAAUUCUAGAGAAAGGUAAGAUAAACGUUAUAAAAUUUAGUUCGCAUCCUUAUUGUGCCGAGCAGAUACAUACUUAUAAUUUGAUCGUUUGCGCUGUGACAAUUGAAAAGGGUACAAGUUCAUACGAUGGUGUCCUAUAAUAUAUUAUUAUGUCCACACUUUAUGACGAACAUGUAUCACAUUUUAAUACACUUAUGCACUCGUGUGCCAUGCGUUUAUACAUCCUUCUCCUUUUGAUCUGCUUUAACCCCAUAUAGACACCGCGUAACUUUUCUGAGUGUAUAAUUUCACCACACUGCAACGUCGACGAAGUGGAUAUUAUUAUCAAUUAUAUAUCUCGACCAUAAAAGGUUUUACAGCGGGUAUUUUUAGAAGUAGAACAAACUGGAAGUGUCGAACCGGGUUGCCAAACAAACAAUUUCAAGACUAAUGUGUAGAUAGAUAUACGGAUACGAUAACAUUAUAACUGCCAAAUAUGUUAUCGAGGUGCAAUAGUACGGAGUCCUUGAUACGCAGAGCCUAUAAAAUAUUAAUGCGAUUACUGGCCCAGGGUUAACUCAUUUUCGGGAGCCCCAAAUUGUUUAUAAAAAUUAAAUACAAUUUUCAUUAAUACCUUAUACCAUAUAUGUUUAUUUAUAUUUAGUCGUUUUUAAAUAUUGUAGAUAUUUAUAUUAAUUUUGUAAAAACUGUAUUAUCGUUUUAUUUUUUUUUUUUUAAUAUAAACAACAUUUUUAUUAGAAAAUUUGUUCAGGUUUUCAAUUAUAGCAUCUAUUCAAAAAAACAUUAUGUCUAGUUGGUGCAAUAGGAAGUCAUUUUUAGAUUUCCGAAAUAGUUUUCUUAAUUAUUUGAGAAAACCAGGAAAAAAGCAUGUAAAAUGGGAAAAUCAUAGAAAUAUGAAAUUUUCAAAAAAUAUUAAUAGUGACCUAUUCUAGAUGUCAAAUUUUUUAAAAAAUUCUUGUAAUUUUUAGUUAUUCAUAAAUAUCUGACGUUAUAGAGGUUUUUCUUAGUUUUUAUUUAGUUUUAUGUGGUAAAAAUUAUUGUUUCGAUACAAUAUUUGAACAUUUUACGGUUCAUCAUAAGUUGUACUUAGAGAUAAAAUACAAAUUGAGCGUAAUUAAGUUAUUUCUUUUUAUGAAAUUCGUAAAAUCCCGAUAUUUCAAAACGUAUUCAACCGAACUUUGCUCGUAAUUGUAUUCCAUUAGCAAUGAUUUAUCGUUACACACAGAUAUACGUUUUAGAUAACUGCGUAUUAAUCCUACCUUCUAAAGUUCUCACAUUCUACAAUAUCGAUACACCUGUCAACAUUUUUCAAAAUUGUAAUUAUUUGAGUUGUAUUAUUAUUAAUGAAAAAAUUGCAGACAAUUUAGAAUUCCGACAUUUGUCUGGGGCACCAUUUGUUGAGAGGCUCUGAUAAUGAUAGGUCCAUUACAAGAGGGUGAAUCAAUAAUUAAUUAUCUAGGCAGUGCGUCAUAGCGUCAAGGUUAAAAUAAAAACGUUUCGUUGGUUUUAAUGUUUUUCGAGUGAGGGACAGGCCCACCUCUUGACCUCCUCCCCCUAUGGGCGCUCAUAUAUUAUCCGCGCUAACGAUAUAAUAUUUUUUUUUUAGUGACGGUUGCGUUGUGUGUAAUAAUAAUCGAUUAUCGCACGUGUUUUACAGGUUUGCCGGAACCCACAGUAAUCGACCCUGACCCGUUGAGUCUGGACUUGAGCCACCUGAGCGCCGAGGAACGGGCCCUGAUUCAGAACGUGAUGGCCAAGGCGAAAAAAGAGGCCAGCGGUCCGGUAACCAUGGGAUCACAACCGGCGACGGGGUAAUAAAAGUUUUUUUUUUUUCUUUUCGUUUAAUAAAAAGUGUCAAUCAUACAAGAUGCGCAUUCGAGAUCUCGAGCAAACAAGCUAGCGUAGACGGGAACUUGUGUUUGAACAGAAAUUAGGACGGUGAUAGCAGAGUGGCAAACUUAUUUAAUUUGCCAUACCGUUUAAAUUGAAUUAUAAUCAAUUAAUUUUUGUUUAUAGUUGUAUAAACGAAUUUUGAGUGGCGGUGAAUUUUCGGGAAAAAGUAUUUUGUGUUCGCGCUUUUGUUUGUUCAAAAAACUCGGAUUAAAUUAAAUUAAACCCAAAGGACUUGAAAUAAAUUCCCGUCAAACGUAUAAAACGUUACACAAAAAUCUACUACUACCUACUCGAAACUCACUCCGUCACCGUCGCGCCGCCACAGCGGGGUUCGCGAAGAAUUAAUUUAUUUUUUUCCUUCGUCAUCAUGUCAUUACGUGUGCGAUUAAUAAUAUGAUAAAUGCCCAACCAUUGAAAGCCAAAGGUGAUUUUUUCACCUCCGCAUGACACUGUCGUUAUCUUGGAAAUUAUUAAUCCGUUUCAAGAUUUUCUUCACCCGGGUAUUAAAUAUUACACUGCCUAUAGUAUAUUGAUCUUCGUGGUUUCGAUGAGCCCCUACGUGAAUUCCUCGAUACGUAGGAAAUUCAUCUCUCGCGCCGUUAUAUAACGUUCAACGGUUAUUUAAUGACGAUGCCGCACCGCCGCCAGUCGUAUCUCGGAGUUCCAAUUGAACAUAUUCGAGUCAAUCGAAAAGGCACACAUGGGUUAGUAAAGUAAAAUAUUUGAAAUUAGAAGUUACACAGAAUUAUAUCCCGUAAAUACCUUCGUGUAGCGUCAUACGACUAAUUAAAACAGAAACUCCGUUCUAUACAGCAUAAUAUCCCAAGAGUCCCGCAUCAUCCUUGGUAUCUCGGAGGCAAAUCAAUAUAAUUUUUUUUUUUUUUUAAGUAAUUAAUAAGAAAAUAAUUCUAAUUGGAUGCCAUAAAUCAUUACGCAUAAGUUUCUUUUUUUUUUUUUUUUUUAAUUAAUUAGAACGCAAUUAAAUUUUUAAAAACUUCAAGAUAAACAUUUUUUUUUUUCACUAUAUUUUUUAAAAUAAUUUAACAAACAAAAUAUUAAAAUUUACUGAAAAUCGACAAAAUUAAAUUAUAUUAAGUUUAAUAUAAACAAUUCUGUGAUCCAAUCGAGAAUGAUUAAAGAGUACGAUUCGUGUUUUCCUAAUGUAACUAUAUUAUUUUUAAAAAAUCAAAAACUUAAUAUGGUUUAACUUCGUCGAUUUUCACCCAAUUGUAAUAUAUACCUAUAAGAGUAUAUAAAAUAUAUAUAUAUAUAUAUAUAUAUAUAUAUGUACACAAAUUGAAUGUAUAAUAGAUAGCUGUAUUAUAUAUUUGUUGAAAACUAUUUAAAAUAAAUAUGAUCAAAAAAAAAAAAAAAUGACUAUUUGAAAAUAUAAAAACUGAAUUGCAUCAAAACAUGUUUAAACUUAUGCUAGCCUAAACUAACUUAAAAAAGAAAAACCGGAAUUUAAAUAUAUUGAUUUUUUUCACGAAGGUACUGUUAAGGGGGAUACUUUUGAAGUCUUUUGGGACUUGCUGCAUAACAUUGCAUAUAUUGGUGACUGGCUAGUAAAUAAUAUAUACGUAGAUGUAGGUACAAGUGAUGAGAAAAUUCAAAAAAGCGUGAAGUAAUAUCUAAAAGUAAUAUAAAAGCUUAUAUCAUUGAUAAUAACUGGAUCGUCGAAUAAAACCAAUAAAAAAAAAAUCACCGUAAUUCGUAUCAAUAUUACACCGUGGUGUUGGACUGAUGUCAUUGCUUAUGCAACGAAUAAAUAACAUACCUACCUCGUACAAUUUGGUACUAGAGGUUGUCCGGACAAAAUCCCACGGGACAAAAUCUCACCAGGACGAAAUCCCGCAAUAAAAUAAAUAAGUAAAUAAAUAAAUAAAACACACACCACAGUAUUUUACAAAUACAUCCCUCGCUACGCUCCAAAUAUAAAACAAACAAAUAAAGCAGACGUAACAAACUAAAAAUGUAUCUUAAUUGUAUUUUAAUUACAUACAGGGUGUUUCAUGAAGAUAAACACAUUGCAAUAUCUCCUGAGAUAAUAAAGAUAAUCAAAUUCUGUUUUUGUUUUAUUACUUGUAGAGAUACGAACUACAAAUGUUUAUAUUUAAAAUAAAUUUGUAUAUUUUGCUAAAAAAAAUUAAAAAAAAGCUCUUAAAUUAGUUUAUUCCGGAGGAUAGUGCGAAGAAGGCGUUCCAAACUUUGUUUGAGAGUGAAUUCUAUAAAAAUAUGAGCCAGAAUUUGCUUCUCUCCUUAAUUACUUCGAAGAUACUUGAAUGAAGAUUCAAGAUAGGCGUAGACGGCGGCGCAGUCCACUGUUUUCUCUUUAUAUUUGGAAUUGUUUUAAUAAUGUGUUAGCAGACCUCCCUCGAACAAAUAAUGGUGUUGAAGGAUGGCAAAAUACUUUAUAUUCACUCCUACAUGCUGCGCAUCCUUUUAUUUUAAAAGUAAUAAAUGCAUUCAAACGAAACUAAAAUCUUACGAGGGUGAACAUGGGAAGUUUUAGUCAGGGGGAGGAAAAUGCUUUUUAGAAGAAACGUUAUUAACACUUAAAUUCAAGAAUAGAGUCCAUCUAUCAUCUAUUAUCGGAGUAUAAUAUUCGAUUGUAAAUAACAAAGAACAUAUUAUUAUAAAACUAUGAUAAAAUAUAAAAUAGUAAAAAUAUAAAAAUUGUAUGAAAAUGGCUUUAAUAUAAGAGAGGACUUAAUAUAUAGAAUAGAUUCGUUGAAAUAAAUAAAAUAGUUUACAAUUUGUUAAUUUUCUCUUUAAAUAUAAUGGGUUUACGAAAAUUAAUAAUGGACAUUUUUUUUUUUUUUUAUAGAAAUGUCUAUGUAUAAUGAUUAGGGUUCAACACAUUUUUGUGAUUAAUGUAAUAGAUUUUGAAACAAAAAGUAAAAAUCAAGGAAACUACCCCUUUGGUAAUUUUACAACACUCUUAUGACAAGUAAUAAAUUGCCUAUCUAAGACCCUUCUCUACUCCUCUGGUCUAAACUUUAAACUGUUAUAACUCAUAAAAGGUAAAUCUGAUAUUAGUGUUAUGCAUAUCAAAAUGUCUAGACAAAUAUAGUUUAUUCAAAUCACUAUUCAAAAAGGGGGGGAUUCCUUUUCGAAAAUUUAAAAGCAUGCACUUAUUUAGGGUAUAUGGAGUAGGGGUAAAAAAUUAAAAAUGGUUUUAAAAUAAAGGUUAAACAAUCCCAUAAAGAUUAGAAAAACAGAAAUCAAAUUCACUUAAAAUUCUCUGAGAUAGUUGCUGGUUCAUCAUAAAAAAAUUCACCCUGUAUAUAGAUAUAUAUAUAUAUGUAUAUUUAUAUAUCAUUGGUACAGUCGAAUAUCGUACGGUUUAUUUAAUUUCUAUUAUUCAGAACAUUCAAAGCAGGUCUUAAAAAGGUCAAACCAUGGACACAUUUGAAUUAAUGUAAUUAAUUAAUUUUUCUUUAUUUGCUGACAGAAGUGGAUCGAGGACAAGAUAACAGGGGAGGGAGCGAUUAUUCCUACCGCUCCCCUGAAUGCGUUACUGUUUGAUGAUCACUCGUUUAGUUUACAAACAAGGGUUACUGAUAAAAUUUGGUUGUGUGGCAGAAAUUGUUUUCAAAAUUAAAUGAAGUAAAUGUAUCAAUAUAAGAAAAAACUAAGUUUUAAACCUAUAGUUUUCAGUGAGGAUAACAAAAUUCGAACUUUAAAAAAAAAAAAAUUAAAAAAAAUAGAAUUUAAUUGGAUUGAGUCUGCAGGUUUCUGACGUGUAAUAGACAGUUUUACUUUGUUCAAAGAAUAUUUAGAAGCAGUUAAGAUAAACAUUGAACAAUUUGAUAAAAUUUACAACGAAUUUGACAUUCUUGAUUUCUGUUGUUCUGCAGAAUAUUUUUAGGAAUAUACAGGCUCCAUGAACAAAAAAGUUUUACAACUGCUGAUUUAUAUUUUAAUAUAUUUAGUAGGAAACUAACGCUGGGUCUAGAAACUUGAAAAUCUGUACAGAGGUUCCUUAUACAAUGUUGGCAACUCCUACGAAAGGUUUUUUUUCAAAAUUCAACUACCGCUAAAGGGUCAAAUGAGAUUAAAAAGUUUAAUUCACUUAAUAACCCAAAACUUCGUACAACAAAGCUAUCAAAUAAAUAGUUUUUGGCUGAUUUAGGAAAUUCAACCCCCGAGGGGUUGAAAAGGGAUUUCAAAGUUAAUGUAAGAAUAUUAACUUUUGGUCAAGUUCAUUAUACACAUUUAAUUUACAUCAAUAACCUAUUUACCUUUCACAAAUCCCGUACAGAGUUGAAAGUUAUAAAAGUCUACCGGGCGAAAUUUCCAAUCUGUGCACAUCAAGUAGAAUACUAUUACCGUGAAAAAUGAAAACGGUACCAUAAAAAGCAAACGAACUGAAAUCUGGCGGUGACGGUGACGAAAAACUCUAUGACUGGGCCAAAAUCAUAAUUAUCUCAUAUAUAUAUCUCUUAUAUCACACGUUACCAUACGGAGUGUUAUCGCUGUCGAAGUGGCGUCUGUGUGAGCUAUGAGCGCUAUCAGUCAACCACCCGAUUUUUAUUCUGAAAUAGUUUGAUUUUAUACGCAAUUCCAAUAUAAUUGUUCAAUAUUUAAUAUUUAAUUUAGAUAAUUGCAUUUUUAUGUUCACGUAGUUAUAUUUAUAUGAAAUAUAUGAAAAACCAUAAUUUUCCUUGUGAUGUACAAUGUACAUGUUAAAAUCGGAUUAUUGAUCGCUAGCGCUCAUAGUUCACGUAAACGUCACUUUGACAAAGCGAACGCAUAACCGCGCGCUUUAACCUGCGUAGAUAACGUGUAACCAAAACGUAUGGACAACAAAUUGAAUACCCACGUCGCCAAUUUUUUAUCAUUAUCGUUCAUCCGUGCCCCGUUAUGUGCUGCGGCUGUUGCAGCGCCCCCCGUACAUUUGCUUUCGAUCGCGAAUUCGUUUCGCUAUCGGGUCCAUUGUAUUUCGAGCCAAAAAUAUGACUAGUUUUUUUUGUUUUUCACGAAGGACCACUAUGAUGUCUCACGAUAACACCGGGACGUCUGUAGACGCUAACGUUCCGUCGUACGCCGCCAACGGGAAUAAUUCUUCGUCGUCGUCCGGCCAUGAUUCCGUUUACUACAACAACGGUGUACAAAAUCAGCAGCAGAACGCUGCGUACCAAGACCACAAUAACGUUUACCAGCAACAGCAGCACCAGGCCAACCAGUCUACGGCGGCGUACGCGCAGCCCAACAACGCGUCCGGGUACCAGCACGACGGUUACAAUUCGGCCGCGGCCGCGGCGGCCAGACGGCACAUACAGCAGCAGGAGGAAUACGAAAACGAUUAUCACAGCCGGCUGCCGAUGUCGCCCGACGAACAGUACUCGCCCGUGUCGCCGGAAAACGAGGUGUCGCUGCCGUACGGCAUCGGGAGUGACGGCGGCGUCAGCGCGCAGCAAUACCAGCAGCAACAGCAAACGCUGCAGCAACAGCAGCACCAGUUGAUGAUGCAACAGCAGCAGGCCGAGCGGUCCGGUUCGGAUUCCAGUGACGACGUGACACUGGCCGAGUGUCUGGCCAGCGGCGGCGUCGAGCUAAAGUUGCGGCCGAUGCCGCUGUUGGACGAGAACGGCCGGGUGCUCGUGGACGAUCACGAGAGGUCGGGCGGCUCGCGCGAACACGGAUAUUUUUACAACAACUGCGCGGCGCAGUCCAUGUAUUUCACCGGUUCGCCCGCGAACCUGCCCGUGGACUACGACACCAUAUACGAAGACGAGAACGAGCUGUACAGCCCGACCGGCGCCGACGGGGUGACCAGCCUCCGGAAACGGCGUAACAUGUCCGGUCAGUAGUAUAGUAACACAAGUACAGUGCGGGCAUUCGCGAUCACGGUCUCAGGAGGUAACGGCGGGAAUGGGGGGUGGGGGUGGACAAAAGUAUUAUCGCGGUGUCAAGUUCCCAAACGGUUUACUAUCGACAACGAAUACCGAUAAAAAAAAACAAAAAAAAAAAAAAAACGGACAUACUCCGCGCAUUGUUGUAGGUGAGAAGUUUGGAAGGCACGGGGGAAAUCAAACGGACCAUAUCUGUACGCGACGGUUAACCGUUGCUUACGGAAAACGAUGCCGAGCGGAGUUGAGUUAACAGUGUUGCUUUGUCAACAAUUUAAUGUACACCGUAUUUCGGUAAAACAAUUGCGUAUGCAUUAUACAUUUUCUUGAACAAUAGAUGUUUAAUAUUGUACUUAUUUUCUCGUUUUUCCCAUGUUUUUUUUAUCGGUUUUUCCCGAUCAUUAUGAAAACAUCUGGGAAAAUAAAAAAAAAUUACUUCCUUAAAGCACCACCCCAGUCAGAUUUCCUUUCGGAAAAAGUGCUAUAAUUUAAUAUCGGAGCGAAAUCGCCGAUAGAAAAGUCCGCUGACAGAAAAAAAAAAAUAAAUAAAUAAACAUCAUUGUAAAACCAAUACGUUUCUCGCUCCGCUCAGAAUCCAAAAUCAUUACACAAAUGAACAAAAUUAACGAAUCCGAAAAUAUCCAGAUAAGUCAGCACGAGAAUCGCGGUAUUCGUAACCGUCGAAAUGUGUUUUUGAUUACCGAUAAAAUGACAUUGCCCAUGUUUUUCGAAAUUUAUUGCAAACACAACAAAGUCAAGGCGUUAAAAACCCAGUUCAAGCGGAUGGUGCAUUUUCACUUUAUAGAUAUCACCGAGAUCGGUCGCAUAAUCGGAUGAAAAUCUAGCGGGGGGUCGAAAACUAUCUAAAAUUUACCCCUCCCCCCCAUACACACACACAUACCCCGCCGCGUACAGUCGGCAUUCGGCUCGUACCCGCAUUCUCGCCGGAAGAAUCCGGACCGGUCAAUUCGCGGUUUAGACCGUUUCGGCCGCGAUCUCGGCACAAAGUUCGUGGUCGACGCGCUCUCUCCUGCGGCGGGGAAAACGCGAACCCCCGGGUGCGGGCGCGAGAGGCCAGCAAAUUACCGCGGUGUGGACUUCGCGACUUUCGUGUCGAUUCUGAGACCGUGCUCGCGAUAUGUGUCAAUUAGUUAUCACGCGGACAGUUGUGCAGGUGUGCGCAAACGCAUACAAUAUGUGAGCGCGUACGACAUACCGCGGCGCGUUUCCCCCCUCCCCCCCACGUCGUUUUCCGCGCGGGACAGUUGCGUACAAAUUACAAGGGUCACGGUUUCUGCACGGAGCGAAAGCGUUUCAUUGCGAACGCAUAUACGUGCGCGCACACGUUACGCGAAAAACGAAAAUUAAAAAACAACGUUUCGCGGCAGUGUCGUAAUACCGUACGGACAUAGAGCGAACAAACGCGUUUCAGGGUUUUAUUUUUUUUUUUUCAUCUUUUUUCACCCGACGCGAAAAAACGUCCUCUCCGGCCGGCCGGCCGGCCAACAACAAUACCGUCGUAAUGCGCGCACCGCCCGGUACGGCCGCGGACGUUCACGUUGUCGCAUCGGCCCGAGUCCUCAUUGUCCUACACGAUACGCCGCCGCGGUCGCGUCGCGCAAAGGCACGCAGUUGUUGUCGCGCGACACACGUAACGAUUCCCCGGCGUCCCGGGUGCGCCCCGGCCCCUUUCGACCGCCCGCGCGCACCCGUGUACGUUGUUUUUUUUUUUUUUUUUUUUUUUUUGUUCGUUCCCCGUACCCUCCCGGCACGAAAGCGCGAAACGAAACCGCCCGCUGUACCGACAAUGCGAAUAACAUGUUUGCGCGUGUACGCGUUUUCGCGUUUAGCCAUGGCCGGGAUAAGCACGUGCAAAGCGGCCGCCGACCUGCACCACCAGAUCGUGGACAACGAACGGUUCAUGCAGAGGUACGCGGAGGCCAAUCCGGCCAGCAGCCCCACGCCCACCGUCGCGGGUUCUCCGGAAUCGCCGGUCGUCGCAGUCGCCGUCGCCGAACAAAACAACCGUCAGCCGAAAAAACAACUCAGCUCGGUGACCACCGGUAAAACGACGUUUUUUUUUUGUUUUUUUUUUUUUGUUUUAAACGGGUACCGAUCUAAUCCAAUAAUCGCGAUAAUAUCGAAUGUUAUUCCUCCACCCGCGGCUACGGUACGGCUGUAACCCGAACCCGCGCGUGCGGGGCUGUCGUCGUCGUAUGCGCACGGCGGCGAAACGUUUUCGAUUUUUCGUCGGCUCAAUAUUAUUACAUUGUAAGUACGGUGCGGAUUCAAACACGCUUUAAACAAAAAAAAAAAAUACAAGAAACGCCUUGAAUAAAUACAAUUCAAUAUAUAAAAUAAAAUAAAAUAAUAAUAAAAAAGAAAAGACUAAACAUUUUUUUUAAACGUAGGUGUAUACAUUUAUUGAACACAACGGUGCAAAUAGCGCAAUAGUGGCAGGCAACGGAUGCAUCUAUGGUACAAUCGGUAUAUCUAUGUCUGAUACAUUUUAAAAACAGAAAUAUUUUUUUUUUUUUAUUCAUUUAGGAAGAAAUCGAAAUAAAUUGCAUCAAAUUUUCCGAUAAAACUAUAAAGUUUGUACAAAAGCACUUACAAUGUCAAAAAAUGCUAAACGAAAGUUUCACAUUUUAAUUCUUUGACACGUGAAACGAAUUUUGUGCUUGGAAAGCAUUGCUUGAGGACAUUCAGAAAUAAAACGAAAUUCGCAUUUAUAAUCCACACCCUAAUCAUAAGCGUUCUUCACAGUUUAUCAAAAAUACAUUAUAAAUCCACGCGUUUUUUGCCGAUCAUAAAUAUCUUGGACCGUACAGGAGGAACCUGAACUUCCCUUAUUAUACGUCGGCCGCUUGUUGUCGAAUAGAUACCGUCUUGUCCCGUUCCUCCAAACUCGAGUUUUUUAUGCUCCGAUUUACUUCUACUUGUCCUUAGUCUCUUUUUUUUUUCAAAUGAUAAAAAUAUAUAUAUAAAAAAAAAAACGAGGACCGCCCUAAUAUAGUCGACUGUAAUAUUAUUGGUUUUUAUUUUUCUCCCGUUCAAAAUGUCCACGAGUAUAAUAAAUAUACUAAAGGAAUAUUGUAUUUAUUUUUUCCUUUUCAAUUUCCAAUCGAUAGACAAUAUUGCAUCUCAUACAUAGCCGGUAUAUAUUAUCCCGUGUGGCGUUUGAACCUUUGAAGCGGUUUCUCUAUAGCUAAAAAUGCAAAACAAGUAAGACGAAAUCUUUGUAGUUGACAACUUUUCGGGCACGGAGUUUUUUUAUCGUAAUAUAAUAACCUUUUUUAUUUUUCCCCUAUUUAUUUUUUUCUCUACAGAACAUAAAGCAAACGGAAAAUAGAGACGGAUUUAAAUUCGUACGUCUGAGCGUCGAAUAUUCGACGGUUCCCGUGUUGGCGGGGUCCCCAGAGGCCAGGAAAAAUAUGAUAUUCGGGUCAUGCGCGCCUGAACGGCGAACGCGAUCGAAAAUAAAAAGCAAUAACGGUGUAAAUCGCGAUAAUAUUGUGCACGCCGCAUUCGCGUCAGUCUCUCCGCUAUUCAAUGUAAAUAUUGGUCAGAAAAAAAAAAGGGGGAAGGAAAAAAAUACACGACCCGAACGCGUGUUUGAUGUCGUCUACGGCGGUUUUCAACAUGUUGGAAAUGGGCACAGCGCGACGAAACGACAACGCUAUUAUCGUUUCGUUAAAACACGUCGCCCGAAUAAUAAAUUCGGCGCGAAUUUGAUCUGCGGCCCUGAUAAACGAUCAUUAUUAUUACUCCACGGGCGUUUUUCUGUAAAUUAUUAAUAUCGAUGCCGUUGCGGGUCCCCUGCGCAUUUCGAAACACGGCGGCGUCGGGCUGCGACACGAUGGAAUUAAAUUAUGUGCGGCGCGCAGAGCGAUUCGUUUAACGCGAAACGCUCGUCGUCAUUUCGCAAUAAUAUAGUAUCGAUUUUUUUAUUUAUUUAUAAUUAUUUUUUUUUUUUCAAAACAUUUCCGUUUGAACAUUCGUGACAAACCGAGAGUGGCUUUAAAACGUGUUACAUUACCGUUAUUAUUUUUUUUUUUUUCGGAGGGGACGGGAGAAGGAGUAAAACGGCCGUGUACUAAUGGUUUUCAUGCGGGGUAACCAAUAUUCGGCGUGCCACGAACUUUCGGAGUAUUGAAUACGUUUCGGCGUUGGCAUUUUCGACUUCCGCCGUUUGAGAACCGAAAGCAGGCAGUCGUUUCGUCGCUGAAAAUAAGGGCGAUAAAAAAAAAAAAAAAAAACAAAACAAAACAACGGUAAUGUUAUAUAGAGCCGCGCGUGUUUUAAAUUUUCCAAAAUAAUUAAAAAUUUCUUUCGAAACAAACCGAUAUUAUGCGAAAUAACUAGUGUUUUUUACGUAAAACGAAUCACUCCGCAUAUAUUAUACGGAAUGUCCUGCAGUGUUAUCGUUGUGCUAAUAAUUCGGUCAAUAUUCAUUUUGGACUCUGAGUGUAUCGAAGAAUGUAUUGGUUUUACAAUGAUGUUUCUUUUUUUUCCUAUUUUUAUACUGUGUACGAAAAUUCGACCGGAAAUCUUGCUCCGAUAUGUACGCGUGGCACCAUUUCUGAAAGAAAAUUUUGUCUACAUAGUACUUUAGGAAGGUCGUUAUUUUAUUUUCAAAACGGUUUUCGUGAUGUCUGAGAAAAACAGGGAAAAACAUCCCUAUUAUUCUAGGAGAGCUUUUUUAUAUACAUUUUUUUUGUUUCCAAUCGAGUUUUGUGCGAGGGGGACACGUUAAAUCAAAGAAAAAUUAAAUUUUUCUCCACAAACGUGUCCCCCUCGCACAAAACCCGAUUGGUAAAAAAAUGAAUAUUGACAGAAUUAUUAACAUAAGGAUAACAUUGUAGAAAACACCCUGUAUACCUCGCGUAACAUUGUUGGUAAUAAUAUACUUUUUUUUAUAUACUUUUUGCGAUAUCGGUAAUAAUAAAAUAAGUUAAAAUCCUUGUCGGAUUAAAUUCGUCGAAUGUUUUGACGUAUAACGAAUGUUCGUUUUUUUUUUUUUUCAUUCCCCGACGCAUUUUAAUCGAACGUAACGCAUAUCGAUUCGAAAUCUAUAAUAUCCUAUAGCAAUAUAUUCUAGUGGUUAUUUUUUUUUUUUUUUUUUUUUUGCAUACCGUAGAAUAACAAUCAUUCGGGAAGUACAAUGAAAUAAUUCGCAGUGUGGGACCGCGCAAACCGGAUAUUAAAAUACGUUUUUCGAUUUAAAUUAACGAAACGGCAUUUUCAAUUCGUUCGUUUAAAUUGCCCGUAGAAUAUGCAUUGGUUAGAUUGGUACAAUUUUAGAACCUAUACAUUUUCCAGGAACGUUUGAUAUUCAUACCCUUUUAUUGGUUGUUUUUUUUUAUUAUUAUUAUUAUUAUUAUUAAACGCACGAAAUUGGUCGAAAUGUCUGCACGAAAUGAACGUUUUACGUUGACUCGAUGUAUUUUCUUUAUUUUUUCAGGCGUCUUGCAGAGUAACAAAUACCGAACAGAGAAACAGGUCGGGACGUACGCUCAAAAUCCUACGCCCUACACCACCGGCAUUGGCAACAGGUGAAGUAUAUAACAGAGCAUAGAGUCGGGCGAGUAUUCGACUUUGGAAAAAUUCUCGAGUCGAGUUCGAAUAUUCGGCUCGAACGGUCUUUUCACUAUAGGUAAUCAGAAUAUAGAACGACUUCGAACCCGAUUAGUUCCCGAUUAGGAACCCCGCGUUGACGGUUUCACAAAAAAAAAAAAAUAAAUAGUUUUGUUCUUUCAGUAUAUUUCGCGUUGAUUUCCCGUGCCGGGUAACCGCACCAGUAACACCCGCUGUCCAUCAAUCACUAUAAUUGUGUUACGGCUAAUUUCGAAAAUUAGAUAAUGUCGACUUUUCGUUCGGUAGAACCGUUUUCGCGCCGUUUGUUUCAAUUUUAGAGCGGAUUGGCCCAUUAUCAGACUUAAAGGUAAGAAUGACAUUGUACGCGUUUUUGUAUUGGUGUUUUCGUUACACAGAUAUUGGUUUUCAAGCGAGAUACGAGUACGUGAACUAUAACAGUUUAAAAAUCAUCGUGUUUCGCUUAGAAAUAUUAAAAUACCCAAAAAAUAUCAACGCACACACACAAUGAUAAUGUUCCUAUCUUUAAGUUUGAUAUCAGGCCGAUUCACUGAUAUAUCAAUACUAGCAGCAAUACAUCGGUUCUAUUGAACGAUAAGUUCCAAUCAUCCUGCAAUUUUAAACACUAACCGUGACAUGUAUACCGCAUAUAUUGUACUAUGCAUGGUGUCCUAACGGAGGUAUGCCCACUGUAUAACGUCUCCGGAGAUAAUCAAGAUGAUACAAUUCUGUUUUUUAAUACCAUUCGUUGGGAUGAGGAAUAGAAAUAUUUGUAUCACGAUUCGUUUUUACGCUUUGAUAAAAAUUUAAACUUUUUAUUUUAUUAAUUUGGAAACAUUUGAAGAUAGCCAUUUUAUUUAGAGUUUAUUUAUUUUUCUGAACAUUUUGAUGCAUUAACUGUUUAUUUUCAUUAAAUUCGUGAUUUUUAGAGAAAAAAAUGUGUACAGUCAUAUACUCGUAAUAAUAAUAAUAAUCAAUUAGAGAAUUACAUUACGGCUUGUUGCUGCAUAACUAUAGGUACUUUUCUCUGAACUUGAAACGAUUAUUAUUAAAAAAAUCACGAAUUCAAUGAAAACAAAGUGUCAGCACGUCAAAUUUUUCAAACAUAAUAAAAUGAAAAGUGAUUUUUUUAAAAAUUUUCCCCGAACACAUAAACAAUCGGUCGCAAUAUAAAUAUGUGUAGUCCUUAUCGCAGUGAGUAAUACGUGCGGAAAAAAAAAUAACAGAAUUGCACUAUCUCCGUUAUCUCCGGAGAUAUUACAACGGCCGACGAUCUCCGUCGGCAGCGCGUUUUCGCAUACUCGACUCGGUUCAAACCGAAAUACUCGACCGACUCCGCCGAGUGUUCGUGAUAAGUAUAAUAACAUGCGUAGGGGAUCGGCUACGAUUCCGACGGCGGCAGCGUAAAUGCAUCGGUUAUAAUGCGUACAGUGCACGCACGUAUAGGUACAUUCGAAAUCGCCGAGAACAAUAGUUUCGUAUUUUUUUUUUUUUUAGAUAUCCGGGGAUGGACCGCGACCACAGCAAUCACGUGUCGCCGCUCGCGGAGAGUUCCGCGUUCCAAGACGAGGUGAGCGCCAUAACGUUAUUUUAUACCCGGUCUGAAAGAAACAAAAAAAAAAAAAAAAAACGAAAAAAUCAAUUAAUAAUAAUAAUAACCGUUGUUAUAAUGAAAAACAAUCUUCUCGCGUCGUACACGAUAAUAAAACGUUAUACCCAAUAUCCGCCGAGUUCUUCGGCGUGAAGUCUAUGGAUUGUACAUAAAUUAUGUACUUACCCGUCUAUAACUUUGCACGGGAUCUCCGGCCGGCAUAUCCCACGCGCAUCCCACGCGCGGUUCGCCGUCUAAUUGUAUAAUUUAAUAAGUGGGUCACGUACACCCCGUCCCGAUAUCGAACGCAAUAACGAACGGCGGAAACGAAACUUUUCCGAACACGAACGCCCGCGACCCCGUGCACCUAAAAUACCAUAAUGCCCACACGGGAAACGGGACGGGAGUCGUUACGCGGGCCCCGGCGCACACGAGUCGCCUCUCGAAAUCGCCGCCCAUCAUUACCGCGUAAAUAAAAAUGUUCGUGUAUGUACGCUGGUCGCCUCGGGCGAUUAGGCGGUUCGUAAUUAUAUAUACCAGUCGCCUGCCAUGUUGAAUAAAUCAGUAGUGGUUCAUAAACCAAACUGAAUUCAAUAGAAUAUUUAUAGUUUUGUUCAAAAUAAAAAUAUAAUUGGUCGAAAAAAAAAAAAAAAAUAUACAUGCAUACAUGACCGGUACUUGUCCGGAUAAUGUCUGUUACGGUUGAACUUAUAUUCGUUCGAUAUUACUUGAUCACUUUCGUCUACUUUUGAAAAAGCAUAUUUUUCCCAUACAAUUCCACCGUCCUUUGUGUUGUAGGCUAAAUUUCUUUUUGAAAACUAAAUUUAACGUUUGCCGGUCGGCUCCUUUCACUGAUCAUUUCCCGUAUUCGAAUUUGAUCCGUUCUAAAAAAAAAAAAAAAAAAAAAACGUAUUGGACAAUUUAAUAUCACUUAAUGACGCUAUUCGUGAAAAUAAAACCGUACGACGAGUGUCCGAGCUCAACUAACGACAGAGUAGUCAUUGCACAAGAGAUAUAAUGUUUGAAUAUUAGUCGUACAAUCUCAUCAACGCACGAAUGCCACGGGCUACGGCUCCGAAUGUAUAACCCCCAAAAUCCAAUGGCGGCCGACAGGUUAAUUGAUAAGAGUAACAACCAACGUACAAAAUGAUAUUACUGCGCGAGAAACGAUUUAAACGGACCUCUAUACGUUUGCGCGUACUGUUUGAUCAUUUUCGAAUCGUUUACGUACCGCUUAUACGUUCAUCGGGUACGCGCCUAUCGCGGGAGGCGACUGGUAGUGGAGCCGUUUUCGUUUGCGAUAAAGUCCCGGGUACGCCGGGUGGCGAUUCGUAUUCAAAGCUAUCGACCUUUUCGUCCGGGGCGAGGCGAUUAAAUACGCGCCCGCGGGCCCCGUAACUCUGCACCGAAACUCUUUCGCCGGCUUCAAAGCGGCCCGUAACGCCGAGUGACGAUACGUUUAAUAUUACCGUUGGCGGCAUUGAAUUGUCAUUUUUUUUUACAAACGCCGCGCCGUGUUACACGCCGCGUAUCGGACAUCGUGUACGCAGGCUUUCGAGUUCGGUCACGCGGACGUUUUCCAUCCGGAACGGUUUCUCGCCGGCCCCGGAUCGCGGAAAAAUGCUACGACCUUGCGCACAAAUGUCGCUAUGUAUACGAUAACGGCGCGUCCGUAGCCGACGAGUCGAAGCGCGACGGCUUAUUUCUUUCUGCGGUAUCAUUUACGGUGUAUGAACAAAUAGGACCCGGCCCAUUCAGAUCCCGACCGUGUCUUCGGUAACUGUGCGGGUCUAGUCGUCUCGGGAUCAAACGACCGAAAGUCCGGAUAUCCGAAUGCUAUCUGUAUGUACAACGGUUAUCAACAAUAGCCGGUGUGUCGUGGGGCCGCAUAGGUCAAUACUUUUUUGAACUUUCGAAUAGCAUACCCAUUCACGGUAAUUUCAACGACACGAACCUGGCACUCGCCAGAACCCCCUCGUUUAAGUGCCACAGCGUAUUAUACUGCCGUGACGUCAGAAGAACAGUGCAUCAUAAAACGGACGGUGAAUGGGAUAUUAAUCGUAUGCAUAUCCUCCAAUUGUCCAGAAAAACAUUAUCUUUUUGAAUUUGCGCGUAAAUGCGGGGAACUGAUCGAAUUUUUAUUCGUGAACCACAAGCUGAGAUAGCCCAAUGGAAACGGCCAACGCAAUAGAUAGACAGGCAGGUAGGUAGGCUGGUAGGUAGGUGAUUCGAAAUUAAUUACACCCGCCCGUAGUGUAAAAUAUAAGUGUAAUACGAAUAAACACGACAUUCCGAACAAUAUCCGAGUCAAUAUCCGCAACAAACGGAUCCAUACAUGGCCGUGAUCUAAAAGCGUGCCGCGGAUCUCAACGACUCGGGACCGUAUUAUCUUGUCUCCCGACCCGGUACGAAUUUCCAUCAGAAUAUUUACCGGGGUCUCGAUGUCGCGCGGGAUCUAUUUGGUCAUGUUACCUGUUAUUUGCGAUUUUCUUUUUUUUUUCUUCUUCUUCUUCUUCUUCUUCUUCUUCUUCUUCUUCUUCUUCAUUCGCGCUUCGACUGCAGUAUUUCGAAUCGCGAAACGCGCAGACCGCGUACACCGCAGCAACAGUUGCCCACCAAUGCCGUUAUUGUUUUUACGCACUCCGUACACCCGACGAUAACGUUUCGCCGAUAAAAUUCGCGGGCGCGUCGCGUAUUCUGGUGUGUUGUACGGGUGUUUUUUCACUAUUGUACAGCUGGAAAAAACGCCGGAGUACGAACGGAUUUGCAAACUGUUGAACCAGCCGAUCCGCGGCGCCGGCUACCGCGAUUCGACGGCGGCGACCGCGGUUGUCGCGUCGUCGCUGCAGGCCCACACGCAGCAGCGGCAACAGAUCGGCAACCUGACGCCGGGCCAGCAGCUCAAGCAACAGCAGCGGCAGUUCAAGCAGCAGCAGCAGCAGAAAAACCAACAGCAGAAGAACCAACUGCUGCUGCAACAGCAGCAGCAGCACCACCAGUACCAGCAGCAACAGUACAACAACGCGCUGGGCCGCGGCGACCGCGCACAGCCGCCGCAUCAGCAGAACCGAUCGGCCAACAACAACAGCGCGUACGGGAUGCCGAACACGAUCCGCCGGACGAGCAAGUUUCGCGUAAGCGUCUGCCAGUGUGUUGUCGCGGCACGGCGACGGCGGUCGGUACCGACCAUCGUGAAUAUGGCGGAUUUAGCGAAACGUUUUGUAAACCGUUCCGACAAACUCGCGCGUCUGUGUAUUUAUAAAUUAUCGUAACAGUCGACUGGCGAACGAACGGACCCGGGGAAUAGAAAAGCAUUUUUUCUGUAGACGAUUUUCGGUCGAAAGUGAAAGAAAAAAAAAAAAAACCCCGAAAACAUUGCCGUGGGAAUUCGCGCGCCUGUGAAAAUAGCGAAACAGUUUGACAAUAUUAUUUCUGUUUCCGAGCGUACCGACGACGGCCAGUCCGUUUGGUUUUACUGUGUCGUGCGCGUGGCGUGCGUUUUGUUGUUUUUGUUCGUUUGACGCGACGCGAGAGAAACCGGCAACGUUUACGCAAUUACGGAUUCCGUUUUUAUUUUGUUUUCGUCGGUGUUUGCAACAAGGUUUGAAAAUAACCACGUGGACGCGGAAAAACGUUCGCGGCGUACGCCGUACGAGCGUUUUCCGGACGUACAUUUUCAACGAAAUAUUCGGACGGUCCGCAAAUCUGUAUUUGAAAUUAUCGCGGGAUUUCGAUUUAGGUUCGUGCGGACAAAAUUGUCCGGGCACGGCCGACGCGUUUUCGAUUUUCAAACGCGUCGAUAAGUUGUACUAAGCGGCGAAAAUGUGGAAAUAUGUCGUCGUAACGCGAGAGUUUAAUGUUGACGUUUUCAAAUGAACAUUGUAAAAACCGCGGCAUUUCCAAACGUGUUCAACCGAACUCCGCUCGGAAUCGUUUUUCGCGAUGAUUUGCCGUACGGACGUGUAAAUUAAAUAUUCGUACACGUAACUCUAUUUUUCCCUUUAUUUAGCCAAUUUUCUACCGGAAAUCUCGCUUGGAUCACCAAUAUCAUCAGGGGUGGUCUCCGGUUGCCGAGUGUGCCUGGUUGGGGCGCAUCGGGAUCAUUUAUCCGUUUCUUAAUACCGAGAAAACCGUCUGAAAAACGGUAUAAUAACCGCGCAAUAACGUUUUCUGUUAAAUUUCGAUUUUGUUGUGUAAUUCGGACGGAAAUAAUUGCAGAGACCUUUAAAGUUUCACCCCGGUGUUAUUAGCGCUUUCUAGACGGCAGUGUAAUCUAUUUCGUAAUUUAUUUUUAUCAACGUUCUAAGUUCAAAGUUAUGUUAUACGAUUACCGCAUCACCGCGAUCCGCUCGUCGUCUUUUGAUUGGACGUGGGUUUCGUGAUCGUCGUGUCGUAUAUUCUCGUUCAAAGGAGAGUGCAAUAGUGUCCGAAACUCGAUUAAAAACCGCGUACAAAAUGAAAAGUCAAUUUAACGAUUUUUUUUUUUCUUCUUUUUGAAAGCGUAAUGUUAUAUUGGUCUUUGAGUGUCUGGUUAGAAAAUAUAUAUAUAUUACGAUUUGUACGCAACACGCAUUCGAAUAACUGUAGAUCAAUGCGAACUUCAUACGACAAUGAUUCGAAAUUAAUGGGUACGAAACAUUUUUUUUUUUUUUUUAGCAUAUACGGCAAUUUAAAUGUCACUCUACUCGAUGAGACGGAGACGUCGUUGUUGUUUCUGUGUAGGCACGGGUCGGCGUCGCGUGUCUGACUGACAUACAGCGCAACACCCCGAUGACUCGAAUCGGUCGGCGACCAAUAGGAAAUUCGAGUUAUAGAAAUAUUUUAUUAAAGAACACGCAGACUUUAUUUUUGAUUUUGUUUGUUUACUUACAUUAUGCUAAAUAUAUAUAUAUAUAUAUAAAUGAUCUAUUGAUAAAUGUAAGUAUUAAACAAUUCAAGAAUUGAGAUUGUACUAUUUUCGGAAGAAGUCGGUCAUUUUUUUUUAAUGUUUUAGUAUUCUGAGUGGAGCGAGAAAUGUAUUGGUUUAACGUUUUCCGAAAGGAAAUGCGACUGGCGUGAUACAUACUUUAGAGGGGUUUUUUCUUGAUUUCCCCAGGAGUUUUCCCGAUAAAUGGGAAAAAACGGGAAAACUAACGAAUGCAUAUAGUAAAAUAUCACGGCUUUAUUUUUUCCCGUGAACAACUCAUCCGCCAGCAAUCUCGCUCCGCUGUCGAACAAUUCGAUUUAUCAGCUACAAGUCAACUUUUACUUCGACGUAUCGAGAAAUUCGAGAAAACGUACACCAACAAAAUCCUAUACAUCAUAUUGAAACGCGCCAGGCGCCGAUUCUUCGAGUCGUCGAAAAUUCGACCUACAUACGUUAUCGAGUUAUCGAGAUUCCGCUGCGUAGAUAUUAUAAUAUUUCGAAAACGCAUAUAUUAUACGGUUCUAGAGUUUGCCGGAACGGUUUUCGAGAGUAAUUGCGGCGCUGACUAAAUACGAUCGACUUCACGAGGGUUCACCGAUGUCGUCGUUAUAAUAGAAUAGUGUGUCCGAGUAUAUUAUUAUUAUUAUUAUUAUUACUAUUAUUAUUAUUAUUUAUAGUGACAGUGACACGAUGACGUAGACGGAUAUUUAGUGUACCUAUCUGUAUUGUGUAUAUACGUUAUAAAAUAUGUAUUGUAAUAUCUACAAACCCGUCUCCGAGUAGUGUUGUGGUAGUGGUCGGAGAUGCUAUCUGUCAAUGCACAAAAUAACACAUUGCUACAUAGCGUCGUAUAUUUUUAGUCAGCUUUUGUAGUAGGUAUUGUACGACAAAAUAUUCGCGUGAAACUCUACAGAACCGAUAACAGCCGGCUGUCGGUUCUUGUAAAAUGAAUAAACGUAAUCGAAAACGGCGCAGUGUUCGCCGGAUCGAUAAGCCGUUCGGUUCGGCGCGAAUUUCCGAAAAGCCGCGGUCACGCCUGCGAAACGCUCGAAGGCGCAAUUCUGUUGUCGCGCAUAAACGAAAUUCGAUUUUCCCCGGGACGUUAUAGUAAUCAGCGGGGCCACGAAAAAAAAAAAAAAAGAAAAAAACCCCACGAAACGCCGGUUCCGCCGGGACGAACGCGUCAAUGCGACGGCGGUUUUCAGACGUCGGUUAACCGCCGGGAGGCGGGUUCGCGGACCGGCCGGUAAAGGUCUCCUGUCGGAGGCUCGGGAAACGGUUCGCGUUCCGCAAACCGCGUGGCCCUUUGCCCGAACCUCGACCGCCGGUGCCGGUCUUAUCCGUUUUACGCGCGAAAACCGCUACGGCAGACGCCGUCAAUGUUUUCCGCGCGGUAUACGAGGGUAACCCGACCGGGUAACGCGAGCGAGUUGAUUUGCACCGCACGCGACCGGUCCGACGGCGGCACAGCACUCGCAGAACCGACAGGUCGCAACGUCAUCGUCGCGCGGACGGCGUGCAGGACCGUUUUCACGGGUUUGUAAACAAUAUCAACGGGGNGGGGGGGGGGGGGUGCCGCGUCUUGCGUACGGCGAAACGGUUCCGCGUCCGCGAACGCCGCGCGUUUGGCGGCGCACGCGUGUGUGUAUACGUAUACGUGUACGGUGUAGAUAAUAGAAAAUAUCGGCCGGACCGCGACCGCGCGGGUUCACGGUGUUCACGUUAUCGCCACUAUCGGCAAUCACGGUCUCCGACGGGCCGUCUCUUGUGAUCGCGUCGGACGGCGUUUGAAUACCGCGUCGGUGCGCGGUCUUGGCGGACGCGCGGGUUUCUCGGUACGUGCGCAUUGCGUACGGUACGUUUGCACAAUAUUACGUUGGCGUCUCCUGCGGAACGCGUCCUGGCAAACCCGUCGCCCGCGCGCGCGUACAUGUCCGCUGUGGACAUUCGGACUCGUAUACAUCAUGUAUGGUCUGGUUGUUUGGGGUUUUUUUUUUUUUUUUUUUCCCCCGGUAUAGCGAUUGACGGGUAUAAAAAAAAAAAAAGUAGAGCGCGCGACAACUGUAAUGCGUUUGAACGAGAUCGCGUGGCUUGGUGCGAGACGGGGGCCGAUGUCGAUUACAGUUCGAAAUAAAAAAGAAAGAAAACCGUCGCGGGUUUUUCGCGAAAACCGAACAUCACGCAAGCGCUUGCGUUUAACGAAACGCGCAGAGCCGUUACGGAGACGCGCGUUACCCGGGCCCGUUUUUCCCCACGAAACGAUCGCGAAACGUGACCACUGGCCCGUACUUGCGCCGCGGGCCGCACGGUUCGAACGUAAUGUUUCCGAAACGCCACGGUGUGCCGACACCGUGGCGUUAUUAUUACGUCUGCGCGCAGCCAUUUUUGACGCGCCGUUCCGUUUCCGUUUCGCGGCCGGUUUUUCGAUUUAACGCUUUUUGCCGCCGCGGUAAUUUCCCCGGUUGACGGGCCGAUGUCCGACGCCAACCGAUAGCGAUAACCGCGAACGUUUCGCCGCGCGGCCGCUGCUUGGGAUGCACAUCGGUUCCGCCGUCCACCCCACACACACACCCCCCCUCGANCCCCCCCCCCCCCCCGGUUUUAGUCACACGUUUACGCGGUACGGCGGCGCCAAUAAAACGAAUACCGCGAUAGCACACCGCGGCACGUUAAUCGACGGAUAGAACACGUUUACGGUUGUACAUAGUUGACCGGCCGCGGUUACCGCGGCAAUUGAUGAAAAAUCUGCCCGGUGGUCGCGCCAACGUUCGGAUGUCGAAAUCCGUUUGAAUAAUAUUCGCGUAAAUAAUGUAAACGGACGGACAAAACAAUCGUAAAGCGUCGCCCGAUGCGUUUUGACCGCGACAGGACAAAAUACGCGCGGGACAUCGUUUCGUAUAAUUACCUCCGCCGCGCUCUCGUACGGAAAUCAAUUUUAAAAUGUACGCAUACGUACCGAUGAAAUACGAGUACCCGACGAUAAAAUACGCACAGCGCGAUCAAACUGCGACCCAGCUAAAUAACGAGCAACGUUUAUAAUGCUAUCCGUAUGGAUAAAAAAAAAAAAGAAAAAAAAAAAGAAAAAUAUGAUUUCGUUCGUUACCCGAAUCACACGAGUGUAAAACACAAAGCGCCGAAAGUAGCGAAAGCAUAACAAUAAUAUCCGAUUCGGUACGCGUUUGGAUUUCGCGUACACGUCGUGUGAUCGGCCGCGACUUAACACACGAUUGAUCGAUCGACUAAACCGUAAUAAUCGCAAUACAAAUCGACCGUGUUUACCGCGCGUUGCGAUUUGAAAAGAUCCGUCUAGAGUUACGGUCGGACCAACGUCAUUUUUACGCAAAUACAUUUCGACGAGUUUUUUUUCGGUUUAAUUAUUAUUAUUAUUAUUGAUUUAUUUUUCAAAAUAAGUGUAUGUACGUAAUGAUAUUUUAGACGUUUCUAAGAAUCGUAUAUUUUACAUUCGAUAAUAAUUCGUUUUUUUUUUUUUUCUUUGUAUUUUCUACAUACAUUUAUUUUGAAAAAUAACAGGGAUUAAUAAUAUUAACACGAAUUUGCGCACAAUUUAAAAUCGUACACAAAUACAAAAAAUACGUGUUUCAUUUAUUAAGUACAUUUAUUUUAUUUUCAUUUUAUAAAUACGUUUAUUUUGAAAAAUAACAGGGAUUAAUAAUACUAACAGAGAUUGCACGCAAUUUAAAUUGUAUGCACAAGAAUUACAUGUUUCAUUUAUUAAGUAUAUUUAUAAUAUUUAUAAUAAUGAUUAAAAAAAAAAACAAGGCGGACAAACUUCGCACGUGGGUGCAACCACUGUUGUAGGUGGGAUACAGUCGGGAAUUUAAUUUAUAUUUAAUGUGUAAUAACAAACCAUUGCUAACGAAAAAAUGAUUCUGAGUGGAGUUCGGUCGAUAGUAUUGCUUUGUCAACAAUAAAAUAUAUGGUAUUAUGUAAUAUCAUUGCAAAAUGUUUGUAACAAUGCGCGUUUCCAUGACAACAAUGAUUGUUCAAAAAAGAUUGAAAUAAUAAAAAUUUAAUAAUAACAAAAAAUAAAUAAAAACUGUUGCCAACGACAACCUUAUAUUUAGUGUUUCAAUUUUUUUUUAACCAAAACACAGAGGUCUUGCUCAUUAUCUCGAAUAUUAAUGGAAAUUUCAAAAAAAUGGCCUCUUUAAAUUACCACCCGGAGUACGUUUCCUUUCGGAAAACGUGCUGUACUCGAUAAUCGGAGUAUGGUUUCCGGUAGAAAAAGUGUUCACGUAAAUAAAAAUGUAAAAAAAAAAAUUAAACACCAUUGUAAAACCAAUACGUUUCUCGUUCCACUCAGAAUCCGAAAUGUAUCGAAACGCGCCAAUUAUCGUGCGUCCAAAUGUAGUUGCGUCAAAACGACGUGCGCCCAAACGAACCGUACGCCCAAUCGCCUCGCAUCGAAAUGGCCGCGUCCAUUUUGACGUGCGUCGUAACUGCCGCGUCGAAAUGACGGAACGCCGUUUCAUUCUUAGUUCGGGCACCUCGUUAUAACCAGCCAGGCGUGUAAACAACACACGGGACAACUGAUGCCGAACAAUCGUCGCCCCGAACAAACGCGUGGCUCGUCGCACUUUGCGAUCGCUGCGAAACGGGCUUUGAAAUUUCGUUUGCCCGUCACAAGGCGGCCCCGCGUAUUUUGUUGAACGCGAAUGUCCGUGCGGUUUUCGCGAAAACUCGGACGACGGAGAACCGUUAGACUGUUUUCGGUUUUUUUUUUUUUAUUUUCAACCGAUAUUCGAAAAAUUGAACCCUGUCGGGCGCCCGAUCGGCCGCCGGGAACGCUGCUCGCCCGGGCGAAACGCUGCGCCGACAAUAAAACCGCGUCGCAGCGCCGUCCGUAUCGGCACGUCGCAGCGCACUCGGCGGUAAGGUCGUCCGCUCGCGACGAUCCGCGUCGGGGGGGGNGGGGGGGGGGGGGGGGGGGGGUUACGGCUCGUCCGUCGCCGCGGCACUUGGACGGUUGUUACACGAUGUUGCGCCGCAGCACGCGCGGUCGCGUCGCCCGCCGUCCGUGUCCGUGACGGUACGACGGCGAACGCGCGUAAUCCAUUAAUUACCGCGGCGGGGCGGGCGCGCGCGCGCGCGGCGAAAAAUGUUAACAGUACCGUCGUUUUCGGACGGCGGACGGGGUAGAACUUAUCACGAUACCCACGGGACCGGACGACGCCUAUGCGUUUCCGCUAAUAAAAAUAAAUGAACAGCCCGCCCGAGAGCGUCCCGCCGUCCACGCCCCCGAAAAACGUCGGUUAACGUAACGUCCGAACUAUGCGGUACCCGCGUGUGUAUAUAUACGCACGGUUGUAAUAGCAUGAGCUGAAAACAAACUAAUGCGGAUUUUACGGGAGCGUGGGGGGGUUAAUUUUUUUUUUUUUAUAUAUAUACCCGUAGAAAAAAAGCGACCGCUAUUGGUUUUUCGUCAUUUCCGGUUUCGAAUAUUCCGCGUUUGUUUAGAUAUUUUAUCGAAUUUCCGAAUAGAAGAAUAUCGCGUGCUGCGCGCUGUAUAUUGUGGUGCACACGUUUUCACCCAGCUACUUUCGAACACUUUUAGCGGCUCCCCCAGGACCGGACGAGCUCAAACUCGGCGCUCGGAGACGUUUCACAGGCGGAUCGGAGCGCGAUAACGAUAAUAACGUGCCGUUCGAAUUUCAAUAUAAAUUUCGCCGUGUUGUUACACGGGACGAGAGUGGGUUUUUUUUUUUUUUAGCUUUGUCGGUACCGCCCUCGAUACACACCUCCCCGAGUGAAGCCGAGGCGGCGACGUUUCAAACUUUUGCCCAACCGUUUUCGCGCACAAAUUUCACAGGAAAUACUCAGUUUUAAAAACCCCUACAAACUUUAAUGCAAUACAACUCUGAGAAACAUAACGGUUAUCUGAAUCAAUCGUAAAAAAAAAAAAAAAAACAAAAAAUUAAUAAUAAUGGGAUUUUGGGAAAAAUUCGACUCUAGCGACGGUGCUCUGUUACUGACUGGGUUUUUUUUUUUUUUUAAAUGUGUUCAUUAAUAUAACAUUCAUUAUGUAUAUAUGUAUAUAUAUUUAAUUGAUAUUUAUUUUUAACAGUUUUAACUUGCUCAAGGCUUAGAAAUAGAAGAAACAGUAACCGAUAAAUAGUACUUAUGACAGUACGAGUACUCUAUACCGUUUUUUACUCGAUCCAUGAAAAUAUAAUGUAAAUAUAUAACAUAUAGUAUUGGCAAUAUAAUAUUUCUUAUUUCCUAUUUCUCGUAGGAAAAUAAUUCAAAUAAGCUUUAAUGCCAAUUGUAGUUCUUCACAUCCGUAUAAAUUACAGUUUGUCGUACCUAUCCCAUUCGACUCGGUUCGAAAUUUCACACAGAAUUGACGGCGUACAAACCGAAAAUGGCCAAAAUCUUUUUAAGCUGGCUUUCAUAAAAACCGACAGACUUCAGAAAUCUCCGAGCGUGUAUACAAUCGCGUUUCAUAGAAAUAUAAAUUGAAUAAAGAAAAUGUACAGUCCUGACGUAAAAUGUAAAUAUAAUCUUCUUUUGUAUGUACAUAAUAAUAUUAUAAUAUGUAUUACAAUGUCAAAUUUGCAUAAUACAUUUAAUACGUGGAUUAUUAUGUUGUUCUUUUUUUCGACGGGUAAAUAACAAUAUUUGUAAACGUUAUUGCAUUUUUAUUUUUAUUUUUUUUUUUUUUUUUUAUACCCCAAACCCGCGCCCGAUACACCCUCAUUUAUUGUCUCGGUCUAACUUACUCUCGGCAACACAGCGAAAUCACGUUACAUAGAACAUAUAUAAAUUAUAGCGUUUAGGUUGAAAUCGGAGUUAUUUAAACACAAAUCGCAGUGUACACCCCAUUUACUCGGUUCUCCGUCAAUAAAACUAAUACAGGCGAUUUAGCGAAAUCAAAUUACUUAGAACAUAAAUUACAGAGUUUAGUUCAAAUCAGAAUUUAAACACGAAUCACCGCAUUUAUACGGGAGAAUGUUUUUCGACGCACGUUGAUAUUUUCUAAAUUGUCGACAGACAAAAGUAAAGUGACAGUAUUAAAAAAAUAAUAAUAAAAACAAAAACGAAAACGAAAACUAACACGAACGUUUUUGUUUAAAAAUAUAUUGGAAAAACAUUUGUGUUCAAACUUUAAUUUCUAUAUGGACAAUGCAGACGCGGGCGUAGGGUCCUCUUGAAUAUAUAUAUAUAUAUAUUUUUUUUAUUAACAAUGUUUGCAACUCCACAUGUCACAGCAUCGUCGCUGCUUUCUAUUUCAACCAUCCGAACCGAAUCAGAUAGAAUGUGCUAAAAAAAAAAAAAAGGAAAAGUUUAAUUUAAAUUCGCGCGUUUCGUAUUUGUAAAUACGUAUACCUAUAGGCAGUGGAGUAUUUAAGGAUUUGUCAGAAACAUGACAAAUAUUGAAUUGCGUACUUAGGCGAAAAAGAAAUAAUUUAUGGAUUUCUAAUAUUCGGACUACUGUAAAAUUAUCAACGCAAUCAAAUAACUCGGUACGGGUAUUAGCUGCAAUUGUCAAAUUGUAUUUAAAUAAUUUAAUCUUCAAAUUAUAGUGACGGUGAUGGGAUGGGUUUCGUUUAAUUGAGAAAAUGUAUAGGAUCAGAUUUUUAUUUUUUCGAUAUAUUUGAACUAUAUAUAUAUAUAUACGGAAAUUUGAAUUCGAAAAAAAAAAAAAAAUGUAGUCGUACAAAUUAUAAUAGAUAGUGAAAGGACCGUAAAUAUUUAUCAACGGGUGAGCGCCGCAUGUCCCGCUCCCCUUUAAUGCGCCACUGCCCGUUAUAGGUAAUUCAUCUAAAAAACCGUUUCGUUUUCUCGGUACCCAGGCUCUAGCAAAACGAUUUAUUAUAAACGUUGUCCGGCGGCUUUAAGUUUUUUUUUUUUUUUUUUUUUUUUUUUUUUUUCGUAUUCGUGUUGCCGAAAACGUCGAACCUUCGAGGUACGAGAAUUUAUACCGUAUAUUUAUAUGUAUACAUAUAUGUAUUUUGUUAAAAUAUAAUAUUAUUAUAGCGGCCUGUCUUGCUACCUAUUUGUGUAUAGAACCUAAAGCACCCCCCCCCCGUUUUAUAAUAUAUAUAUAUAUCGUUGAGCAUAAUACUGUAAUUAAUCUUUUGGACGCGCACCACUAUUAAUGUAUAUAUUUAUAUAUGUGUACAUAAACGCUUUUUUUUUUUCUUUUUUUUUUUUGCAGACUAAAAUAAUAUUAAUAGACGUGUAUUAGGACACGUCAAUUAAUCAUAAUUUAUUAUUAUUAUUAUUAAGCAGCAUUUUAAAUUUGAAAAAACAAAAAACCCAUCCGGAUCGUCUGGAAAGCAUAAAAUGUAUUUGUUUAUGUCGUGUGCAUACCCAUCAUCAUAAAUCGGUAUUGCCUAUUGUGCCUAAAUGUGUUGAGACGCAGAUUAGUGCAAUAAUUAUUUAUGCAGAUAUGGUGUAGACAAAAAAUCGUCUAUAUGCGUAUUUCAUAAACAACGGGUAUUUAAAUCAUCUCAGACGAAAAAUAAUAGAAAACUGUAGAGUUAAUUUAAAGAUAAAAACAAAAGAUAUCCACACUUUCGGAUGGAUAUUAAAAUUUGCAUCUAGAUGAGAUUCUUAAAAAAAAUAAAAUAUAAGUGUGUAUAUAUAAAUCUUUGGUUUCGGGGAAAAAAUGGCUUAAGUAGUUAAGUCAAUAUUUUAUAAAGUUUUCAAUAUAAGCAAAUUACAUUUUGAAAAAUGACAUAAAUGACAUAAUAACAUAAUUUAUUGCUGAACGGCUAAACUAUCCGACUGCCUAACCUAAAUGAAGUUUCAAAUGGAUUAUACUUUUUUCGUCAAACAAAAUUUUAUAUUUAUAUUCUGAGUGGAGCGAGGAAAGUAUUGGUUUUAAAAUAAUGUGUAUUUUAUUAUAUUUUUUUUUUCUGUGAAGAACUUUUCUACCAUGAAUUUUGCUUCGAUUUUCAAGUGUAGCACUUUUUCUAAAAGGAAAUUUGACUGGGAUGGUUCAUUAAGAGAGUAAUUUUUUGAUUUUCCAAGCAGUUUUAAAAAUAAUUUGGGAAAAACGUAGGAAUUACGGGAAAUUUUACGAAAACGAUGCUUUUAUCAUAUUCAAUUUGAACAGAAAUCUUUAUAUUUGUCUUUUAUAGACAUGGUAAAAUUUUCAAAAUAUUUUAUCCAUUUUUGAGCUAUUUACAGACAUUUUAAUUUUGCAAGUUUUUUACUACAUUUUUUAUAAGAUAGGUAUUUUGUGGAUAAAAUUGUUAGACCAAAUAAAAAAGCUUAACAAUUUAACAGGAGGUCCAUUAUAAGUUGUACUUAGUGAUAAAAAAGAAAAGUUCGAGUUUAAUGUAGUAUUUUUUUUUUAUAAAAAUUUUAAUAUCAAAUUUCGAUGAAAAUCGUAAUUAUUACGACCUUUUAAAACACGUAUUAUAACCGAACUCCUUUCAGAAUUGUUAUUCAUUCGAAAUGAUUAAUCGUUGCAUACUAAAGUACAUUAAAUACAUAAUUCCUACUUUUCAGACUUUUUACCUACAGUAACAGGGGCCCACCUGUCAUGAGAAGUAUAUACGUCUUUUUUAAUUUAAUUUUUUAGUAUACACAGCGUGUAAAUUAAUAUGCAUACACGUGGGCGGUGUAAACCAACAAACAAAGGUGAAAAAUAAAAUACAUAAGGCGCAAUUAUAAAAAAAAACUCACUUUCCCAGGAACCGAAGGUAUAUAUUAUAUCGUUAUUAUCUAAAUCGAUUUAUCGAGACAAGACGUCUCAACACUGUCUAAUAAUAUUUUUAUAAUACGUAGGUGUAUAAAUAACGUAGUGAAUUAUAUAUCGUAUUUAGAAACGCGAAAAAAGUAUAGCAUAAUAUUACACACAGUGAGAACCGUAGACUUAGUACAAUUUACGUAUUAUAUUUUCAUCGUAGGUAUAAAAUAUAUCAUAUUAUAGACGACUUUUGAUUAUUUAUGUUUUUUUUUACGUACUUCUAGUACCUAUAUAUAUAUAUAUAUAUCUAUUCGUAUUUAAAAACAUUAUUAUUCUGCAAUUUGUAUAGAUAAAUCCCUUACCCCCACAAACUCACACAAAAAAAAAAAAAACCUUUUUCACCGCCCCGAAUUCUGUAAUAUGUUAAUUUAUAUACCUAAAACUCCUGUGCUUUUUUUUUUUUUUGUUUUACUCUGUCGCCGCCGACAGUACGAAGAAGAAGACGAAUUCGACGAGGAUAAUCAAAUAGAUCAGCAGCAGCAACGGAAUAAGCUCGCGGGGUCGAGCACUACGGCGUCGACGCCCGUCGACAGCAAGGACAGCAGCGGCACCAUCAGCGGAAUGUUAGCAGACUUCAGUCGGUCCAUAGGUAAAUCCCGUGCCAUGGCGUGGGCAGACGGUUGGAAAUCGCGCGCGCCCCCGGGUAUUCCGAAGUAAUCUCGUCCCACGCGAGUUCGGAAAUAAAAUAAUACGCUCCGUCUCUUGUUCCUUUGAGUUAGGGAUUUUAUCGUCCGCUUGUUUUCCUCGUCCCCUCCCACCGCCCACGGAAAUUUUUCCCCGGACGACUCGCUCGCGAAAUUCGUUUUCGUCAAAGGCAACGGAACAUAAAAGCGUAUAAUACCCAAUCUUUUGAUCGUAUUAUACGAAUAACUUAAUAAUAAUAUACAAAGUUUAAAUUAAUUAUAUUUAAAUAUAUUAUACAGGGUGUACUAUAUAGCUUCGAGAUUUGACGAUUUCCUAUAUUUCCUAUGCAAUUAUUACAAUAUCAUACGUUUUUAGGAAAUCGGCAAAUCCCGCAGAUACACUCUGUAUAUUGUACUUAUAUAACGCGGGUUGGGUGGUGGUCGCUGCACAAAUGUUUUUUCGUUUUCCAGAAAUAUUUAAGCCGAAAUUAAAUUUAAAUUUAAAAAAAAAAAAAAAAAUGCUUUUUUAUAACGAAUAAUUAAUCGCAGAAAAAUGGUUAGUUAGAAAGAUGUGCUUCUGUUACAGCGUUAGGGAUUUAAAAUUAUAUUACUGUAUUAUCACUUUAACCGUAAAUUAAAGUAUUAAAAUACACGAAAAUUAAGCGGUAAAACAAACUUUAUUUUGAAAUACGUAAUACACAUACUGGAUUAGUUGAAUAAUUAUAGAAAAAGGUCGCAUAAAUAAUAUUAUUUGGUAAAAAAAAAAAUAAUUUAAUUUCGCAAGAAAAAACUAUAUAUAAAGUCAUGGCCGUGUUAUACAAGGGGGGGGGGUAAUGGGAGCAUUGGCGCCAAACCUUUUUAAAACUACGGGGCACCUACCUCAGUAUAAAACUCAAUAUACAAGUAAAAUUAACAAUAGGUAUCACUGUUAUUAUUAUGAUGAAACGCUUUGAUUAGAGCGAUAAUGAAUAUCGUUUGAUAAUUAAAAGAACCUAAGUACAAUUGAGUACUGUAAUAUGGGUACUUAGAAAUAAAAUUCAGUUGUAAGGAAGAAUACCUUAUUUCGGCGGAGGUAAAAUGUUGACAUUUUAAUGCGAAUUAAAUAGAACUAUGAAAAAAAGAGCUAGUUUAGGGAAUUAAUCCACCAAAUCCAGCUUAUUCGGAGUAAGACCUUAAAAAGGGGGUGGGGGCAUUUAAAAGUGCAUGUCCUUGAGCUUCAAAUGGUUUAACACGGCUCUGCCUAAAGUUCCAAUAUGCCUAAUAUUCUAAUUCAACGCCACUUUAUAUUAUAUUUUUAUUGAAUCGUAAUGUUGCGUCGUACGCUAUAAUGCGUUUUUUUUUCUGUCUGUAAACAACUUUCAUCAAUCUUGCUCUGAUGUACAAAGUGUAGAAUCUUUUCUGAACGGUAAUUUUCUCUCGAUAGUGAGUUAUGAGAUCAUUUUUUAAUUUUCCGGGGGAUUUUUAAAAUAAUUAGGAAAAAUAUAAAAGAAAAUUAUUAAUAAUAUAAUAAAUAUUUACGGUUACCGACUUCAUUGUUUUUGAUUUUUGCAAACUAUGUUUUCUACUACAAGUAUUGCUCCAAUCGAAAAAUAAUAAACAAUCUCUUUCGUUCUUUUUAAUACAUUGCCACUGAUAAAGAAAGUCAUUUUUUGGUAUUCAAAGUAGUUUUCAUAAAUAUUGGGGAAAACCGAAAAGUUAAAAUUGAUCAAUAUUUAUGGUAACUUAUUUAUGGCGUCUCGGUUUAAUUAUUUUAAUUUUUGUAAUCGAUGUAUUCUACUGGAUAUUUUACUCCAAUUGCAAAAGAGAUCGAAUUUUUUCCAUUUAUAUCUAAUUAUUGAUCGAGAAAGUCAUUUUUCGAUAUCUAAUAUAGUUUUCAUAAAAAUUGAGAAAACCAAAAAUACGACUUUUUUUUCAAAUUACGGCUCAAUGAUUUCAUUUUUUAAAAUGUUCAAGAUUAUAUUUUUCUCCCGAAAAUCUUUGUCCAAAUAUCAAGAAUAGUAAAUUUUCUAAAACAAAAAAGUUGUUUAUUUUGUGAAUAAGGAGGCCAUUGGUUAAUUUUUCGUAUAGUUUUUCUAAUAGUUAUGAAAAACCGGGAAUAAACUUAGGGAAUACGACAAAGUGUUUGGCAUUUGAUUUUUUAUUUUUUUUUAUUUUUUAAGAAUUAUCGUUGUUUUCACAAAAUACUUAUAUUGGCUAUUUGUAGACGUGGUAAAAUUUUCAAAAUAUUUAACUAUGUUUAGGCUAUUUAAAGGUAUUUAACAUUUCGGAUUUUUAAUUGGUAGGGAUCUAUUAGUAAAAUUAUAUGACUUCAGAGAAAUGCUUGACAAUUGUUAAAAAAGUACAAAGUACAAAACCAAGUUGUACUUGUGGUCUAAAAACAAAUUUGAGUGUAAUACAUCAGUUUUUUUUUCAUAAGUUUUUUUAAAUCAAAUUUUGACGAAAAUCGUAAAAAUUUCGAGAUAUGUUUUAUCGGAGUUUCUCUGUAUCGUUUUCAAUUAGCAAUGGUUUAUCUUUGCGUACGGAUAUAAAUUAAAUAACUUUAUGUAUCUUACCUUUCUAACUACCUAUCUACAAGGGUUGCUGUAUCAGUUCCCAAUAUCAGCUUUUUUUUCAAUUCAAUACACAACGUAUGAGUUAUCGUUUUUGUUUUUUUUUUUUUUUAAUCGAAUUUCCACGCCAUUCGGUUUAUACCUAACCUUAGCAAAAACAAAUAUUUUCAAUCCCUCGGGGUUCUGAAUUUCUUCUACGAUAGACGCCAGUUGUUUGAUCUAAUAAGUACCAUUAUCUAUAUAAAAAGCAGACGGGACUGUGAGAAUAUAUUUUGAAACGUACAACGAAACAUUCUAUAUUAUUUACUCACGUAUUUUUUAUUUCGAUUGCAUUUUAUUCCCUCUUGUAUAUAUCAUUCCCGUCGCAAACAUAAUCGAUUUAUGAUCUUUGUAAUAUUUUUUUCCAUUUACCCACAGAUGAUUGUAGGUUUAGCGUUCAAACGUCGAAAGCAGGGUAGUGAAGAAAAAAAAAAUAGUUUUUUCUAUUUUCAAAAAACAUGUUUUAAAUUGUAAAAAUACGUGUACGUUUUAUACGUGUUUGAAAUGUGUUUUUUUUUUUUUUAACAUGAUUUGUAAAUACCAUAUUAUUUUACAAUUAUUAUACAAGACUAUUUAAUUAUAAAUCGAAUUUUAUCAUAAUUAUUUAAGGAGCAAAAUAACAAUUAAAAAAAUGUUAACCCUUUAUGUACAAAUAUACCUACCCAAUAGGAACUGUUUAUUUUCGUUUAUAUAGAAUUGUAACAAAUAUCUUUACUUUUCGAAACCCAUCAGUUAUUUAUUGUAAUUGAAUUGUUGAAAGUUUUAAUCAUUUAUGUACAAAACGAUUUAAACGAUUGCUGUUUAAUGCACUUCACGACCACGGUCGGUAUGUAAUUUUCUUUAUUUUACACGGGACAAAGUUUUUACACCAAGCCCCGUGUCCAUCCCCCCGACACGGACGGCCAACCGAUUGACGUAGGCGGGGACUAUUCCGAACGCCUUCUUAUAAAAUAUAUAAAAUUUAUCCUGCCAAAAAUGAAGAAUCAAUUGCUUUUCGGAAAGACGCGGACCUCUCGGCGUGGCCGUUUUGACGUGUGCCUCUUUAACGUACGUCCGUUUUGACGUGUACCGUUUUAACGUACGUCCGUUUUGGUGCGAGGCCAUUUUAUCAAAUAUACAAUAAUAAUAAUAGUAUCGUAAUAAAUAUAAUAAUCAAAAGGAAAAUAAUAUAUAUAUUUGUUCUCGAGCACGGCGUAUAAAAUGGCGUUUUAGAAAUAUUCAAACAUACCGUAUGCUGUUAAGUUUGUAACAUUAGUUUACAUCUAAUAAAUUAUUAUGAUGAGCUACGUUCAAAUAAAAACAUGUUGAACAACUGUUUAUCAAGAAUAAAACCAAUCGUAAAACCGUAUGGGUUUUUGAGUGUCAAAGCUCAAAAUAUAACUCGCCAUAGUUGAAUUAUAAUAUUAUUAUGAGUAUUUUGUUUAUUCUAUAAUACUAAAAACAUUUUAAAACACUAUUUGUAUACCUAUAAUAUACUUAAGUAAAAAUAUAUCUUUCAUAAUUCAUCCACAAAUUGUAUUAAUAUUAUAUGAACACGUUAAAACGGACAUACACAAAAGCGAUAUAAGCAAUAGUGGCCACGCAAAAACGCUCACGCCAAGGUUUUUUAAAACGCAGUUACAAUUUUUUUUCAGUGGUAUGUUUAGUUUUUUGCCACAUUCAGGCCAAUUCUAGGCUAAUUUUGUUUUACCACUCCUUUAAAGAGAUCAAAAACGGAUAUUUUUCCUGUAUCCAACAUACACCCUGCAGUAUAGGAAUUUAGAUAGAUAUUUUGCCUGCCAGGUCGGUAUAAUGAAACGAUAAUUGUAAUUCUGAAAAGUGAAAACAGAUUUAAGUUCAGCGGACAGUGUACGGGGGAUCAGUCAGGUUACUUUUUUCAAUAAUAUUAAAUUUUAGCAUUUUAGCUUCAUUUUAAUUUUAUAGUAUUGCAUAUUAUUUUUAUUAGCAACAAAUAAAAAAAAAAAACAGAUUAUUUAAAUAAAAACUUGUCACCUCUCCUGAAUUAGGCAUCCUAUUUCGCCUGUCGUUUAAUAUUCGUCACUUGUAUUAGUAAUAAUAAUAAUAAUAAUAAUAAUAAUAAUAAUUUUAAAACUGAUUUUUGUUUAUUUUUGAUUUAGCCAAUAUGAACAGCAGUAGUGGAUCGACCUCAACUUCUUUGCCGAACGGUGGUGAAAACAACAAUGAAUACAAUAAACCCUCUACAGCUUCGAGUGAAAGCGCGUCGCUUCAGCAACAAAAUCAGUCAUUCCAGAACGAACAGCAACCGUACCAAUCACCCGGUUUAUCAUCCGGUAGCACGUCGCAGUUGCGUCGAACCCAGUCCAUAAUCAGUCAAAGUCUCCGUGAUCAACAAUAUCAGUUAUACAGUGCCGGGAAUUCAAUAUCACUUCAACAGCAAGCACAGACACAACAACAACAACAACAACAACAGCAUACACAACAACUACAACAACAGCAGCAACAGCUGCAACCACAACAACAACAACAACAACCGCUGCAACCACAAAAACAACAACAACAAUACGAAGAAUCCUUGAUCAACCAAUUGCAGCAACAAAACAUCUCUAACUCUUACGUUUCAGCAGAAGGUUCCUCGUUUUACGGAAACAGUAAUCAAACAGGUGGACCGGUAAACCUUUCGAGACAAACACAACAAACGAACAACGCUAGCAGUAAUACUGCCGUGGUACAACAGUUAUACCAACACCCAACAUAUCAACCACAACAACAGGAACUUUUGUAUCAACCUUACCAACCGGAAUACGCCACAUAUCAACAACAGCAACAGGUACAGCAGCAACAACAACAACACAUACAGCAGCAACAACAGAUACAGCAGCAACAGCAACAACAGCAGAUACAGCAGCAUCAGCAACAACAACAGCAACAGAUACAGAUACAGCAACAGCAACAGAUACAACAGCAGCACCAGCAACAAAACCAGCAGCAGCAACAUCAGCUGCAGCAACAGCAACUUCAAAAGCAGCAACAGUAUCAGUUUCAACAACAAGCACAGUUACAACAACAGCAACAGCCACAGAUGCAACAACAGCAGCUGCUACAACAACAGCAACAGUCACAACUACAACAACAGCAACAGUCACAACUGCAACAACAGCAACAGUCACAACUGCAACAACAGCAGCCGCACCAACAACUACAGCAACAACAGCAGUCGCACCAACAACUACAGCAACAACAGCAGCCGCACCAACAACUACAGCAACAACAGCAGCCGCACCAACAACUACAGCAACAACAGCAGCUACACCACCAACUACAGCAACAACAGCAGCCGCACCACCAACUACAGCAACAACAGCAGCUGCACCACCAACUACAGCAACAACAGCAGCCACACCAACAACUACAGCAACACCAACAAUAUCAACAAGGUCAGGCUCAGGAAUACCAGAGGUAUUCAAAUCAAGAUCAAAAACAACAGCAACUGCUAAUCGGUAGUAGUGAUAAUUCUCACCAAUUGUACGGUGUUGAUUAUCAACAACAAAGAAUAGACAAUAGUUAUUCGAAAAAUGCCACCGGCUUGACAAGUGGCAUUAAUAACAUUGGUGGCAUGAGUAGCAUGAAUGGCAUAAGUGGUAUUAGUGGCAUUAGUGGCAUUUUAAAGUACAAUGUAAACAAUGCAACGGCCGUGGACUCUUCUUCCAACGGAUUUAGACCAUUAAAUCAGCUACAGGGUCAAGUAAGUAAAGCAAAUCGGAUAAUAAUAUAACAAUAAUUUAUCGUUAUUUUCAAUUUUAAAUAAUAAUGAUGUACUGUUAAAAUGUGUUCCUGCGGAUAAUUUAUAUUAAUUAAGUUUUAAAACCAAUAAUUAUAAAUUAUCGUACUUUGUACCUAUUUACUCAUAGAUGUAUGUAUAUAAAAAAAAACAGUAAAUAGGCAAAACUGUCUUACACCGUGUGUUCAUAUGAUGUACUAAUAUAAUAUAAUAAUGUACUAUAAAUAUAAUCUUAAAAUGUUAGCAAUAAUAAUUUUAUAAUCAAUCUAUCCUCGAUAUUGAUAAUAUUGUACAUAGAUUAAAUUUCAACAUACUGCAACUUAGCCAAUUUUAUAAUUAGAAUAAAAAAAUGUUCAUAGAAAAAUUGUUCAAAAAAAAAGACUCUACUUGUAACUGUAGAAAAAAAUCAGAGUUGUCAUUUGAAAAAAUUAAGUUGUACAAGCGUGUACCGAAAGUGUUAACAAUUUGCAAUUAAUUUGAAACUGUGUAUUUUGAUACUCCCUGUAUCACCUCUCGAAAAUCCUAUUUCAAUCCAAGGUCAUCCUUGAAAUUUUAAGUGCUAUUUUAUAAUGUGAACACAUGGUAUAAUAUGGUGGCUAAUUUAUUUAUUUAUUUUUCUGAAUGUAGUACCUAUGAACCGAAAGCGUUCAGCAGUGGCGCAACCAGGAGAAAAGAGUGUUUUGGGUGUCUGAAUGCUUCCUACAUCCAUGUUUAAGUUUACAAAUGUAUUAAAAUGUAUUAAAAAACGUGUUUUUUUUUUUUUUAAUGCAAACAACAUUUACCCCCCUCCCCUCCUUCAACAAAUCUUGGUUGCGUCAUUGGCUUCGAUAAAGAUGCUUCGUAACAACUUAAAGUAUUACAGUUUUCGUUAACUAAAAAACAAUACGUUCCUAUUAAUUUAAAAUAAUAAUGUCGCGUAUAUUGAACUAUCAUUUAAAUUACACGCUCAUAAUAUUGCGUAGGUAUAGGCGAUUAAAACCCAAAUUAUUAUGAACUUUGCGUUUUAGCGGACCGACAAUCCAACGGCAGCCGCAGUACAACAACUGCAACAUAUCAACGAGAAUAAUUACUCGGGUCAGAUUCAGCAACAAAAAUUGAACACAUUGACGGGGCCAGGCAUGUCUGCAGCCAAAAUAUCUGUGUUGCAUCACUCCACAGCCGCCCCAGCAGCCGUGGACCAGAACACCGGUGGAAAACCUUUGCCAACUUCGGAGCCACUCAAAUAUCAGACCACUACGGCACAACAACAGCAGACGAAUUUACACAGUAAGCGAUAUUAUAUUAUUGCUGUGGUUUCCUCCGGCAUGGAGCUUGAACCUAUGACGAUAGAUCCGUCCGACGAGGACGCCCGAAAAAAUAUUAUAUUAUAUUAUUUUAAAUUUAGAGCCAAGUGAGGAAUGUAUUGGUUUUACUUUGAUGUAUUUUUGUGUGUCUGUGAGUAACUUUUUUACCACGAAUAUUGGUCCAAUCAAAACAUGACACUCUUGUCAUGUUUUGACAAGACCUUUUUUUAUUGCAUAUUGGUGCAUUGGAAAAGUUAUUUGAAAUUCUCAUUAUAUUCGUGAUAAUGAGGAAAAACUGGUUAUUUAGGUUAAAAAAAAUGAAAAUAUUAAAAAUAAAUGUGACAUAGACAACCAUUUUUAUGGGCGUAACACGUUUCCAGUAGAAACUUUCCACUGAUAGUAGAUUCUCUUUUACACCGAUAUUUGAUUCCAACAAAACAAUUUCUAUACGACGCUUAUGUUAAAAACUGUAAUACAGUAAUAAAAUAUACAAUAUAAUAUAGUGAAUAUUAAAUUUUAUUUGUCGGAUAUACCUAUUUAUCGAAUAAUCCAAAAAAAAACCACACAGUAAGAAACCGCCAAUAGGAAAAUGACCAAAUUAUAACGGACUAAAAAAAAUGGAAUAAUUCGAGGGUGACAUUUUGUGUUUAAUAAAACAGUAUACUAAAUAUCUAUAUUUAUGAAAAUGAAAUGUUGUUUUGAAUUUCAAUUACGAUUUUGUGAAAAGUAUAUCUUACAAUUUUCAAAAAAAAUAUAUCAACUAAUUAUAUAUAAGUACAAUAUAUAUAGCGAUAAGGUAUGCCAUAAUAUUAUAUCACUUUUUUUUUUUUUUUUUUUUAAUUCCACAAUGUUUUUUUAAUAAAGUAUUAUAUUUUCUUCAUUGAAAAUAUAUAUAUUUUAUCAUGUUAUACCUAUGCCGGGUUGCAUGCACAAUUUACUAUGCAAUUACCGAACAUUUAUUAAACCAAUAGUAGUGAGCUAAAUAAUAUGGUUUUGGUGGAAAAGAGGCAGGUACACUUUUGGUGGAAAAUGACAUCACCCGUUUUUAAUUAUUUUAUAUUAUUAUUAGGUUUUUAUUAAUUUAAUUUUUUAAUAUUUGUUUAAACAAUCGUUAUUGAAAACGCAAAUUGUGUAUAAAUGCGAUGCUAUUGAUCGAGUUCCAUUCAAAAUCGUUUUCUAUUAGCAAUGAUGCACUUUUGCGUUCGGGUACAAAUUUAAUUCCGCUCGAUAUCCUGCCCUCCCAAUUUCUCGCCCACUAAAAUGGACCACCAAUCGUGCGAAGUAUGAACCCGUCUUUUGUUUGUUUUAUUAUGUUGGGGGAGGGGGGGAUCGGACUAUAGUUAUAUUAUAAACGCAAAUCACAGGAUGGUCCUUAGCGCCCGACUUUUCUGGGCUAGCGCCACGAAUCCCAAAAUUAUUAACAAACCAACACCGACGAGACCAUUGAGUUUUCACCUGAUAUAUAAUACCGGACCUGGUACUUAAGUUGCACCAUGAAUAUUUGUACAUGAUUUGCGUCUGUGCAGUAAGAAUCCGGUAUAACUGACAUCAUUUAAUUUUUUUUUUUUUUACAGCCGCGUCAUCACAAAUAAACAUUCCUACAACUGCGUCUAGAGGCGCACAGCUCCUGAGCAGCGGCAAUUCGGGGCUCAGAGAUUUAACGGCGUCACCGUCGGACACGGUCAGCGAACCGGACUCCAUGCGCUCUUCGUCGCUCCGAAGCAGCGUCGGUCGGGAUGCCAGGGACGCCCGACGCCGACUGCCCGACUUACCGCCGCCCGAUAUAGACGUGAACAGCUUACCGUGGCUGCAGGGCGCCACGAACUCCAAGCGCCGCGAACGCAUAAUGCGCGUGAUGAUGGACAAGUUCAAGUAUGUUUCAUCGCGUUUGUGCUAAUUAAUUAUAGGCGUGCGUUUGUAAAACUCCUCGCAAGUAGGCUAGUGAAUUGUCGCAUUGUGGGCUAUGGACACGCGCGUAUGAUUUGUGCGACCGUUGGGUUUGAUUCGGUACAGCUCCGUUGGUCCACGACGCAGACAUUACGAUUGUACAUUCGUAUUCGACGCUGUUUGUCGGCGGGACGAUGAGUCAAAAAUAAAUUUAAAAAAGGGAAUGGAAAUAUCGGUUCGCAGUCCGAUCGCGCGAGAACGGGCGGUUUUUUCGUGACCCUAGACAUCCGAAAUGCGAGAAUCAUCGAGACGAACAAAACUUUGGCAACGCAAUAAACUUUGUAUCGUCUCGGUAAAAAUGGCGUUUGAACGCGCGCCUUUCCGAACGGAAAAUUAUUGUUUUUGAAAACGCGCGGCAGACUGCCAAGCACGUGUGCUACCCCCAAAUUCUAUUUUAACGUUUUGGUUUGGUAAUUCUCAGGCCGUUCUCAUCUACACGGAACGUUACAAGCAUUGACAGCAGCAACGGUCACGGUUACUGUACCAGCAAAUUCUCCACGAAUCGACCAGGCAGCAUGAGCGAAACGAAUUUACUCAAGUAUCGGUCUCCAAAAGAUGGCGUUUCUGGAUCGACGGCCAGACCGGAAUCGGCGCUUGGUCUUCUGCAAGGUACGUACCUACGCGAUUCCGUGCUGCGGAUGGUGUGUGAUAAUAUUUAUAUAAUAUGUAUAAAAAAACAUUUUUUUAGUGAUUAAUAUUCGAAAAAAAAAGUAUUUAUUGUCAGAUAUUUAUUUAUAUUUUAUUUUCUAUGUAUUUGUUUGUUUUUGUACGUAAUUUUUGACGAAACCAAAGACUAUUGCAAUUUAUUGUUAUGUCUGUUUCCCUUUACUUAUGGACACUUGAAGCGGUCUCUUCCGUGCUGAAUGCGCUCAAACUCGCGGAAAUUAGAAUCGUUUUAUAGCCAGUUUAAAGUGAUAAAUGUUUAAUUUAAAUUCGAUAUUAAUUUCAGCGUGUUGUAACGGAAGUAAGGUGUUUUUCAGGUUUCGAAUACCCGUACAGAUUCCCCAAAAAGAGGAUGAAAUUUCGUAUAUGCAUGCAUUAAAGAUGUGCUCUUUGAGAGAUUUAAUUUUUAACCUCCACUCCUACCCUUUCUAUGCAUAGAUUGUGCAAUUAUAAUUUUGUUUAAACUAGUUUAUUCGUAGAGUACUUAGCGUUAUAUUGUUAUUAAUUACUAUACGAGUAUUAUAUGAUUCGGUUAUUUAUCGUUUUAUAAAACAUAUGUCCAGUAUAAUAUAAAAUAGGGCAAAAAUUAUAUUCUUGUUACGAAGCUUUAUACCGAUCACGGGCGUAUUUUUUUUUUAGUUAGUUUUUCGAGUAUCAAUUUACAAAAUUAUUUUUUGUUGUUUGUUUUUUAUUAUGUAAAUAUAUAUAGGUAUAACAAAGGUUAACUGUAUAUUAUCAUAAUGGACACUUUUUACGCACCGGCUAAAAUGCCGAGGGUCUCCUGUCGGCAUUGUCGGAAUUACGGGAAGCUUAUAAUUUAUCGUUAGGUACCUGCUUCCGCACUAUAUUCAAUCAUAAUUAAAACGCAAGCCGGGAUUACGUAUAAAUAUCAUAUUAUACGUUGUUAUAGAGGGUGUAUAUAAUAAUCUAACGUGUCAAUUCGGUAGCGGGCCGCAUUAAUAUAAUAUCCCGGAAACAAUAAUAACGGCGCUAAUUAAUUUAUUACUCGUCUAUACGAUAGGUGCAAUCGAAUUCUGGGUACUUAUAUUAAAAAAAAAAAAAAAAAAAAGAGUCGGAUUACGGCGGGUAUCAUUUCGAAUUGUCGCUACGACCGGAUUACCACGAGAGAUUGUAUUUUGUACAAAUACACGUAGAUACGUGUAUGUAGGAGGCACACCUAUAUAAUCGAAUUUUCGAAAUGCCGGCGACGCGAAAAGUAAUUCGACAAAAAAAAACUCUCGUUGAUGUGUAGGGGGAUUAUUACGUCAGAAUGACGGACAUAUUAUGUACGAGUAAAAGCCCCGACGAAUCAGUCACUGCCAUCGCGUAUAACGCGAUAUAUGUAUAAAAGUAAAAGAAAAAGAAAACUGCUGUGGGACAUUUUCCGAACGAGGCAGCUGCGCGAGUUUGAUAUACGACUACAAUUUAUAUACUUACCUGCCCCCUCUACCCACGUUUGAAAUUGGGUGUUUUCGUUAAAGACUUACGAAAAAGUGAUUUAAUUUUAGAGAACUUUUUCCCGUCACGUACCACACCAUGCACAAAAUAACCACGAGAAAUACAAUACAAUAUUGUAUACUUCACAAAGUUUAACUUAUUGUAACCAUUAUUUGUAACUAAAGCAGAGAGUACGCAGUUCUAAAAAAACCAAAAAAUAUACAUUGAAAAUAGGUCUCUACACAUUUUUUAGAUUUUGAGCGUGGCGAAGUGUGGUUUUACAAAGAUGUUUAUUUAUUUAUAUAUUUUUUUUCAUACUGUGUACAAAAAUUCUUCCGAAAAUUUUGCUCCGAAGUAUCAAAUAUAGCGAAAUUUCUGAAAAAAAAUUUUCCUGGAACGGUACUUUAGGGGAGGCAAUUUUUUUAUUUUUCAAAGAGUUUUCCUAAUAAAUGGGGAAAAAACGAAGAAAACACGAAAAAAUGUAAAAAAUGUAUAGUUAGUAGUACUGUGAAUGUGUAGGAGAGUACAUUUUUUUGUAGCUAAUUAGGAAACGUAGCUUUCUAAGUGCAUAAUUUGAAUUAUGUAACAACAAAUUAAUUUAUGAAACUUUUAUUUUGUAUUUUUUGACAUUUUUAAUUUUUAAUGUCAUUCUUUUUGGACUAAAAAAUCAUAUUUUCUUUUCAAGUUCAUUUUCCGGUAUUUUUAAUCAAAUUUUGCCAAUUAACAUGUUUACGCACAUAUUUUUUUGUUUUACACAGGCUAUAUAUAUGUAAAAUUUAUAUUUUAUAAAAUAAUAUUUUACAUAAACUGUAUCCGAGUUAUGUAAAGAUAAGGAUUUGAUAAAAUAAGACAAUAUUGUAGAAAUCAACUUAUUUAACAUUCAAAUUCUAUCAACAUUUUUAUAAUUUUUAUUAAAGAAAUUAGUUUUAUAAAUAAAUACAUUUUUAUGUAUUUGUGUAUAAUAUACUAAUAUCUAUAAUAUCAAAAUAAGUAUAAAAAUUAAGUUAAAAACCAUUAUAAGUGCAUAUUUUAUUGCUUGUUUUGAAAUUUGUAGUACGUUUUUUGUGCUUUUUAAGGCUUUUCAUUGCAUUAAAUUCACAGCCCUAGUUAUUAGUAAAAUAAUAUUGUGAUCUUUUUAUUCAUAUAAGAAACUUUUCUACUCGUAAUUUUGCUCCAGUUUUUAAUGAUAGUACUUUUUUUGAAAGGAAAUCUAACUGGGAUGGUACUUUAUGAGGUAAUUUUUUUGAUUUUCACGGGGGUUUUUAAUAGAAACAAUAUAAUAUAAUAUAAGCCGAGUAAAAACAAGAAAAUAGAUAUAACUUUAAAUAAAUAUUAAUAAAGAAAAUAUUCGAGCAUAAUGCAUAUGUAAAUAAUUAUUUUACCAUAAUGUGGCAUACAUAUAUUACAUUUUUGACAAAGCAACACAAUUCAACUCAGAAUCGUUUUCCGUUAGCAAUGGUUGAUUUUUGCGUACAGAUAUACAUUGAAUUUUCCCUUUACCUUCCCAACUUCUCACCUACAAUAAUGACCCACCCAUUUGCAAAGUAUAUCCAUCUUUUUCUAGUGAUUUAAUUUAAAAAAUAUCAAUUAUUUAAAAACAUCUAAAAUAAGAAAAAUAGUUAUCUACCUAAUUUAAUAAUAUAUGACAUAUCAUGACCAAAUUAAUGAAAAAAAUCUUUUCGUUGAUCGAAUUAAGUUUACAUUAGUACAUUACAUUGAUUAAUUUCUUUACUUGAUUUAUUUUAAAAUUUUUUUAAUAUUUAAAUAGACAUUUUUUUCUUGCAACACUAAAAAAAUAGCAUUAUUAAUAAACAUUUAUGAUUUCAUAAAUUUUAAAUCCGCAUGUUUUUGCAAGACUAUGCAAAAUAAAUCUACAAAUGCUAGAAGUUGUCUGCUCUAUUUAUAACACUUCUUAGAUUAUGAUAACAGAUGUGUCGUUCAAUUUUGAGAAAUGUACAAUAUUGAAAUACUACUAUCGUCCGAAGGCGUAAAGUGGGGAAGGAAAAGGACGUUUAAAUGAAACUGUCCACACUGUCAAAUUCAUGAUUGAGCAUUUCCCAGCUUGAUAAUUUGUAAAUUAGUAUUAAAAUAUUAUACAUUAUUUAUUGCGUGCAAACAUAAAAUACUAAAGUAAUAUUAUUAUUACCUACCGACGUAUUUUUCACCUCACACGCAUUAUAAAUAUUAUAAUAAAUGCACGUCAUUAAAAUGUAUAAUUAUAAUAAUACUGUAUUCCUUCAUCUAAACAAAUUGAUCCAGUUACGUCCAUGCACGAAAUUGUAUGACUAUUGUUGGUUUUGUUCUGUACGCAUUUAAGCAACUAGGGAGGUGCACAGGAACUUAUCCAUCCAAGUUUAAAAUAUGCACCCCCAAAAAAUAAAAACAUUUUUCUACUGUGAUUUGAUUGUUUUGAUUUUAAAGUAAAUAUUAUCAAUAAUUACAAAAAUAUUAUACUAUACCGCUGAAUUCAAAGCUGAAAUGAUGGUCUUUAAAAAUUGCUUGCUUACAAAUUUCAGUUUUGAUGAUGUUAAAAAAAAAAAACAACAUUCAAAAAGUAACAUAGACAAACUUAUUCUAGUAGGUAUCAUCAUACCUAUCAAUAUAAGUUCUGCUCCUUGCGAAUGCAGUUUCUCCAGUCUGCGCCAAUAUAAAAAUUGGUUACAUACAAGUAUACCACAACAAAGAUUUACCAAUUGAUCAUUAUGAAGUAUCGAGAGGGAUAUAACAAAAAGUUUGAAAAGUGACCACAUUUUAAAUAUGUAUAUAACUCGAAUUAAAAAAAAAAACAAAAAACAAAUAGUUGUGUGAUUAUUUUAUUUUUUUAACAAGGAAUUUGUAUGACUAUUAAGUAUUAAUAGUAUUUAUACUAAAUGAUAUUACCCAUAUUAAAACAAAACAUGUAAAUAUGCAUUUGUAAUUUUUACUUUAAUUAAAAUAAUAUUGUGUAGUCUAAAGGGGAUACAAAGCCUUCAUAGAUCUAUGAGAUAUUUACCAUUUUUGCAACUCCAAAAAUAUUGGUCAAGUUGCAUCUAUGACUGUACGGUUUAAAGCACUGAUUCUUAAUAUCUGUUAUUCUACACAUCCUUUGCAGAUUUUCAAAAAUCUCGCGCUCCCAACAAAAAAAGUCAAUCAAAAAAGGUUUUCAACAAAAAGAUACAAGUAAUAUUCGUAUAAAGUCCGAUAAGCAAACAAACCUAUUAGAUAACCAAUCGUUAUUAUUAUUCUAUUUUUCCCCGACAUCGUAUAAUUAAAAUAAUUAAUAAAUACAAAUUUCACUUGGUGAUGACUGCUUGUGCCUUCCCAGCACUGUGUUAACGCCUCCCGUGUCGGGCAACACUGGUUUAGAGAUAUGGCGGCCUAAGAAGACAGGAAUAAGGUUCGAAGUUUGAGGUGUUGAGAGGAUUUUCGGGUCAUUCGUAUUGAAGCACAAACCGGUAGACCGACGGAAAGCGACAUAACCAUCAACUCGUGGAUCUGUUUUAAAUCCUCGGGGUUUAACUGAGAGAAUUUAAACGAGAUAAGUGUGCAACGGUUGGGGUGGACACGGGAGUCGUCAGUGAAAACAACCGGCCGUGAAACCUCACCCCAAGAUGCCUAGAUUGCGCGGUAAGGAAUGAUCUACAGAAUAGCCGAAACAAACAUGUGUAUAGACGCGGAGGCAAAUUUUGUUGGAGGUUCCCGGGUCUUUGAAGAUAUAGAUUAUAAAUGAUAAAUUGUUAGUUUUACGUCGUCCGGAGAAACGCGAUAACAAAAGUCGCAUACAUUUCGAUUGCGAUUUGCGAUAAGAGGUUCGUGAAGAGAAAAAAGAAAUAACACUAAAUAAAAGUCCUGGCCUAAAAGGGCUUAGAGUGUAUAGAGCUAUAGUUUCGGCUAUCGUUGUGGCUGUGAUUUUACAGCGAGGGUCGUCACUGUACCGUAAAACGAUGUUCGUACGCACUCGACCGGACGCGGAUUAGCGAUAAAACCUGACCCAUCACACACGGUUUUCCGGGCAAACUCCUUUGAUUUCGGCGUGUCGAUAAUAAUUACACGUGUAUCCUUUUGUGUAGGUCUGCUCGUGAAAAUGUCAGGCCGCUUUAUUAUUAACAGUGUAAGAAAAAUCAGUCGAAAAUGGUGGAACACACUGUAUAUAAUAUAGUUGAUUGUUCAAAAUACGUUUUGAAGUCGGAAACUUAACAUACUCGGAGAGUGGAAUUUCUUAAUUUGUUUUACUAAUGAAAUUGAAAAUUAUCACCAUACUAAAUUGAUCGAUAAUACACACGUAUUUCGCAUACCCAACGACUCAAGCAUUCCAUUGGCUAAAGCAACCUACCGGCCCAUGCAACCCACCGGCUCAGGGAGAUAUAUUUCCAAAUAGAUAAUACAAACAUAGAUAGAACAUCUGUACAUACUUAAAAUACAAGGUGUACUAUGUGGUUAAGUGGCUUAUAAAGAUUGAGAUCAACUAUCUGUUAUCUGUAAUAACGAUUGUAAAUUUAAAGCCCAUCCAAUUAACAGGAAUUACAAAAAAAAUCAACGUUUCUUUGGAAUGGAAUAAGAAAUAAUAUUAUAUUUUAAGUAUGGAAUAUUUUUAAUACUGAUAUUUGUGAAAAAUAUUACUCGGUUUUAAAUACACAUCGAGAUAAAUUGAUACAUUUAAUAAUAUAAAAAUACUUGGAUAUUUAUAGAAUGCUUCACGAUAUUAAAGAAAUGAAUUAACAAUCAAAAUUUAGAUCGAAAUGCACAAAAUACAUUUUAUUUAUGCAUCAAUACGAUUGUUUUUUUUUAAUUGAUUAUCAAUGUAGUAUUGUAAAAUGUUAUUCAAAUAUAUAAAUAUGUUAUUUUAUAUACUAAAUUAAAUUUUAUUUAUUAAGAACGACGAUAGCUGACAUAAAAUCAGGUAUCAAAAACCGGCGGAUACUGUGUUAACAUAAAAAGAAAAGAAAGAACCAAGAAGAGCAUGGAUUGACAAGGAAACAGUAAAACUUAUAGAUGAAAGACGAAAAUAAUAAAAACAAUAACACGAGAGAAGAACAACAAAACAACUAAAGAACCAGGUUAAUCGAGAAGCCAGAAAAGCUAAAGAAGAAUGGUUAGAACAGUAGUGUGGCGAUUCAAAGUCAACAAAAUAGAAUAUGAGUAUCGCAAUAUCCAACAAUUUUUCGGAGAGAGAAAACGAAAUUAGACAAAUAUAAGACAUAAAAAUGACCGAUUAUUAGUUGAUGAUGAAAACAUAAUAAAACGAUGGAAAGAGUAUAUUGAAGAGCUUUAUAAGGGAGGAAAGAUGGAGGAUUUGAUAACAAAUGAGGAAGCAAUGAAGUUACCUAUUUUGUACCCAGAAUUUGAGCUGGCGCUACAUGACUUGAAACAAAAUAAAUCACCUGGGACUGAUAAUAGAACAGCAGAAUUAUUACAGUGUGCUUGUAAGAAGAUAAAAGACGCUUUAUAUAAACUAACUCGAGAUAUAUAUGAGACAGAUGUGCCAGAUGGUUACUGUAAAAGUAUAAUUGUAACUAUAGCAAAGAAAAGUGGAGCAAAUUCCUGUUAACAGUUUAGAACAUUGAGCUUACUGACACACGUCUCAAAAUUCCUAACAAAAAUAAUGAACCGAAGAAUAGAAAGAAAAGUGGAGCAGUACUUACAAAAUGACCAAUAUGGAUUUAGAACACAAAAAGGUAAACACGAGAAGCAAUUUUAGGACUGUGAGUGCUAAUUGAAAAAUAGAUCGAUAGAAAUGAAGUUACAUAUUUAGCCUUUGUGAACCUGGAAAAGGUCUUUGACAAAGUUAAUUGGAAUAAAAUACUGCUCACAUUACGAGAAAUAGGUGUUAAAACAAUAAAACGUAAGAAUCAUCCACAGUCUUUGCAAGAAUCAGACAGCUUGCAUUAAAAAAGGAGGAUUCACUACUAACAUUCAAGUAAAAAAAAGGAGUCCGACAAGAGUGUACGUUAUCACCAUCACUUUUUAGCUGCUACAUCGAAAAGUUAUAAAUAUAGUGAAAACAAAGCUAACAAAACUAAACAUAGGAAUCAAAAUUGGUGGAGAAAUUGUUUCAAUGAUACGAUUUGCUGAUGAUAUUGAGCAGAGAAUGAAGGUGACAUACAACGUGCAGUUGGAGAAAUGGAUGGCAUGCUUAGAACAUCAGAAAUAAAAAUAAAGAGCACAAAAACGAAGAUAUUAGUCUGCGCCAGAGACCCGAAAAUAAAAGCUGAUGUUUAUAUAGGUAGUCGAAAAUUGGAGUAAGUAUAAGAAAUGAUAUACCUAGAGAGCAAAAUCACAUCAAAUGGUAAGAGCGUCCGAGAGCUAAAACAACGCAUAGAUAGCAUUAGCAAAAACUGCCUUUAGUAAAAAACAGAAGUUGCUCACUUCAAAAAAGUCACAUCUCAAUAUCAAGAAGAGACUUAUAAAAACAUGUGUAUGGAAUGUUGCAACAUAUGGAUGUGAAAUUUGGGUAAUAAAUGAUGCCAAAUAGAAAAAAACUUGAAGCCUUCGACAUGUGAUGUUGGAGGCAUAUGGAAAGGAUAAGUUGGAUAGAGCGAAAAACAAAUGAAUAAAUACUUAAAACUGUGGGAGAAAAACGUAUACUCAUAGACGCGAUUAGAGCAAGACGCUAGAAAAUGGUUAGGCAUGCAUUGAGACACCCAGAAAAGUUGUAUAAUAUAAUUUUAGAGGGUAUGAUAGAAGGAAAGAUAACUACAGGACGUCCCCGAAACUCUUAUAUAGGACAAAUUAAAUGUGGUGCAAGAGUCAAAACCUUUAAGGAACUUAAAAAAAAGGCGAGUGAUCGGUUAGAAUGGAGAAUUGGAGUUGUAAACCAACCUUCGGGUUGAAAAAAAAAAAAAGAACGACCGUGUGUUAUGGAAAUAUUAUUUCAUUGAAUUAUUUAUAGGUAACAAAAUGACAAGUUUCAAAUUGAAUUUUUGUGUUAUCCUUCUGACGACCACAUGCAUAAUACAACCACAUAGGUAAGAAAUAUACUCUUCGAUCACAUUCAAAACACACUCAUGUCCUAUCCUUGUAUCUUUAAUCUCCGUGGCCAGCCGGCCACUUGAGCGGAUUAUAAAGUAGGCGCCUAUAUGAAAAUAAGUGUAACGGCUGUAGAAAGAAAGAAUAAAUACAAAAUGGGAUUGCAUAAAUAUAAAUAUAAUACAUGGACAAAAAAUAUUCAGGAAUGUUAUUGGCACGGAAUCAUAAAAACCCGUCUAACAUAUUAUUGUGGUCGCCAACUCGAGUGCAAAUAACUCAUGUCGGAUUUUUAAACGAAAACAAAUCCCUAUUCGUUGUGCAAAACCACGUCGGAUAGGGUAACCGGGGGAAAAAAUACGACGUGAAAACGUCUAUAAUAUUUUACCGAGUAACAAACAUUUUCGGCAACCAAUGGUUUUUUAUUGUUAUUAUUAUUUUCCCGAUUGUUACGUUCUUGUGUUUUACGCGUUCUCCGAUACCAAAUGCAAAUUCAAACGCUGCAAUUCCCGAGAGUGUAUCGAUGUGUACAAAAAUAAAUUAAGUUAAAACGGUUCAAAACAGUUCGGUUUAAUGUGACAUAAUGAUAAUUUUUUCGAUCGAACACCGUAAUUUACACGUAAUACCCAUGUAAAACCUGACUCGUUAGUUUAUAUAGACGUAUGCCAAUUAAUGGAGAUCGUAAAAAAUAUUGAUCGUUUAUUUUUACCCUUGCCCCGUAGUCGGACUAUCAAUACGAACUGUGAUAAAACCGUCAAACCGUUUGCGACUUUCCGUUAAAAUGUCAUUUUUUGGCUACAUUUCCCUCCCCCUAACUCCCUGAAUACAGACAUCAUUCCGCUGUAUCACUUUAGAGCGUUAUACUUUUGGGCGGACAGUUCAAUAGCGGUUCUCUCUAAACCGAAUAACGUCAAACUCGAAAAUUAGAAUGUUAAUUUCUGUGGGCCGAUUAAUAAAACCACGAAUUUUAAAUUUAAACAUGUUUUUGUUGCGGAAGUGAGGUGUUUUUUUUGUAUUUUGAAUAAUCCCACAGAACUACCAAAUUAUGCUAGAUGAACACGUUUUCUAAAUAUAUUGCGUUAAAGCAUUAAGGAUGUUUCUUUCUAAUCUCAACCCCGGCCCCCUCUCAAUUUGUAUGCAAGCAUUCCACCACUUUUUUUUCUAUUCAAUUUUGAGUAGAGCGAGGAAUGUACAUUUUUACAAUGUUGUUAAUUUUAUUAUUUUUUAGCUGUAAACAUUUUUUUCUACCAGCAAUUUUGCUCGGAUUUACAAUAAUAGCACUUUUUUAAAAGAAAAUCUGACUGGGGAGGUCAUUUUUUUGAUUUUCCUAGAAUUUUUCCGAUAAACGGGGGAAAUUGGAAAAAACCUUAGGAAAAUCAGGAAAAUAGGUAUAAUAUUUAACAAAUAUUUUUAAAGAAAAUAUUUAAUGCGUAUGUAAUUAUUUUACCAUAAUAUGACGUAUAUAAUAUAAUAUAUUGUUGAGAAAACAACAAUAUCAACCGAACUCUGCUCAGAAUCGUUUUUUCGAUAACAACAGUUAGUGUCGUUGCAUACAGAUAUACAUUAAACUCCCGUCUAUAUCCUACCUUCCUAACUUUCUACCUAAAAUAGUGGUUCCAUCCAUCCCUGUUAUCCUAAUAUAGAUUUUCUUGAAUUAAUAUGGUAUUGUAAAAUUGGUUUUGAUAUUCGGACAUUUAAUAUUUUACAAAGAAUAAUUCUAUAUUAGACGAAACGGUAGGGGGAAUUUCGGCUCUAAUAACGGAUUACUGCUCUGCUUAUGAGUGCUUUUUCUUACGGUUUUCUGGUAUAUUCCGAAUGAACAUGGCGUUCAAUCGCUAAUAUGAAAAAGUGGUUUGAAAAAGAAAAAAGAAAAACUGAAUUGAUAAAAUUCAAAACGUUCUCCGGAUAGGUGAGGGAUCUAAUAGGUUGUAACUAGGUUAUAAUAUGCUAUGGGGAAAUACUAUACGACGAGCGAAUCAGUUUCGCGCAAGGCAUACGGUCAUAAGUCUGAGCGAGGCGAGGCUCUUUUACCCAAGACAUUUUUUUUUUUUUUUUUUUUUAAUUCAGAUUUAUACAUUUUUAUUCGGUGUGUAUUGUGUUAGUAUUGACGGUAGAUAUCAUAUAGCGCCAGUAUAAUAUUUAUGCAUCGAUAUGAUACGAGGUAUAUACUUGUAGUCUCAAAAAACAAAACAAACGUCCAAUAUGGGGUGAAUUUCUGAAAAUGUCGAUAAAUGUUUCGAAUAGAGUAUACAACAUAUAUCAUGCAAAGUCUGCAACUUUUAAGACAUUAAUUGAAAAUAUCGGAAUAUUUUUAAUAAGCUUAGUGGUUGUCGAUUAAAAAACGUAUCUUAAUAAAACUAUAAUAUCUUCUUUAGUAAGAGAAUCUAAAAAUAAAAUAAGGAGAGAUGACACUGCUUGAAAAAAAUGUAGCGUAAUGUAGAAGGUAUUUUUUAUACAAGUUUAAAGUUCAAAUUUAAAUAAAAAUCGUAAAAAUCACGGAAUUUCAAAACAUAUAGUUUAACCGAACUUGGCUUGGAAUUGCAUUUCGUUAGCAACGAUUUAUAACUGCAUGUCGCUGGCAUCUGCAGGUCAGAAAUACUAUUCGAAGCCGACACCAAAAUUUGUUAUACAAAUUCAUAACAGCAACCCCGACAUUUUUGCACCCCCUUUCAUCCAUCAUCCACAUUUUUUGAAUUUUUGGCGUAGUUAUUCCAAAUCGGCACUAAAAUAUGUUAUAUAAUUUUUGUAGAUUAGAUUAGAGAAUAUAAUAUGCUUCAUAGUAAAAUAAAUAUAUAUUGAAAUAAUUUGUAUGAAACAGUAACUAGAUUUGUUCCACAUAAUUUUUUACCAAAUCGAUUUUUGUCAAAAUUUGAUAUUAAAAUUUGUAUAAAAAAUAAAAUUACUCUAUGAAACCUUUUGACCAAAAGGUACGACUUAUAAUUGACUUCCUAUUCAAUGUUCAAGAACUUUUGUUUCGUCUAACGAUUUUAUCCACAGAGUACCUAUCAAAUAAAAAUUACUCAUAAAAUGGAAAUUUCUAUAAACAGCUUAAAUGUUUUUACAGUUUUACCACGUUUAGAAAAGACAAAUGUAAGCUUUGUAUUCAAAUUUCAAGUCCAUAAAAUACGAAUAUUCUAAACUAAAUUUCAACAAAAAAUUUAAAUUUCUAUAAAAAUCUCGAAUCAAUAUCCCGGGUCGCAGCUACUAUUUACGCUCGGAAUGUUUCUAUUAAAAGUCAAAUCAUUUCACGUGAUGUUCAUCUUGAAAAAAUGGAACUAAUUAUAGGACCGUUUCAGGGUUAAACAAAAAAACCAUAGUUGAUAUCAGUGGCGGAUCCAGGGGAUUAGCGAUCGCCGGCCCAGUUCACUGUCCAAUAUACUCUUGGCUUGGUUCAUCAUUGAGCUCGUCAUGAAUGCGUCCCUUACAUGCUUUUUCAAAAUCACCCCGGCCCGUUAAAUUGCCCCGGAUCCGCCCCUGGUUAAUAUUCUCGUUCCGAACAAAUGGACAUUUUUCGUUUCUCGAAUAAAAAUAAUAAGAAUCGUUUAUUUAUGUAUAUACAUGCAAUGUGUUCGGAGGAAAAGUAACCGGCCGGCGUCACAAGAAAGUAUACCAAAAAUGAUGGAUAAAUUCAUGAAAAGCGAACGAAAUCAAAGGAACUCAUCGUUCCUUUGAAUCCGUUCGUUUCGAUCACUGUUAUAUUUUUAUGAUUACGAUUGUGACACGGUGUCGCAGAAACGGUUUUUGAAUUACUGAAGGAGUAACAACGGCAUUUAUCCAAGCUGAAAAUUGUUUCGGACAUAUUUUUGACAAGUGAACGGCCGAAUAAUAUUUAUAUAUAUUGAACAAUCGAAAAUAGUGUAAAUCAAUAAAAAUACCCUAAUGAAACCUGUUGAACUUCACUGUCGUACAGCAAAUAUUUGUUUGUCGGAGAUCGACAAUGAGUUUAUUUCGAUAGAUUUUUAUUUUACAGGAAAGUUAUUGAAAUAAUAGUUCCAUACUGUUUACUGUGUAAAAAAAAAAAGAAAAACCGAUAUUGUUUCGCCGUGUUUUUUUAUUAUUUAAUAUUCGACAUAAAAAACCGACUACUGAAACAAUUACUAUUUAUUCGUAUUUUAGAGACCUUGGGAGCAGCCGGCGGGGGAAUUUUUUCCCGUAGCCUCGCGGGGGCCAUCGGUCCCGUUAUUCCCGCGCCACCGGAUUACGGAUUAUUGCGUGCCGGCGUUUUUUUUUCGCAGAGAUUCAAACGCAAACAAAUUGUUUGUUUGUUUUCUUUCCACUCUAAUGAUGACGUUUUAUAUUAUUUUCUCGCCAAUGUCGUCAACACAACUGUUGCUCGAACGGAUUUCACGUGCGUUAUCACAAUAAAACCCAAUACCUGUACGUAAAUACAAUAAUAUUCGCUCGUGUGCACACGAAAAUUGCAAUUCCGUAAAUAUCUGUCGUCAGCGUUGAGAGAAAGCUGCAAUAUUACCGAUAACGACGUCGUUUCGGCGUGAAAUUCGAAAAAAUACACGUUUUAAGGUGACCUGCAAAAUAAAAGAAAAAUGUGACGGUUGACAAUCUUUCGGCGUUAGACAAAGGGGUUUUCAAAUGGCAAUAUAUGUAUCCGUCAGAUAUUUCGCGCGGUAUAAAAUAAUAAUGAAAUAUUAUACAGGGUAUUUCGAAUCGUAUAUGUUUACAGUUGCGUACCCAAUAAUUGUAAUCCGGAAAAUCCUGUAAAUUUGAAGACAAAAACCACAAAAAAAAACCGUAUCUCGCGCAGAUUAACUUUAAAUUUUUAAAUGCGUUUGUUUUUCUCCUUCAUCAUUUGUGUAAAAUUACGGAUUUUCAUUUGUAAGCUGUUUGUAAGAACGCGAUAAUUUUCGGUGAAUUUUUUAAUACACUCGGUGUGUUAAAAUUGUGUAUUAUUCAUUUUGUAUACGCUGUUCGCUUAGAAAUUCGUUCAAAACGUUAAAAUCACGUAGACAUUUUAAUUAUCUGUGUAGACCGGAUCUGCAACAGGGAUAAUAAUUAGAUAUGAUAAAAAUUCGGAUUAGCCGAAGUUCGUUUAACCGGAUUUUCGAAAUCCAAAAUUAAAUUUUAAUUUUGAAUUACUUUUUUUUUUUUUUUUUUUGUGAAAAUCAACCAUUUCAAAGUAUUUUUGAAUUUUAAAGAAUCGAAAUUGAAUUUCAACAUUCUAAACCGGCAUUUUCGGCGACCAAAGUCCGAAAUCCGGAUUUUUCGGAUAAUCCGCAGAUUUGUGUCACAUCGCUGUAAUAUUUCCCGUUCGAAUAUAUAGAAGAAAACCGCAAUACGGUCUCUCGACGGGAUCGUGACCUACGUGUAUUUUCGCCUAAACGAUGGAAAUUCAUUUCUUUCGGCUGUCAUAAAAGAUCGUGUAAACACCCGUAAAAACCGUAUAACAAUAGGCGGGCGGUGGGAGCUUUGACGACUUUAUCGUGCGCCAAAGGUCCGUGCGAGACGCACGUGAAAAUGGUGGAGCCGCAAAUGUGUGCAAAUGACAAAGAUUUAUUAUAUACAGUGUGUAUAGAAAAUAUUAUACAGGGCGUCUCCGCGGAGAUCUGACAAAUGCACGAACUUACUGUUGGAUAUUUUUAAGUUUUAUGUUUUUUUCGUAAGAAUUUUUAAAAUUUGCUUUAAAUUAAAAAAUGCAAAUUUUAAUUUUUCAUAAAAUUGAUAUCACAAUAAUAAUCACUAACGGCGAUAACGGUGUGUGUAAAACAAUUUAAAUUAGCAAUUUGAAACGUCUAAAACGAUUAGAAUAUUAACGAUUCGUCGUUUGUGAACAUUUUGUUUCAAAAUGAUUUUAGAAAUAGGAUUCCGCAAGUUAUUUUUGAUUUUUUUUAAAUUCAAAUUUAAAUUUCUAUAUUUAAAAAAAAAAAAAAACAACAUUUAUUGAACACAACGAUCAUAAAACUAAGCUGUAGGCUCCCAGUAAAUAUACGGUCCCAAAAUAAAAUAACAAAACGAAACGAAAACUAUAAUCACAUUCGUCCGCGAGACACCCUGUAUUAUAUUAUAAGGGUAGUACAUAACAUCGUUACGCACAGCGCGUGCGUGUCGGCGGCGUGUAUUGUGGCGCGUACGUACACGUCGUACGCGGUCGGCGGCUGCGGCGGCGGCUGCGGCGGCGGGCAAACGGUGACGGUUUCCAGGGGAGCCGCGUACGAAAGUGACGGCGCGCGGCCGCGAAACCGUGCCGGCGCGGACGACGAUGGGGGUCAAAAGGUCCCGCGCGCGCGUAUUGAUCAUCCGAUGCGGGUGAUGGGCCGGCGCGGCGGCGGACCGCGUGCCGAGGUCGCGGAGCGCGGGCAUCAUCGUCGGCGUCGUCGUAGCCGUCGUCCCCGCCGACGCAGCCCGGCGCAGAAAGGCUAGCGAAAGGCGCCGCGGCAACGGGCCGGGAGGCGCUACACAACGUUUGCCGCGCACACGUACAUACGCGUCGCGUAAUUGCGUACUCCUUGCGUACUAUACAUUAUAUUGUUACGCGCAGCCCGGCCGGUCGCGCACGCGCCCGUGCCGUCCGUAACGCCCCGCGGGACGUUCGCGAAUAAUAAAAUCGUUAGCUCCUACGUUCCUGCAGUGAACUAGUGACCGUCAGAGCGGCGACGGGCCAGUAUCGCUGCUACCGCCGCCGCCGUCACACGGCCGUGCAGUCGCGCGCCGACAAUUUCGCAAACAGCGUUCGUGUGCCGCAGGUCGACUCGCGUCGUCCUGUCGUCUUUAGUAAUAUUUCCAUCGUCGUCGCGCGUUUACGUUUCCCGUCGCCAUCGCGGUGCGUCGCGUACGCGCGUCGACCCAUCGCCGCCGCAACCGCGGGCCCGUGUCGCCCGCGCACCGUAAAUUACAUUUCAUCGACGACCGACUGACCCCUAACCACCACACUCCCCACAUGCUCGCCGCUGUAAAAGGCGGCGGUGAUAUCGCCGCCGCCGUCGGGCCGGCGGCGCGACUGCGGACGCCACGCCGAUGCGUUCGUCCGGGACGCGGGGCCGGCGGCGUCGACGCGCCAUCGUUUCGACCUCGCCGUCCGCGGUGCCACUAUCGUUUCGGCGGGCGCCGUGCUGCGCUGCACAGCCACGGUUGAGUGUGCAGCACCCCUCGAGCACCGUUGACGCCGACCGACCGGGACAUGAUGCACUAUAACGCGGUGACCGACAGGUCCAUGGUGACGCCCCAUUAUUCGGCAGCCGCCGCAAAGCUGCACCAGUUGCAGAAUCAGAACCAUCGGUCUGGCAGCGGUGGCGCGACCGCCAGUUACGGAUUGUUUGGUACGUAGCUGCAGCUGCACGGCGGUCGAGAUUAGCUGCGUUUCCGUUGUGCCGCACACCCCUCCUCCCCUAUUUUUCCUUCCCCGUCACCCGCGAUCCCUGUGACCCAAUUCGCGUGCCCGGGCGAAUACACCGUCUGGCUACGAAGCCCUGCGGUCGCCCGCACGGUUUGUUGUAUACGCCCAUGGACCACCCUCACCCUCACCCCCCCCCCCCCCCCCCCCCCCCCCCCCCCCCCNCCCCUCCGCCAUCACCAGCCACUCUCACCCCCACCUUCACCUCCACCUUCGUACUCCACCUCACACCACACCCUCGCGUCCCACCUCAUACCCCACCCUCGCAUCCCACCUCACACCCCACCAUCGCAUCCCACCUCAUACCCCACCAUCGCGUCCCACCCUAACACACCACCCUUACACUCCACCCUCACCCACCUGCCUUCGACCGCACCCGUACCACCUCCACCCCACCCCCACCCUCUUCCACAGCACUUUGAUGAAAGUCCGCGAUAGUGUCGCGAUUGUACUCGCGCACGAAAAUUCGCAUGCGAUAUUUAUAUUUUAAAUGCCGUCAAUUACAAUCAUUUUCGUUUCUCACGAUUUCCUAUAAGUCAAUCACGAGCUUGAUAUAAUAUUUAAUCGAACGGGCGUAAUUCAGGCACAGGUAUGUAACACGAUCGAACUCCUCCAGCCCGUGCCACGAAAAACGGAUCAUACGAAGCGAAAACCAAAACGAUGACGGGUUUUUAAUUUCCGUGUUAAUGCGACGUUAUUGCAUAUUUUCCCGGCGUUGUCCUACCGUAUUGAAAACUGAACUUACCAUAUUGAUUUAUACAAAUUAAAAAAAAAAAAAAACCGGAUACAGACGAUGAUAAAUGGCAACGGACGAGUUUCAGGCGCUCGCAGUGCUCACAAAUACUGUCACCGAAUAAAUCGGGUAUCAUCGUGACAAUAAACGAAUCGUUGCUCUUAUUGUCUCUGUUAUCGAUCCGAAGCUGGGUUCGCAGCGAUUCCUCACACCCGUCUUCCUCCGAAUUUCCUCGUACGUGUCGUUGUCGAACCGUUGCCAUACGGCGUCGCGCAUGAUCCAUUCGCGGUCCGCACCUAAGCGAACAAAGAGCUCGAGCUAAGCACUCCCCUUUUUCUCCCCUUCCCCCUCCCAUUCUUCUUCCCUUACCCCUCCCAUUCAUCUUACCUUCCCCCUCCCAUUCUUCUUCCCUUUCCCCUCCCAUUCAUCUCGCCUUCCCCCUCCCAUUCUUCUUCCCUUCCCCCUCCUUUUACUUCUCCCCUUCCCUCAUCCCUUCCUCCUAUCAUACCCUCUCCUUCUCCCCUCCCCCCUAUCCCCUCCACCAAAAAACCAACGAUUGGCGUAGAGGGUUCGUUAAAUCUCCGCGUCGUUCCGAAAACAUUCUGAUGCCCCAAAUAACGACUCGCCGCGAAUCGAUUUUCUCGGCCGAAUCGCACAUCGCGAUUACUCGGAGAUUAUUGGUUAUUCCGUUGCUCGUAAAUAUUUGCCGCCCACACGACGGUAUUGCGUCACAGACGGCGUAUUGAUCGUGUGACGGGUACCUCCGAAUACAAUAUUGUUCGGCCGCAAGCCGAUAUCUGAUAAUUUAUUUAUUUUUUUUUUUUCCCGGAUACCCGAUAUCCUCGAUAUAGACGGCCGGUAUACACCUACACGUCGGAUAUGACCUAACUGGUACCGGGUGAUCCAUUUAAACGGGUACACUCAUUAUCUCGGAAAGUAUUGACUUUUUCCGGAAUUUGUUUACCAGAACAUUUAAGAAACAAGCGACUGUACAAUUUUACAUUUAUGCUUAUUUUGUCACACUUAUUUUUGGGGGUUAAACCACCACUACCUACUACCACUGCCCACUUUUGAUUUUCAAAUGGCAAACUAUAUUAAAAUGUACAUACAUAAAUAGAGUAUUAGUUAAAAUACAUUUUAGUGUAGUCAUUUUUGAUUUCCGUCUAUCCGUUGACGAGACAUUCCAGUUUUAAGUUUUGGUUAGCGUGGAGUAUCAUUUGUGUGGCGGCACGGCAUUCGUCGUGUUAAUAAUGCAUCGCUACUCUCCUCCAACCUAGACUUAAAAACGGAAUAUCUUGUCAACGGAUCGAUGGAAAGUAACUCGGCUGAAAUAUUAUAUAAAUUUCAAGUUCAAAACACUAACUAAACAACUAAACAAAUAUACAUACGGUUAUCGUGUUAAAAAUCCAAUUUGGAGGUAGGACACGACCCCAAAUACCCUGCGUGUGCAACUCAAUUUACUUAUUUGAUUUCAAUUGAACCUUUAAGGCACAUUGGUCUAAGUACAGGUACACGCUAAACAUUGCAACGCAGUUGCAUUGUGCCGUGCAACAUGUGACACAGUUUCCAAAUUCAAUAUCUCCCUCCUCGGCAAAAUCCUAAACAGCUGCACUGUUGUAAUAUUAUAUUUUUUCUCUGCGUUCGCGGUGCCCGGUUCGAGUGAUAAUAAUUUCAAUUUCUGUUUUUCUAUUAUCAACGACUGCCUUUAAUAAUUAAGCGUAUUGAGACAUGCAAAUAUGCACUAAAAUAUGCUAUAAAACAUUUUUUUUUUUUUUUUAAUGAAAUUUUAUACUAAAAACUUGAUAUAUAAUUAAUUUAUUAUUAUUAUUAUUAUUAAUGGUAUGUGCGUAAAAUUUUAGUGUUUUGAGAUGAAUAGUUUGAAAGUUAUUGAGAAGCUCAAUAUUAACCCAGUCAACUAUUUUACGAUGGUCAUUUCGACUAUGCCUUGUGUCUUCAGUGCGUAUGAACUCGAACAAUGUAAAUCGAAAAAGUCGGGUAUAAUUCACGGUGUACAAUAAGAUAAGAUACGAGUUUUUGUUCUUUUGUAGCACUUAAAAGCUAUACUAAAAGUUAAAACAUUAUGCUCUAAAAAUCGAAAACCGUAAAACGUACAAAAGUAUGCAAAAUAAAAUUUAAGGUUUAGAUUGGAUUCAUAGAAAGGGACCUUAGUUACCAUGCGCAAAGCGAUCGAUCGGAAUCUUCGUAUUCCGUUUAAGUUUGUCAAUUUGGCCGCAACCCAUAACCGGAUGCAAUAAGUCCAGAUAGGCACUAGGAGAAUUUCCUUAUGAAUUAGUAGUUUACACGACGUUUACAUAUUUCUAUGUUUGACUUGGCUAUUUUGUUUUGGUCGUUCAAAAAUUAUAUGCAAAAUAUAUUGGAAUGAGUCCCUCCUAACCCCAUUAACAAUAUCAUGUACCGUAACCGUUUCCGGCGUCUUGUUUACAGGCUCGAGCCUGGUGAGCAGCACUGGAGAACCGAACCCGUCGGCGGCCCGGCAAUACGGCAGUUUGACGAGGAAAUAUCCUUCGGACGGCGGUGACGAGUUGGCCGCAUGCCUGCCGCCGGAUCUCCGGCACCUCUUGUCGACCACCACGUCCACGGCCCCGUCCCAACAACGACACACGACCACGCAACGGCUACAACAGCACGGGCUUUUGAGGAGUACCGCGGCGACGGCUGCCGCCAAUUCUCUCGUGAGUAUAGCGACCGGUGGUCGUGUAGCGCUCGACCGGUGUAGAUCUUUAAGUAAUGAUGUUAGUAAUGGAUAGUGCCUAGUUCGGAUCAAAAUAAUUCGAUGUUUGGUGAGCAGAAUUCAUAUUUUUCAACUCUAAUAUUAAAGACAUUUCUAUAAUUUUAAGUUCUUCUUCUAGUUUAGUCGAACAAUAUAAAAUGUACUGUUUAAUAAACUGCUGUAAUGGUUUGAAAUCAUUUUAAUUAAAUUAUUAAAUCGAUUACUGUCAUUAAUUAGCUGAGUUAGAUUAGAUAUAAUUAAAAUUUUUAGAUUAAAACAUUGCAUAUAGUCAACAGAAAACCUUAUAGCAAAAUCUUGAAUGACUUUAUCUAAUAAGGGAAUAAAAAAGAUAGACCCUAAUAUGUAUAAAUGUCAUCAUCAGAUUAAUCGAAAUUUUCACGAUAUUUUUAUCGUUUUUGUAAUUCUUGAUCUUUUAAUUUUUAUAUCUAAUUUUUCCCAUCACUUUAUAAGCUUUUACAAACAUUUAUUUAAACGGAUUUUGCGCGGUAUUACGUUUUUCUCCAAGUAUAAUGGUAGCAUGGUUUAAGCAUGGACAAAUUAUAGCAAUUUUAGCAACAGUUUCUGAUGCAACACAUGCAGCACAGACAAAUUAACACUACAAACAUCAUAACACAAAAUAAUAGAUCUAAUCAUAAUUUUUUAAAUUUUUUAACCACUGAAUAAUCUAGAACUUUCCCUCAAAUGGUUGGCUCAACUUUACUUGUAUUAUGUAGUUCUUUACUAAAAUCUAAAUCGAUAUCCGAAAACUCAUCAAUUUGUGAAUAGUUAUUUUAAUGUAAAUCUACAAAACCAACAAAAUCUUCUCUAACAAUAUAUGUAAAAAGCUGUCCUAGCAUAAUAGGGACGGGUGCAGUCUCUGUUGUAGGUGGGAAGUUAAGAAGGUGUAAUACAGAAAGAACUUUAAUAUAUAUUUGUAAACAACGAUAAACUACUGCUAACGAAAAAAUGAUUCUGAGCGGAGUUCAGUUGAUAGUGAUGUUUUGUCAACUAUAUAUAUAUAUGUCAUUUUAUGAAAAAAAAAAUUAAAUUGGCUUUAUAUAUUUUCUUUAAUAAAAUGUGUUUAAUGUUGUACCGAUUUUCCCGUUUUUUUCUGGUUUCCCCGUGUUUUUUCGCGGUUUUUCACAUUAGCUGAGAAAAAUCAUGGGAAAAUCUAAAAAUGACCUCCUUAAAGCACCUACUCUCGCCAAUUUCCUUUCAGAAAAAUUGCUAUCAUUAUUAGUUGGAGCAUAAUUGCUAAAAAAAUAUAAUAAGGUUAUAUUUACCCUUUACCUUCCCAACUUCUUAACUAUAACAGUGCGCCCACUUAUUGUGCGAAGUAUGUCCGUUUGUUUUUUUACUGUCAAUUUUAUUGAAACUAAAAUAAUAUGUUUGAUUUGCACGGUCGUCGACGAUUUCCCGUAGACGCAAUGUAUUAUAUAAAUAUGAUGUAUAUAUCAGUAAACGAUGUUAAAUUCAUAUUAACUUUGUUAUCUAGUAAUUAACGUUAAUGGAAAAAUAAUUAAUAAUUUGCAAGGCUUUUAACAUUAAUUACGUUGAUUCCAAACAAUAUUAGUUAAGUAUGUUAGUUGCAAUUCAAUUAGAAUUUAAUUUUAUGAUAAUUAUUGUAUAUUUGUUGAUUAAUAAGAAAAAAAAAAAAAAAGAUAAUAUUUAAAUUUGUAUAUGAUAAUUAUUUAUUUUCACACGAUAAAGAAGUGUGGCAUUUAGAAUAAUUUCCAAACUAUACGACAGGCACAUAUAUUCGUUUCACGUUUCGUAUUACAGUGACAUCUUUGAUAGCCGUGUGUGCCCAUAACACUAUUACAGCCUGUAGCUUCUUGAAAUGCUAUCUCUUUUUCUCCCGAUGAUUCAAGAAGCGUCUUGAGGUUUAACGAAAUUUCUUUGCAUGACACGAGUUGAUGUCUCGUAUACUUGUGUUUAAGAAAACCAUUUUCGGUAUGUAAUUCAAAUAUAAUAUAAAUACAUCAGAAAGCCCUGCGCUAGUAGUCCCCACUAAGCUUAUCAAUACUGCAUCAGUAAUACUAUCCAUUAUCGUUAAGACAACAACAUUUUCUACCGCGUGUAGAAAUUAUCGAUAAUCAAACCAAACAAAAAAUAAAUAACGAUAUAAACUGGUUUUUUAGAUAACUAACGCCGUUUAUAUCAUCCUAUUUUCCCGUUUUUUUCUGCUGUUUUUCUCGUAUUUUUCCGGGGGUGUUCCCAUUUAUUAUGAAAACGGCUGGUAAAAUUAAAAAAAUAAUCUCCCCAAAGUACCACCCCGGUAGAAAAAUGCUCUCAGAAAAAGUGCUAUUAUUGUAAAUCGGAGCAAAAUUUCAGGUAGAAAAGUUGUUCACAGAGAAUAAUAAAAAAAAAAAUAAAAUAAAAAUCGUUGUAAAACCAACGCAUUCCUCGAUCCGCUCAGAAUCUAAAUGAAAAAAAAAAAAAAUAAUAAUAAUAGUACGCCCACGUCUCUAACGUCUCGUGGUACGGUUUGUCGCAGAGUACUGCGUCUUCGCUGGGCAUGUACGGCGGCGGCGGCGGCGGCGGCGGCGGCGUCGGAGGCGCCAGGAAACAGUGGACGUCGUCUUGGUCGUACCACGACGACGCCGGCAUCGGUUACCCUUCGUCCAUGGACCGUCGCAUCGGCACCACGGGCAGACAGACGGCCGGGCUCUACGGAACGGGCACGGGCAGCGUGCUGGACCAGCAGCACUACCGCACCGCCGGCAGGACGAUGGCCACGGCGAGAUCGCUGGGCGUUUACGACGGCAACAGCCUGUUGUACCGCUGUUCGACGAGCAACGUGUAAGUGCGGCGUACCGUAUGCAAUAGUUAUAACUUCGCGCCGGCGCGCGGACCCAGUAAUAUUAUUGCGCGUCGUAUGUGGCCGAUCCCGACUUCCCGUGGCGCGGUCCCGCGUGUCGUCGGGCCUGACGAACGGCAUACCGCGGACCAGUGGCGUGCGCACGGGGACGGUGGGGGGGAGGGAGGCGAGGGGUUAUGUCCCCUCACCUUCCCCCCCCCGCUCAGUUGGCUUGAACGCACAAAAAAUACACUUACAUUUAGUAGUCUGGACAUGGAAACGGAUAUACUAUAUUUCAGCCAAGUGGCGCGAGAUAAAGCGUCACGUAUCGAUCGUAGAAAUCGGCUUUUUUUCUCAGGCUUUUAAAUUCCCAUACAGCCAAGUCGGGUAGAGCAGACCCGGGUAGAACAUCCCCUUCCGUUGGAAAUUCCUGUGCGCGCCACUGUUACAGACUCCGUACGGUUACCGCGUCGGGUUUUUUCGAGACAGUACGUCCGUGGGGUGACACGGCAAAAGGGUCGUAAGCGACACUUUGGGUCUAAGCGACACGGCUACACAAUUGGAUGGAGAAAUACGCGUUUCGUCCAUUCGCACGUGCGCGAACACAGCUGUGACCGUUAUCUAACGACAAUUUGAAUUUUAAGCUUGGGGCGUAAACGAUACUUUUCAUUCCGUCUUCUCAAUUUGUAUAGGGUCUAAACGACAAAAAAAAAAAUGUUAAAAUUGAAAUGGUUUUUGAUUCUUCUGAAAUCUGUGAAUUGUGUCGCUUAGAACAUCAAACCCCUUUGCCGUGUCGCCAUCGAUAUAAUGUGUACUAUACAGCGUCCUAUGUCUUGCACGGAGUAUUUGAUACAUACCUUCUCUACGUGGUCUAUACUGAUUAUUUCGGGAAAUAGAUAUCAACUAUACGAAAAAAACCAAUCGAGAUUACCGAAAUGAAACACUCGACAUUUUUUUCAAAAACAAGUUACAAUAAAUCGCAGGCGGUUUUUUAGUUACCCGAAAUAAAUUAGGUAUUUAAAUUACUCUUUCGGUUUUAGCGGUAAAACUGCGCACGUACGGGCGAUGAUAAUAUUAUAUCUUGACGGAUUUUUAAACUUUUUGAGAGUAUAAUUACGUAGUGUACCCUGUGGGAACACCGGGGCGUGUGCCACGCAGAAAGAUGUGAGGGGUUGUUUUUUUUUCCGGUCCGCCAGACAUGGUCGCGUGCGAACCGUCGACGAGAUGUUUUCGUUCGCGGAUGUUUUCGGAUUCGAGCUACCGACGAACUGUUGCGGGUUCCGGAGCGGUUCGAUCGAACGAGCCGCGAGAAUGUGUAAAGGAAAGGAAAACGUUAUUUUCGCGUUUGAUAUUUUAUUAUACCCGUACGUGCAAAAGCGGAAGGGGUUUUGCGUACGAGGAUUAUUAACCGGCGGGUGUACUCCGAGAAACGCACAAUCUUCAUGUUGCGGAGAACGGGGAAAAUUAAACUUUAGAAACUUUGUACCCGCAGCGACUUAUCCGUAUACGAGAAAACGGUGUUAAAAAGCAAUGACGAAAGUUUCUUUUGCGCCCCGACAAAACUAUUCUACUCUGCGGCGAUACGCGAACGGGUGCGUCUAUUAUCGAUUUACAAAAGAAAGAAACUAUACUGAGCGAUCGACAGAACGCAAGACACGCAUUGUCUCGGAAAAUGUUGAAUUUUCUCGGAAUUCGUUUUUCGGAACAUUUAAGAACGUAACGGGUAUUUUGUUUUGUUUUUUUUUUUUUUUUUUUUGACACUUGUUUAUAAGUUGCCAAACCACUACCCGCCAACCUGAUUUUCAAACGACGAUCCACACUAAAGAUUUCACAUAUAGACGGAGGUAUUAGUUUAAAUGCAUUUUGCUGUUGACACUAUUGAUUUCCGUCAAUCUUUCGGCGAGAUAUUUUUAGUUCAGGUAUAGUGACGGAACACUAUUACGGCACCUCGUGCCGGGCCACCUCACAUAUGGCACACGACUAUUCUCUCCCCGGCGAAUCUUAACUCGUCCAUGGACCGACAGAAACUAAACAGUUUCACCGGUAAAAUUGAUUUAGACUAGUACUCCGUAUCUGUUUAUGGAAAAUUGAAAAUACAGGUGCCGUUUAAAAAUCUAAUGUAGGUAGUGGUUCAACCCUCUGAAAUAGAGGCGAUAAAAACAAAAGUAACAUUUCAGAACUACUUGUUUUUCUUAAAUGUUCUAAAAAAAAAAAAACAAUUGACGAAUUAAACUUGCCGAAAUAACGGGCGCAAUACGUUACGUUUAUCGCCGUGUAUGCACAGAGCUGUUUUGACCGAGCAAAAGUGUUGAACGAGUGAAAGUGCACCGUUUUAGGAGACUUUGGGAAAAUCAAAAAAAGAAAAAAAAAAAAAAAGCCCACUGUAUAAUAGGACGUGAUAUUUUAAUAUACUCGUGUAUUACGCACAGGCCGGACAAUCUGGAAAGGCGGUGGUACCAGAACCAGCAGCAGAGACAUGUCGGCGGCGGUAGCAGCGGAUCGAGGAUGAUCAGAGGAUUGGGAGGCGGCAACAAACACAUGUCCGACAUGUACGACGACGACGAUUAUAUGCACCGGUUGCAGCAGGACGACGGCACCGUGUCCGCGCUGUUACUGGACGACGGGGUCUUGGGAGGAGGUUACGGGAGCAGGAACGUGGUAAGUAUCGGCCGUCGUAUUCCGUUAUCGCCGCGGCCGUCCGCCCGACCUGACCCGUUUGUUCGUUCGGAACAGGACUUUUUGCCGACCAGACCGCGGUCUCGGUCAUACGGCGGUGGCGAGGACCCGGCGUCCACGACGUCCUGGAGAAACUGGCCGGACACAGGCGGCGGUUCCGGCUAUUUGGGCGGCGCGUUGCGCGAGACGGCGAUCGGGUCGUCGGCCGCGAUUUUCGACCACAACGGACACCGGCGCGGCACUGCGAUGAACUCUGUCUCGGCCGAACAAAAAAGGUAAAGCUCGCCGUCCGCGCAGCAGAGCGGGCGCAACAAUAAUCGCCAAGCAGCGUUUCGUUCGUAACUGAUGUGUACCGCGUUGCAGAUGGGACGUGCGGCGAAACAACCGCCGGCAGCGGAGGUACAGCGACGGCGGCGGUGCCGGCGACAUGGACCCGCGCCGGCCGUACGAUUACCAGAUGCAACAUCACCUGCCGAUGAUGACGUCCAUGAUGAAAUACGGGACGGCCGUGGGAGGCCGACGGUCGCGUUCUUGGGACCCGUCGCCGUCGCCCACCUCCAACCCGUAUCUGGACGUCGACGACGGCGGUUACGGCGACUACAUGUUGGACGGGUACGGCGGCGGCGGCGGCGGCGGCGGCGGCUGCGAUUACGACACGAUGGCGGCGCUGGCGGCGGAGGAAGAGCACGACGAGGAGUUGCAGCGCGAGGAGAAGAAGGCCCGGAUCAAGGCGGAAAUCGCCCGGCGCCGCCGGCAGAUCGAGGACAACGUGCGGCUGCACGAGGAGCUGUUGCGUUUGGCCAGGAUGCGCGAGAACGCGGAACACGAGUAUUCGACGUCCAUGUUGCCAUCGCUGUCCACCGCAGGUAUAUUGCGAUUAUAAUUGUAUUUUUACAUCAUUACGCGUGUGAAUGACAAUAAAUCGCGUUUAAAUAUAAUACGAUAAAAUAUACGUAUAUUUAUAAUAGUAGCGAAUACGCAAUACAUAAUAAUACGAUAAUGUCAUAAGCGAAACGGCCUAGCCCGCGGAUUACAAUAAUACAGGUGCAAUGCGUGGUGGCCGGCGGGAAAUAUUACGAACGGGUUGGUUGGUUGAAGGUUCGUGUAUUGAUAGCACUGUGGGAACGGCGGCGGCCGCCGGCCCCUGGGCGGUAAGUACACAAUUGAAUUGGAACGGUAACGCGCAUCGCGCUGGAAACGAUGACGAUAACGAUAAUGAUUAACAAUAACGAACCGGACGCCAGUUUGCCGUCGAAUUAUGUUUGCACGAGGUAUUGGUUGUUUUCGUUGGCUGGUCGGGAGGGGUGGGGGAACGGGGGAUACACUCAGCACUGCCGGCGUGAUAAGGAAACAUAACGUUGAGAAAAAAAAAAAAAAAAAAAAUAACCGACCGUCGAAAUUUGAAAUUUCGCGACUGCGCGAAUUUAACGCCGACGCGUCGACGGCCCCGGAGACACGAGCGUUCAAAAUGUAUUCACGCGCAUGAACAGACCGACCGGUCUAACGUUUAUGGUUAGAUUUAUUGUUCGACGUGUUGUAACGUAGACCGUAGUUUCGUGCGUACGCCCGGGGUUUAUUUUAUUCGAACCGGUGGGUACGUUGGUUAGAAACAGAUUUUCAGAACUCAAUUCUGUACGGUCCAAUUGAACGGUGAACAGGUACGAGUACCUACUUUAAAAUACGUUUGCGUCGCGUUUACGCGCCAAUAAGCUAUCCGGACGUCGUUGUUGCGUAUACUGUAGUUUUAAUCUAAUUGGUGUCGUUCGCGAUAGAUAAAAGGCCAAAGAUAGCGCACGCCAAAUGCAAUAAAGCAAGAGCAAUUGCGUAGACGAUUCCCCGACUAGGUGAACAUUUUGUGUCGUUUUGUGUGAGUUGGUGUGCUUGGACCGUUCGAGGUUAUAAUUCUUAUCAUGCCGGAAGAACUGGUCCGCGCGGCGCCGACCCGGCGGGCCGCACGCUCCACGCCGUGGCCAACGGCCGUUUUUUCGAGAACCCGGGGCGCGGCCGCCAGUGUUUGUGUCGUUGACACGUGCGCGUAUACGUGCUACGUUGGCCGACGUGUGACUGUCAAUAAUCGAUUUCUACUCGAACCGGCCCGAAAACGGAUUCGCGCGAACGCGCGGCGUAUACGCGUUCCGUUCCCGGCGCACGUGCUCGUACGGCACCAUACACACGCGACUCCUCGUCUUUAUAACGCGUUCGUAACGGGCGCCGCGCGGGACGUCGUCGUCACCGUCGUCGCGUCGCCGGAGAGUCGAAUAUUCCCCGCGCGGGAGAUCGGAAAACCUGUGGUGGCCACAGUGUACGACGACGGGGCGGGCGGGCGCGCCGUGCCCGUGUGGUUGUGCCGAAAUACGGCGUCACGUUUAAGCGAGCGCCCGUUGUAUUCGUUGUGAAACCGCUUGUAUAAUUUACCGUAAUGUAUUGUCCAGUCAACAAUGAUUGAUUGAUUAUUGUAACGCGGGACGUGUCAUUGUUACGUUAAUGUUGUUGUAAUAACAUUGCACCCGCCUACACUAUUAUAUCCGCGCGCAUCGCUCUCGCGUGCGCGUGUACAUGUUAUGCAUUAUAUUAUAUACGUAUAAGUAUGGUACGGUAGCGUGACGGCGGCGUGUGUGCAUAUCAUACAGGUGGCUGUUACGCGGGACGGCGACCGAUGACCGAAGACGAGUGUCGGGUGUUUUCGCGUGCGGCCGAAAAGAUCGCCGAGGAACGGUCCAUGGAGCGGAUCGCGUCCACGUUCCGGACCGCGGCCGCGGCCGCUGCCGGGGGUUACGCGCGACGGACGGUCGGCGGUGGCGGCGGUGGCAGCGGCGGCGGCGGCGGCGGCGGCGGCUGCGGCGGCGGUGAUGGCGGUGGCGGCGGCGGCGGUGGCGGCGGCGGGUACGUUUACGGCGACGAUUUCGGCCCGGGCUCAUUGGGCUCGACAAUUGUCGGCGAGUACAUGCCGCCGCACGCCAUGCCGCUGUUGCCAGAUAUGCCAACCAGAAGCCGGAGGCUGUUGGAGAAUCUCGGUAGUACACCUAUCACGGAUUCCGUGUUGCUGUACGACGCCGAGCAAAAGCACAAGAAGGCGGUCAACUUUCUCAACGUCCUGUCGUGAAUGCUCGCGGCGGGACACGACAUGGCGGUGCGGCCGUCAUCAUCAUCAUCAUCAUCAUCAUCAUCAUCGUCGUCGUCAUCAUAAUGUUCGACGUCGCACAUCUCCCGAUCAACCAUCGAUUUGAUUGCGCGCACAUAAUAUCGAUCCGUAAUAACGACACAACCGUAUUGUAAUAUAACGAUAAAUAAUGCAUACAAAAACUACCUUUCUAUAAUAACCGUAUUAUAAUAACUAUAAGGAUGACUAAUAAUGUGUUAAAAACACAACCUUCCAAAUUAAAUUCGUAUUAAAAAAAACUAUAAGCGUCCAAAGUGUAUUAAAAAAAAAAAAAUAUACCAAAUUAAAUACACAUUAUAAUAAUUGUAAGGAUAAAUAAUUUAUUUAAAAAAAAAAAAAAACCUUUUUAAUUAAAUUAGUAUUAUAACACUUAUAAAAAUACAAAAUUUAUCAAAAAACGGGCCUGUCUAAAAAUCCCUAUUAUUAAAACUAUAAAGAUAUAAGUAUAAUAUUUUAUUCGAAAAAACACACCUAAUUAAAUUCGGAUUAUAAUAAUUGUAAGGAUAAAUAAUGUAUGAAAAAACCUUUUAAAAUAAAUUUGUAUCAUAGUGAUUAGAAGGAUAUAAUAUGUCUUUAAAAAAACCUAUUUUGUUUAAAGCGAAUUAUAUUAAAUGUAAGGAUACAAAAUGUAUUCAAAAAUAAAUACCUAAUUAAAUUCGGAUUACAAUAAUUGUAAGGAUUAAUAAUAUAAUUAAAAAAAUUAUCUUCUAAUUUAAUUCGUAUUAAAAUAAAUAUAAGUAUACAAAAUGUAUUCAAAAAAUACAUACCUAAUUAAAGGCGUAUUAUUAUAAUUGUAAGGACUAGUAAUAAUAUUCAAAAAAAAUUAUCUUCUAAUUUAAUUCGUAUUAUAAUAAAUAUAAGGAUACAAAAUGUAUUCACGAAUACACACUCAAUUAAAGGAGUAUUAUUUUAAUUGUAAGGAUAAUUAAUAUAUUAAAAAAAAAAAGCCUCUUCUAAUUUUAUUCGUAUUAUUAUAAUUAGGAGAAUACAUAACGUAUUUAAAUAUGUACAAAUCUAAUUAAAUUCGGAUUAUAUUUCGGGGCCGUGUUAAUAACCGGUGCGGCGGAUAACGUGCGUACAACGGAAACGCCCAGGUUUAACCGAGUUUACGUUGCAUUUAACACGGCCCGGGUUAAUUACUUUUUUUUUUUUUGAUAAAUGUUUGUGUUGUGCGUAAUGAUAAUGUAUUGUAUUAUAUUUAUUUUAAAACGAGAAAAAAAACCCCGGUUCGAGCUUCAGGUAUACAUAUUUCGGUCUGUCCACCUCGUUACCGAUGUUUUGGGUUUCUUUCUUAUAUAUAUAAAAAAAGAAAAUUUAUAACGAUAAGUUAUUAAAAACUAAUCCCUAAUUAUAGUCUGUUAAUAUACAUCGGCCGUGUUAAAAAGCGGCGGGCGAACAAAGGGUAAAACGGCAAUCGUCCGGGUUUGAAUAGUAACGGUCAAAUUAGUUUUCAAAAAAAAAAAAAACCGUUUUCCAACGGUGACGUGCGAUAUUUGUCCCUUUGCGAUGUUUUUCGGGCGUCGGAACGGCCCGUCGAGGAACGGGCGACGGUGAACGCGCGCGGCCCGCUUUCAGUAAUUGCAUCGGGUGCCCGAUGAACGCGGCGUCGGCUCGGAGGACGGUUAGCGUUCGCGCGAUGUCAUUGGCGAAGGACGUUGAACGCACACGAACGGAGCAGAGGCGAACGCGCGAUUCUGUUCGCCGCGUCAAAUCCCACGCAUUAUUCCGCGUACGGUUCGCACGCGUUACAGUGUUCGCUUCUUUUUUUUCGAGCCGUACAUAUUAGCCGUACGGUAUUCGAGUGGCGCGCGAGAAUACGCACCGCCACGACGGACUCGAUGGCUUAUUAUGCGCCGCGCGCGUAUCGCGCACGUCGACGUUUAAUCGAGACAUUGAGUAUUUGGCCGACAUCUCGCCAGUCGUUCGCCUCAAAACGCAAAGGUCAUGUCAUGACGCUACGUCAACUAAAACAACGGACCGAUUGUUGAAUGUCAAGCGUCGCGGGUUCACGGCAUUAGGCCGAUGCGAAAUUUCGUCGGAGCGUGUAUCCGGUGCGCAUCCGAACGUUUACCCGGAUCGAAAAGUCCCCAAGACCGACAUUAAUGCGAAAUAGCAUUGCCGCGAUUGCGGUACAUUAGGUGACGCGUACAACAAUCGUAAUAGCAGUUUAACGGUAAUGGCGUGUAAACAUCAAAUGACCGAAGCGCGAGGAAAACGAUUUGCCGGGCACGACGAUUACGGUACACCGAGCACGGGAUUAUUGAGGUUAUGGUGUCGGUACACAAUGACGGUUAAUGAUGAAAUACCCGGGUGCGCGUGUUUGUAUUGAACGGGCACAAUCGCCCGGGGCCGAAGAGCUUAAAAAUUAUAUAAUUUUCGAAAAUUUUUCCGCCCGUAUUGAAAACUAUAAAAAAUAAAAAACAAAAAAAAAAAAAAAAAAACCAAAAACAAAACCCUACUCGAGCCCUUCUUCCCGACGGACGAAACCACCGUGCAAAUGCUACGCGACUGUGUACUACAUUAAAAAUUAAUUGAUAAGAACAGUGAUAAGAACAACACGACGUUCGAAUACGAAUGGCACGGGAGGAGAACUAGUGAUCACUUUUAUUUUAAAUCUCAGAAAAACAUUAUUUAAAUUUCAAAACGACACUAAAUUUGUUGGGAAUGGAAUUUUCGUCGUAUGUGCCUAUUUAAUAUCAAUUUUUCGUAACUUGUGAUGUGCUCGUUUGCAAUUUGUUAAAAAUUUAAUUUAUUUUCAAUAUAUAUAUAUAUUUUUGUAGAAACGAUCAUAUGCAUACUUACACACAUACACGUACACGCAUGUACGCAUACGUCGAACCAUAAAACUGAAUACAUCGCCGUGUUAUAUGUUACGAUGACGACGACGACGAUAAAGUAGCAAAUUAGAUGAUAUUUUUGAGAAAAACAAAACCCCCCUUUAGAAAAACGUACACAUAAAAUUUACAUAGUGCAACCCGAAAGGCGCAUUUUUUUUUCACUUCCAAUUCAAGCACUGACAUCUCGAACGAAAAAAAUUAUGUCCGCGGGCGCCCGUGCGGGGUGAGACAUCGGCCUUCUCCUGAAAACAGUUCACUAAUAAUAUUUCAACCCUUCCUAUUCCACCGCGCGGACUUUUCGCCCGCGGAUAUACGGUCGUAUGGAUAUUUUACCGGCGUGCGGCGGCGUUGCUCCGAGACCUGUUCGAGUGGGGCAAAGGGGAGGGGGGAUAAAGAUAUUUGCAUUGAAUCGCAUUUCCGAAUAGGAUUCGGAGAGGAAAAUCGAUACUAACGAAUGGCCGAAGACUCGUAGACGUUCGAUAACUACACGGGAAUGUAUGCGCAAAAUUGUAGAAGGACGUAUGAGAUUACGUGUUGAAAAAUCUCGGACGUCGUGGGUAGCGUCGCGCGUAUCUGCCGUGUCCACCGGAAUAUCGUCGUCGUCGUGAAUAUUACCGAAAUUUUAAAAUCACUAUCAAAACAGUUAAUAAUAAUUGCGGUACACUAAAUUUUUGUAAUAAUUCAAACGCACCGUUGUGCGCACAUACGGAUAAUAUAGUUUCUGUAAUUUACGUACAAUAUAACAUAUUUCGAAUCGCAACGAAUUUUUUAGGUAAUCGAAAUUUUUUUUUUUUUUCCAAUUCGGAUAUCAUUAAUCAAUUAUUCUGCACCCGUACCAUAACAGCAGUUCGCUAAAUCGCGACGCGCUCGUCACGCCGGCGUUUUCGAAAUUGUCCGCCCGGUGCCGCGAACGUUCGGUACCCGACAUUUAUCGCGACGCGUCCAAUUCUGUACCGCGUCGUGGUUCCACACGCGGUCCAUACGCGAUCCGUACGCGGCGGGAAACCCGUCCGGAAACGACCCGCGGGAGGCGGGCGAUAAACGUCGAGAAACGCCCCCUCCCCCCUCCCCGUUUACGUUACCGUUGCGCGCUCAGAGCCGACGCAACGCCAUGUACACCCAGACCGCCACGCGCGGGUCACUGUUGCGAUAGCGUCGCGCGCCGUGUCCGGCGACGCCACGCCGUUACGCUGUGUUGCGUGCGAAACAGCGUCAGCCGCAUUUCACGGAUCGAUUUUCACGACAAUAUCGUUAAUUAUAUUAUUACUAUUGUUUGUUUACGGCACGGCAUUCCGUUACCUAAUAUCUCAUAAUGUUAUUAUUAUUAUUGUUAUUAUUAUUACUGUCGCUAUCGGAAACUACGGGUUGCCGACCGGCGGCCAUAUAGGACGCGCGGCGUCGCGCGUGUUCCCCCCCCCUCCCCCGGGCAUUCCCAAUACGAUUUUUUUCGGAUCGGGUGUUUUUUUUUUUUUUUUUUUGUUUGCCACCGAACGUAUGCGUUGCGUUCGUGUCGUUCUACUGUCGUCUUUUAUCGACGGUUAAUUCGCCGUCCAAUUCGCACAUGGUACAGUUUAGAAUAUUUCGGCACAGUCCGCGGGUUAGUAAGACAAAAUACGAUUUCAGCAACGCCCACCGCCAGAACUCCGGGGGCCACGACCGUCUGUGUGAAAUUAUUCGGAGGACGGAAACACGUACGCGGCCAAUUUUAAAAACAAAAAAAAAAUAACACACUUAUCUUACGCGUUUGUCACGGUGGUAAACAUUCGACGGUGGUUGCGAUUUACAAGAGUCCUAUCAGAAGCGGAUUUAAAGGAGGAAGGGGUCCAAGGGGUCCGGAAUCCCCCUCCCUAGACACCGAUAUGACAAUUUCAAUAAAACGCCAUCUGAUAAAGGAGAAAUACAAUAACAGAUACCUUUUAAAUACAUAAUACUUUUCGGGACCCCUCUCCCAGGGAAAUGUUGAAAAUCCGUCGCUGAGUCCUGAAUUACGAUCGGACCGCGAACCGGUAAAUUUGAUCCGACGCCGCGCGGCUUUGACUUAAAUUAUUAGCGAGAUACCCUAUGUCGGUCGGCAAUCUAUAAUUUUUUAUUAUAUUAGUUAUAUUAAGUAUAUGUAAUUAUAUUAUAAUUAUAUUAUAUUGUAUUAGUAUUGUGUCGAAUUUAAAAAUAAUAUGCAAUGUUUGUUUGAUUUUAAGUGAGGAAUAGACCGAAAGUCAAACGUUUAUAUUAAUAUAAGAUAAUAAUAUAUUCAAUAACUAAGCUAAACGUGUGUUUAUAUAGAGAUUAAUUUUAAAUUAUACGUGUUUUAAACGGAAUCGUAAUACUUGCGUUGUGUUAUUGAGAAUAGGCGAGUUUCCUUUUAUUAAAAUAAAGAAUUUCUUUUUGUUUAUAGUCCUAGACCUUGCAUUUAUUUUAUCUUCUUUGAAAAUAGCUUUACAACAUGGCCGCUAUAAUUCAAUCGAAUUACACUGCCGUGUUGAAAAUGUAAAAUUAAUGUGGUAUAACAUAUAAUUGCUGGGGUUGUAAGAAAAAUUAUAAAUGGAAAGUUGCAUCGCGUUUAGAACGGGGCGAAUUAUCGUUGUAAAGUCAUUCGUCCUAUUAACGACGAGUCGCAGUGGCGGAUUUGAGUGAGAGGGGAAGGAAACACGAGGACCACCAUCCCUUGUAUGGUUUUUCUUUAAAUCACUACUCCAAUAUUAUAUGUUGGCCAGUAACUGGGAGCGGGGACCAGUGCAGGUGUAUAAUUUUGAACAUAAAAGAUGCGAGUGUAAUGUACAGUGCAUAGCAUUAUAAUAUCAAAGAAACUUUAGAUCCCCCCGCCCUGAAAUCAUUUAUUUUCGGUAUCUAUGAUAUCCCUCCCCCUUCUUUAAUGAGCUUCAGAUCCGUCACUGAUUUGUCCAGUGAAGAGAGCAAAACGUAACGUGAAUUAUUACUAUAUUAUCGUAAAUAUACCUGUAUCGAAGCAUUAUUCCGGCGAACACAGACUCGAUAGGUAUUAUUGUUUCGAAAAAUAAAAAAAAGAAUACAUUAUGAAAAAUCAAUCGACGUUAAUCUCAAUCGAUUGCAGUUCAAAGCGUUUAUAAAUGUGCGAUUUUAUCGAAUUGAAAAACAAAACGUUAAAAAAAAAUAUGCGUUUUACGUAACAUUCAUGCAUUAAUUGCAUAUUAAUUUCCUACGUGCAAACUGAUAAAACGGUUCAUCAUCGCAUACAAUUUCGACGCUUAUUUCCGGUUUAUGAAUGGAAAAUGUUUUUUUUUAAUUAUAUAAGUUGAAUAAUCGAUUUCGAACAACGUUAUUUGUUCGCAUAAAUGCGUAUGACGAGUGCGCACCAAUCGCCAUGAUAAAUUACUAUAAUAAGUUAAAUUUAGAAUAAUUAUCACCUAAUUCGUUUUAUUUUUAAUUUAUAAUGUUACGUAAAUUUAUCAAUAUCAAAAAACAAUAAAAAAAUAAAAAAUAAAAAAUAAAAAAAUAAAAAAAAUAAACGAAAGACAGUCCUUAACACAUAUCUAUCCAUUAGGAUCAUUAUUCUGUUCUUCGAGUAAUAUUUACCUAUCUAAUAUAUAUAAUUAUUACGGCAUUUGUAUUUUGUAUAUUGUGUAUUUUUCAUUUUCGUUGUAUUAACAUACACGGUUAUCUCGUUACCACAUUAUAAUACUAAUAACAAUAAUAUCGUUAACGCGAAACCGCGAUUUCUCGACACGUACGCAAUGUCCGUUAAACAUACAUUUGUUACGCGUGUAUGAAUAUAAUAUACGAUAAUGAUAAUUUGUUCGUCCGAAAGUGUCGUGCGCGAUCCAUAAGGGUGUGUACAAACAGUGUUUACGUCCGUUCGUAAAUCAUAUACAGGAGUGAAAACGUCCACGGUACAAUAAUUUCUUGUAAUGAUUAUUUGUACGUCAAUUUAUAUAUAAAAACGCGAAACACGCGAAUUUUAGCGUAAAUUUAUUAUGUAUUAAUAAAACGACAGGGGCGGCUCCAGAGGCUCGGUGGUGGAGAGCAGGGCUAAGUCCCGUCUUUCAAAAAAUUGUAAAAAGCAUAUUUUAUAUUUUAUAGUUUGUAUGUAAUUCAUAGUAUAAUGGAGAUACCAGCACUAACUACACGACACUAGUUGUCUAUGUCGAUAGUAUGCAAUUUUUUCUUUUUUUUUUUUUUUUCGGAAAGUUGUUUUUGACAAAAAAUACGAACACGGGAAGGGAGGCGGACCCAAAGACCUCUAACACGGAGUCGCUCUCGAAUUAAAAUAAAAAUAGCUAGCGGAUGAUAUUAUUAUAUAUUGUAUACGAUAAUAAUCAUUAUUAAAUUGUUACUUGGUGGAAUAAAAAAAAAAAAAAAUAAUUUAAUGAAAUCAAAACACGAUUGAAAAUACAAAAAAAUAAAAAUUUUGCUUUCAGGAAGAUAG
Molecule: messenger RNA, 99645 nt
Organism: Cinara cedri
Lineage: Eukaryota; Metazoa; Arthropoda; Insecta; Hemiptera; Aphididae
Source: the annotation of a GenBank genome assembly